Molecule: messenger RNA, 97799 nt
Organism: Podarcis lilfordi (Lilford's wall lizard)
Lineage: Eukaryota; Metazoa; Chordata; Lepidosauria; Squamata; Lacertidae
Source: the annotation of a GenBank genome assembly
GUGGCCCUGCGCGCAUGUCACGAGGCGGGACGAAGAUGGCGGCGCUCUGCGGCGACGACGGCGGCUUCCGGUGUCCGGCGAUCCGUUGAAUGGGCGAAGCGAGGAAGUUAGUUCCGGAGGAAGGCUGCUCCCGCGGUUGAGAAGUUAGCCCUGUUUCUUGGCUUGCGCAGCUCUCGAACCCUGUGCUGUUCACUCUUGCGCGGUGAGUUCCAGAGACGUCGCUGAAGCAGCAGCAGAAUGACGAGCGAGGGUAACGAAACGCGGAACCCGGCGGAAGGUGGACCCCCCAAACUGCAGUUUGUCCCCUUCAGCAGCGCCUUGGAUGCUGGCUUUUGGCAUGAGCUGACCCAGAAGAAGCUCAAUGAGUACAAGCUCGACGAGACCCCCAAGGCGAUCAGAGGCUAUUACUAUAAUGGCAAGUACACUGUGGGCCAUUUCUCUUCUCCGGGGGUGGGUGGGGGGAUUGUUGACCCCAGUAAUAGUGGUUCAUGCUGCUGGAUCACGCCCUGCGCAGGUUAAAGGCAGAUUCUCACGAUGCCGAGGACGUGUAUGCUGGCAAAAUGAAGCAGUUAUAGCAUUACUUCAUUACGCGAAGUGUAACCUGCUCCUCCUGCGCAUGUUUACUCGACGGUAAGCGCCGCUCUCGAAUUCCGCGGCAUAGGAUAUUGUAGCCAACCCCACACAUUUCAUUCGGAGUAAGACCCACUGAACUGAGCGGCAGUUAACUUUUGAGCCAAACGUGCAUAGGAUCUCGGGGUUUUCAGUUGAUGCGGGUGCUUUGUGGCCCCCCUGCAGAGGCUUCAACGUCAGUGUCCAUGUCACUGAAAAUAUGUACUCAUUUAUAUUUGUAUACCGUUUAAUCACCAAGACUUCUAAGCAGUUUAUAUAAAGCAGUAUAAAAUAUACAUCAAAAUACUGGUAACAUCAAAUGUUAAAAACAAGCUCCCCUAUGUUUCCCCCAAAAUACAGUGGUACCUCGGUUUAAGAACAGCCCUGUUUACGAACUAUUCGGUUUAUGAACUCUGCAGAACCGGAAGUAGUGUCCCGGUUUGCAAACUUUACCUCGGUCUAAGAAUGGAAGCUGAACGGUGGAAGGACACCGGCGGCAGGAGGCCUCAUUAGAGAAAGCGCACCUCGGUUUAAGAAUGGUUUCGGUUUAAGAACAGAAUUCGGGAACGGAUUAAGUUCGUAAACCAAGGUACCACUGUAUAAGUAAAACCGGCGGUUUGAAAAUAUACAAAAUAAAAUGGUAUGCUGAAAUUCAUGCAAUAAUUAACAAAGUUUUUAGAAGGCACCAGAAGCAAUAAACGUGUUUGACUAAUAUCAAUGGGCAGGGAGUUCCAGACUGUAGCGAUUGCCACACUGAAAGAUCUGUUUCUUGGAAGCAUGGAGCAAACAUGACGUGGCCCUUGUAAAACUGUCUGUUCUGCAGACUGAAGCAGUCUGUUGGGCAUAUAGGGAGAGUAAAGCGAUCCCUCAAAUAAACUGACCCUAAACACUUGAGAACUUAUUCUAGCAAAGAAGUGCCAUGUCCCUGCACUGCAACAACACAGUCCCAAGUCAAGUCUGUGGAAGUCUUUUUGCACUCAAACUAAAGCCCCUUAUGUUUUAUCUAAGCUUAGGAGCCUAGCUUGCUCUGGAUGACAGGAGUCUGUGGGUACUGAUAGACAAAUUUAUUUCUGUUUCUCCUAUCUGGAACAGAGAAAUAGGAAGUACUUCAUAGUUAUUCUCUGUUAACUCCUUUCCUCUUUCUUGAACAGCUGGAGUUUCACUCUUCCUCCAUUAAUGUGUGAAGGAAUCACUGACUGCGUACCACUGCCUCUUCAAAUUGAACAGGGAAAAAUUACAACCCCAAAUUAUUUAUCUAGGCUAUCUACUUUACCUUAUAGUGGUGGGUGGGUGAAGGAGGGGGGAAGGAAGCAGAAAUACGUCCUUUUCAAUCACAUUGUCUUUCAUACAGUACUUCUUCUGUGAAAUGGGGAACCAGUUAUGAAACCACCAUAUGAAGAAAGAAUAUCUUGUGAGGAAAGCGCAUAUAUACUCCGUCAUUAAGCAAUCUUAUGAGGGAGUAUAUUAAGAUUGUUCCUUGUCUAGCACACAAUGUUGCUUCCCUUAUGGGAAAAAUGUACCAUCAGACAUAUACCCAUAGAUACAGCCAUUCUAAAAAACUUUUUUUUGUUGUUCUUCUAGGAGAUCCUGCUGGUAUGCCAGCUCGUUUAACGCUGGAAUUUAGUGCUUUUGAUAUGUAAGUAACUUAAAUGGUUCCUAUGUUAUCUUUAUUUCUCUACUUUAUUUCUCCACUUGCAAGCAGCCACUAUGGCUUGACAUAUGCUUUCAUAUGUAGCAAUAUCUGUGCUGUUCUUUUUAGAUUUUUUCCAUUCUGGAUCCUCACAAUGCUGACAUUGCAUUAGAGCUAUUCCAUUUCUCCCACGCCAUCCUACUUUGCCUCCUAGUACCCAAAAAAUCAAGACUUCUUUUUUUUUAAAAAGAACUAGAAUGGCCCUGCAAAAACGCUUAUGUGAGAAUGCUUUUUUGCACACCAUUCCUCAUUUACUGGUUUUAAUGACGCUUAGGUGUUGUCUUUUUCACUUUUACUACACCCCAUCCUAUCAUUUGGUAGCAUGGUGGGAAAAUGUUUCUCAGCACUGGAAUUCUGAAUGAAAUUUUAAUAUAUAAAUGUAAAACAAAGGACUGUCAGUACCUUUUCACAUGCACAUGAAGGUAGAAUGAAUUUGUGGAUAGGAGAGAAAGUGUGACAUGACAAGUGUUCCAUAAAACUGGGGUCCCUGAAUUAAAUGCAUGGUUCCUGCUAGAUACAAGCUGUGCAUCCAAGUGAUGGGGGAUUCAGUGAUCAUGCAGGGAUAUAAAGGAACAAUCUGGACCCAGAUUGUUAAGAGCCCUGUAAACUCAAGCAAGCUCCUUGAACAUUGUCAGAGGAGCAGGGGAAGUCACUUCAAAUGGUCAGUAGGAAAACAGAAAUGUUUGAUGAGCAAUACUAUGUAAUGAGUGUGGCAUUCUAGAGAUAAAGUGAUCUAUGGAUUUUGUGACUUCCAGUAGAUUAGCAUGAACUUUUAAAAGCCCCAUCCCAGCUGUAAAAAGAGGACAUGCAUCUCUACUUUUGAAAGAGGAUCCAUGGUCCUAUUCCUCUUUUCGACAUAGUUUGACAAACCAGGUGGAGAUUCUGCAAAACUGAAGAACAGUGCCCAUAGGCAUAACUGUUUGCAUUCUGUUUCUGGUUGGAAAUGUGCCUCACUCAGUUUCUGGUUCUUCUCCCAUAGCUAUAUUUUUAUGAGACAUCUAAUCCAACUUCUAUUCCUUUUCCCUCUGCGGCUGAGAUCCAUGCAAAUAAAUGUUAGAUGAGUUUGAAAUUGUUCUGGUUUGGAUAUGCAAUGUAUAUUGAUCGGGGUGGGGGAACCUGUGGUCCUCCAGAUAUUGUGGGACACACAGUUGCCAUCAGCUUCAGCCAGUAUGGCCAGUGAUCAGGGAUGAUGGGAGUUGUAGUUCAACAGCAUCUGAGUGGUCCAUGGGUUAGGACCCACCCCUACCACCCACCCCUAUGUAGCAGCCUUGCAAAACUGAAUAAAAUAUCCAGUUUUUCAUAGUUUAUUUCCAGAUGUUUGGGGGGGGGGAAUGUGCAGAGUACCAAUAGCUCUGGUUUGUGUUAACACCAUAACAAAUACUGGAAUAUAGUUUUUGUCUUUUUCCUUAGGAAUGCCCCAACACCAGCACAUUGCUGUCCUGCUAUUGGAACAUUGUAUAACACCAAUACUUUGGAAGCAUUCAAAUCCUGUGAUAAGAAGCUUCUUCUUGAGCAAGCUGCAAAUAAGGCAAGAUAAAAGUGUUACUAUUAGAAGCCGCUUUUAAAAUAGCAUUGAAACUGUGGCAAUGGCAAAAAGGACCUAUGAAGUUGUGAUCCUGUUUUGGGAAGCUAUUUACAAUGUGAUCCUGUACAUGCUUAUUUUGAAGAGAGUUCCGCUGAGUUCCAGAAUACUUACUCUCAAGUUGAGUGUGUGCAGGAUUUCAUUAUUUGUUUCUCAGGCUCACUUCAGGAAUGAGAUUAAGCAACUUCAAUGCCAUAUAUUGCCAGAAAAUUGUAUGUUGUGUGGUAUUGGCUUUGGUGACCUGUUUUGAUGCUAUCCAAGGAGUAGGAAAAUAAAGGCUAAGAUGACAAAUCUCAACACAGAUUUCUUUAUUGAGUUUAUUGCCCUCUGUCAUCCUAUAUGGCAGAUAUUAUACCAUUGGGAAGCAAAUACAUUAACCAAUAUACCCACUAUUUCAAGGAAGUUUUAUUUAAGCAUUUAGUGCCUUCCCACUUUCAUUGGGCUCAAUCAAGGAUUGUAGCCUAAGUGAUGCAAAUGUUAUGCCUGUACUGUACUCAUAAGAUGGUUUAAUUCUGAAGUUUUUUUUCUGAAAUAACUUUAUCAUUUGCAGCUUUGUGAGAAUGCUGAGAAUUCUAAUGGCAAUAUUGGAAUGAAACCUUGACUGUUAAUGCUGUUUAAAUUUGCAGUGUAGGAAUGCAUCUUCAUGUAUUUGGCCUUGUAAAGAAUGUAGAUUACUGUUACACGGUUUUUGAAAUACCUUUUAUAUUUCUAGCAUAUGCUGUUGGGAGAGAUCAGGGGUCUCUCUAGGCCUUUGCAUUUGAAAUAAAUUUCAGAUACAGCAUGAAAGUGAAAGUUCUCCAUGGGAAAAAUUCAGAUGCACAAAGAAGCAAAGAGAGCAGUCCAUAGAAUUACAUGUGCUCUCCCCAUCCAAAAUGAAUUCUUCUUUCCCUGUUCAGCAUUAUGUUAUGUAUGAUUAUCAUUCACCUGCAUGCUCAGUCUAAGCUAACAUUAGUCCAUUUAUUUAAGUAAGUCUAUUCUGACUUGGUGGCAUAAAACAUAUAAGAAGAGUAUAUAUUAAUAUUAUUGCAAUGAUGAGACAAAUUCUAAUACCUUUAUUGAUUAUUAUUUUCUUCUUCUUUUCUACUGUUAGAUAUGGGAUGCAAUAACAUCAGGGACUGCUGUUGAGAAUCCUGUCUUACUGAACAGAUUUAUCCUAUUAACAUUUGCUGUGAGUAAAUGGUGUUUUUUAUUUUUAAAAAAUUCUAGAUGAUUCACAGCUAAAAACAAAGCAUUUGCCUAAUAGUCAACAAAGACUAGCUGAUGGGUCAUGAAUCUAAUGUGCCCAGGCUGAAAUGUCAGGUUUACACUGCAAUCUUCUGUGAUUCCUGGAAAGGAACCUUCUGUGUCUGGAAAUAUCCCUUUCUAUCCCUGACAUAUAGAAAAAUGAGAGCAAGUGGUACUUUCUAAUUUAUUAAGGACCUACUUUUGUACUGUAUAAGAGAAUGUUGUGCGUCACUGUAAAAGCGAUGCCACAGUGAAUGUGAUGGCUCCUAAUUUUGAUUUUACAGAAUUGGGUUCCUAGAAUCCUAUUCCUAAUUGGCAUUUUGUAGCCUAUGAUGGCCUAAAAGUUUUAUAUGCUUCCCCUCUGCUAUUCUCUCUGUGCAUGUCAGUGAAAUGUAGUUUAUGGCAGUACCCAGUUGUCUGACAUUGCAUGGGUACAGUGGGAACGCUGUAUUAUGCAUUCGCUAAGUGCCUAAUUUGAAUAGUAAUCAUUGGAUCAAACAACCCUUUCCAAGCUAUUACAUUUCGCAGUUAUUUCAUUAUUGUAGUUUUAAAGUGUUCUAACGUGUUUAUACAAUUUCCUCCUUAGGAUUUGAAGAGAUAUCGUUUCUAUUACUGGUUUUGUUACCCUGCACUUUGUCUCCCAGAAGGUAUCCCUUUGAUUCAGCAGCCUGUGUGCCUAGGUGCAAAGUUCUCAGCUACUCAGGUAUUUUUUUAAAAAAAAAAACCCAACAGCACUAUUAACCUAAAACUUUUAGGACUUUAUCCUUGUCAUAAUGGUUUAUUCAUUGUAGCACUAAGUGGGGUAUGCGUGUGUGGAACAAGAUCUGUUCUUUCAAUGGGAUUUACCCCCAUUCUCUUCCCAUGUACCUCCUAAAUCUGCUUUGGGUUUCCCUCCAAUCCUCCAGAACUGCUUUAGAGGCAGGGAAGGGGCAUGCAGAGGGAAGGAGGGAAGUCCCACUGCGUGAUCGAACCUUGUUCCCUGCACGCGAUGACUUAGUUGAAUCCCACCCAUUAAUUCUUUAUUUAUGGAACUCCAUUCCUGUAUGUGGUACUUAAAGGAGAACCUCUGGGUUUCGUAAGGCCACAUUCCUUUGUCCCAGGCAAUAACCCUCACCAACACUGCUUCAUGUCCUUCAGCCCUACUGUUGGGCUGUAACGCAUCCUUAAACUGUGAAAAUACCUCUUGUUUUCUUGGAUGGAAAGUGGAGAGAGGGAUGUCCUCUGCCUUCUGUGUGGUUGCGAUGUGUAGAACAGGUGACAAUAUUGUUCCUGAGUGGCUUUGUCAUUGUUGUUGAGCACAUAGGUGGCCUUGGUACACUAGUGACCUGCGUGUGAUGAAAUGGAUUGGUGGCUAGACCUCAGGUGGCGUGAAUCUCAGUCUGAACUAAGUAGCAUUUAAGAAACAACGCUGAAUUGAGUAAGCCUGUGUUCUGUCUUCAUUUUAGAUUGAAGCUCUCCAGAAUGCAUAUGAUGAACUUUGUCAGAAAGAAGGCCUUACAGCUCUGCCUUUUUUUCUAAUCAAGUACCACGACGAUUCUGUUCUUGUCUCCUUGCUCAGAAACUGGGAUGACUUCUUUUCUGAUCACAAGGAGAAGGUAAAACCCACCCUGAACACAGGAUUCUCUAUUGCAAGUGUCAUUUACACCUUUGACUCCAUUUACUGGCUUCAGAGAACAUGAAAAUAAUUCCUAGAUCCAUAAGCUUUUUCUUGAUGAGGGUGGGAGAGGAGAGCAGGUUAGUUGGAUAUCUGAAAGAGGAUUUUACGUAGGUUAGUUGGGUGUCAGACUUUUCUAAGUGCUGAAGGUCACUUACUUUACCUUGCUGUGCUCAGAUACUUUAUGGCUUUUCUUCAGCCUAGCUCUGAUACCAUAAGUCAGGCAUGGCCAAACUUGGCCCUCCCAAUGUUUUGGGACUACAACUCCCAUCAUCCCUAGCUACCAGGACCAGUGGUCAGAGAUGAUGGGAAUUGUAGUCCCCAAACAUCUGGAGGGCCAAGUUUGGCCAUGCCUGCCAUAAGUGAACCAGCUUCUGGGGUAAAAUGGCUCAGAACAACUGAAUGUUGCAAGAUAAGAGAAGAGGCUGGAUUUUGCUCCUUUCCCUCUUGCACACUAGGAAGUAGACCUCACUCCCUGCUUUUUAAGUAAAAGGGAAGGCAUGUUUAAUAACACAGACUCCUCUAGUCAUUAGCCAGCUUCAUUAAUUUAGCCAUUUGACUAGGGCAGCUACUCAAGUACCUGCUGCUGGGUAGGGGUUUCACCACACAUCAGGUUUCUUCCCUCUCCUGCCAGCAGAUCUGCUUUCUUUAUCCAAGAUGCUACAUGUAGAGCUUGUGCGUUCGUUGAUGGUACUUGUCUCGCAAGCUGAUGAAUGUUAAAAUGUAAAUGGAAAACCGAUGUGCUGCAAGGUUACAAUUGUAUAUGUUCAGCUCUGUGUCUCUUGCAUAUUUACAGUUGUACUGUGGUCAAAUAAAAUUAGCAUACAGUACAUAUCCGUAGUAUUCAGUAAGUGCUAAUCCUCUUGUAUUAACUGUUAAUGGUAUCUUUUUUUCUUUGCAGGUGACAAUUGGUGUUUACGAUCCCUGUAAUUUUGCCCAGUAUCCUGGUUGGCCACUGAGAAAUAUCUUGGUCCUGGCAGCACACAGAUGGUAUUUAUUACGAUUCCUUAAAUGUGGCUUUCCCCAUGGCUACAAACCUAAACCCAUUUACCUUGAAGCAAGUCCCAUAGCUCCCCUUGCCUCCUUAAUUUCCAGAAGGUUAUCCAGCCCUCUGGAUUGGAUUUAGUGGGGGCUGCAGCGGGGCAGGGAAUCACCAAAAAUUGCAUUCCUACUCUAGUAUGCUGAUGGAAUCCUUUCAUCAGAAGAUGAACUGCACUUCAUAGUACCCUUGGUUAUGGUUAGGAUUGGUAGCAUUCUCUGGAAAGAUCACCAAAACAUGGUAUUAAUUUAUGAGCUUUGGGAAUUUCUACAGUAUUGUAAGGGCAAGAGGCUCCUUCAAAUUUCAGUUUUGUGUGAUAACCCUGAACUGAGCUUUGGCUGAGCAUACCAAGAAUUUACAAAUGAAGAUUGCAGUUCUUAAGAGCCCUCCCAUAGGUUCCGUCUAUUGAAACAGAGGUGAUUCUUCUGCUAUGUGGUUUAGCAGAGCACAUUGCUCUCGCAGAUUGCUUCUGGUGCACUUGUUCAUCUUGCUGUUCCUUAUUACAGUGAAUAGGUUUGUCUCUCGAAAAUGUAUAUGGCCUGUUGGACUGUAUCCAAAUCAAAUCCUGUUGGGAAAUUUUCUUGGCAUCACAUUCGGAUAAUUACCUGUUGUUAAUCCUGGCUUUCUGGCUCUGCUGCUGCUACAGAGUUCUUUAUUUCUGACAGGGGCAGCCACCUUCAUUCUGUUCAAGUGCUCUGCUUCCGAGACAGGACCAUGCAGGGAGCAAGAGACAUUUCACACAGCACCCUUUUUGAAAUAAAGCUUCCACAAGUGACACAGAAUUCAGGUAAUCCAUUUUGGACUGGUGGGGCUCUGUGUCUAGUGUAAUGUGGUCAAUAUUCCUCCUUAGAAUAUUUUUUUUUCUCUCUCUCUCCAUAUUGCUGUGAUGAUGAAAACAGUGUGGUACUUGUCCCUGACUUUGUAUGUUAAAAGCUUCUAUCAGUAAAGGCCUCUUCAGUGAAAAGUCCUUGGAAGGUGCCCAUCCUCUCUAAAUCAUAUGCCAGUUUUGAAAGCGUUUCCUGUACUUGCAAACCAUUUAUGCCUCUGUUGUUUCCAUUAUGGUGUACUCAUCAAUGUAGCUUUUCACAAAAAGCUGUUCAAGAGGAAGGUGAAGGUAGCCUUGUUUCUAUCUAUGGCAUUAAUUGCCAGAGAUCAUGCUAGAGGCAACCAGCUAAUAGGAUUCUUAAUUUGUUUUGGACCAUUCAUUUGGCUUCAUAGUUACCUUCUUUCUUGUGCUUUAUUGUCUGAAAAAGGCACACUUGCCAUUUAUCGACAACCUUCUGAACCCAUCACUUCGUUAAGAGGCCUUUUUAUUCGCUUCAGGAACAUCAGCAAGUCCUGUUCUCCAAUUAUAUAUUGGCUGCCAGGCCAGUUCCAAGGAUAAUUCAGGUUCUUAGUUCUUUAAGCCAGGCAAACCCUCCUGUUGGGCAGCAUCAGGCAGCCGAUACUGGGAGUAGGCAACAGUGGUGCAGUGCUGAAGAACAAAGAUGUGUGGGUGCCAUGGCCUAACCUGCAUCCUCUAAGCUGACCUGCUGCCUUUAGGUAUGGUGGAGCACACUGACACAUCAGUGCUGAAGUAAGAUUCAGGACCGCAGUGCCUCAGUGACCGCCUCUCCCCAUAUGAACCAACCUGGACCCUACAAUCAUCAUCAUCAUCAUCUGAGGCCCUUCUUUGUGUACCCCCUUUUCUACAGUGGCUCCCAACUUGCGGAAUGUGUCUCCAAGAAGGCUCACCUAGCGCCUUCAUUACAUUUCUUAGGUACCAGGCAAAAACAUUCCUCUUCUCGCAGGCCUUUGGAUAACUAAGAAAUUUAUGCCCUUUUAAACUCUGGGUUUUUGUUUGUUACUACGUUGUGUAUUUUUAUGUUUUUAUAUUGUAAUCCUCAGAUGAAGGCUGGUAUAGAAAUUUAAUAAAUAAUAUAAAUAAACAAACAACCAGUUCAGUUGGCCUUUUUGUGUGGAAAGGGGGGGGGUAGGGGGAAAACCCCCAUCUUGUCUGCCUCAGGCAGAAAAAUGUCUUUGGCAAACUUUUCCCAAAGUAGAUUGAGUUUCCAUGUUCUCCCAUAUGAUUCUGCCCAGUCUCUGAUCGUCUGGGGCCAUUUUGUGUUCCCUGCAGUCUUCAGAGGUGUUUUUAGUUAGUGGCAACAUGCAAGAGUUCCUUUUCUCUCUUAUGUCAUUCUGCUUUCAUUUGAAUGCUUUUCUGUUUUAGUAAUCAUUUGAUUUCUCUGCUAGUUACGCUUUUCUCAGUUGGCUCCCAGUUUUAAUAACCGUGAGCUGCUUUGGGCUUUUCUAGUUGUCUGGAGUAAGUGGGCUGUACAUUUUAUUUCUAAUAUACACUGUAUGUUUAGAUGUUCAUCUCCACAGAUUGGGAUUAAAUGUGAUUUGGGGCCACUCGAGGAGUUUAGUAGCUCAGUGAGGGUUUGAAUGUAGGUCAGAUCCAUCAUUCCUUUGAUUUGCAUUACUUGAUUCCCAUUUAAGAACCUCAAGAAACUGAGCUUUUAAAGUAAGGCAGUGCUAAAAAAAGAAAGAAAUAGCUGCCACUAGCAACAAUGCCAGUCAAUUGCUGCAUUAUGAAACUGAUUACAGAGCUUAAUCUGCACUCAUGUGUUGGCUUCAGAAUGUAAAAUAUGCUAGAAUUUAUUUUAUAGAUUGCUACUCUAUAAAGUUCUAAGCUGCACAAUAAAAUAUUCUAUCAUCCAAAGACUCACUUUUAUGGCAAGUUCUAGUGAAAUCUGGAUUUUUGUAAUCAGUAUUGACUGGCAGUACUUUUCAAUAUAUUCUAGAACAGCCAAUAUCUUUUUUCUUUUUUGCAACGUUGUCACUAGACUGACAUGGGACACCUUUGAAAUUACAGUUGUAACUUCAUAUAACUGUAGUUCUCCACUACUCAAACUUUUAACAAUUUGCCACUUACGAUGAGUGGGAUUUUGCUGUCUCAAACAACGUUUCUAUUCUUCAACACAGUUAUUUUUCUCUGGUGAGGCAGGUUGUCCAAAAGCCGUUGGAUGGGAGAAAAACCAAAAAGGAGGUAUGGGCCCAAGAAUGGUCAAUCUGAGCGAGUGCAUGGACCCGAAAAGGUACGUACCAUUACAAGGCUUCACACUCUGAAAGGCAGCUUUGCAAGAUAAGAAAUACAAGUUGGGAAUGCCACUUAAGUACCUGAGGAAGCCAGCUCUUAGCAUUAUGGACUCAUUCACUAUUUAUUCACUGUCUACAGAAUUGUUUUUAUUUUUUCCUAAAGAAUCUCUUGGCCGUUAGGUCACUCUGUGUACUUACUUAUCAAUACCCAUUUCUUUGACAGUUUGAGGACUCUCGGUUCUUGAUUAUCUUGUAGAUUGCAGUCUUCCUAACUACGGAAGCCUCUGGAUGUGAAAAAGGAGUACAGUGGUACCUCUGGUUACGUACUUAAUUUGUUCUGGAGGUUCGUUCUUAACCUGAACUGUUCUUAACCUGAAGCACCACUUUAGCUAAUGGGGCCUUCCGCUGCUGCUGCGCCGCCACCAUGCGAUUUCUGUUCUCAUCCUGAAGCAAAGUUCUUAACCCGAGGUACUAUUUCUGGGUUAGCGGAGUCUGUAACAUGAAGCGUAUGUAACCUGAAGUGUAUGUAACCCGAGGUAUCACUGUACAGUAGAACCUCUACUCAUGUGCAUGAUCUGUUCCGAAGGCCUGUCCUUGUGGUGAAACGGGUCAAUAGUAGAAGUGUCAUUGUGUGCAGGCGCAUUCGGCGGCAGCCCGCUUCUGCGCAUGUGCAGACGGUGGCGGCCGCUUCUGUGCGUGUGCAAAUGGCAGAAGCUGCUUGUGCGCGAAUCGCAGCAAACCCGGUGUUUACUUCCGGGUUUGCUGCAGACACGACUUGGAACGGGCCUAAGUAGAGCAGGACGUAAGUAGGACGUACCUACGGGACCGCCUCUCCCGGUAUGCCCCACGGGGAGCCUCAAGGUCCAUAAAUAGCAACACCCUAGUGGUCCCGGGCCCUAAGGAAGUUAGAUUGGCUUCAACCAGAGCCAGGGCCUUUUCAACACUGGCUCCGGCCUGGUGGAACGCUCUGUCUCAUGAAACCAGGGCCCUGCAAGAUCUGAUUUCUUUCCGCAGGGCCUGUAAGACAGAGUUGUUCCGCCUGGCCUUUGGCUUGGAGCCAGUUUGAUUCCCUCCCCAUCUUUCUUUUUUCUUUUUCCUUUCUCCUCCUGCGAUGAGGCUGCAUUUUAAUAUUUUAAUGUUUCAAUACUUUUAUUGUUGUAUUUUAAUCUUGUUUUUAAGUUGUAUUCAUUCAACUUGUUUUUAUUAUUGCUUGUUAGCUGCCCUGAGCCCGGCCUUGGCUGGGGAGGGCGGGGUAUAAAUAAAAAUUAUUAUUAUUACUGUAUAUUAGCAAGGGAGCUAUGUGCAACAGCUGCGCUGGUGGCUUUCAAAUGCCAAUGAAUCCAUUCCACAAUUGUUUUUUGAGGCCUACCUGUUACAGAGGAUUCUGGGUACAUUCAACUCACAUUGGGCACUGGCGAGGCAUAUUUUUACUUAAUCAGUGUCUUCCAUGAGCUGAAAGGGCACCUUAGAGCACACACAGCACAAUCCUUGGGCCACAUCCUGCCCGCGAGCACACGGUGGACGUGCUCUGUUUCAGCAAGGCUUGUUUGCCAUUACUGAUUGAAGGAUGCCAGGUUGAGCUGAGUUCCCAUAACAACAUCUAUUACAUUCUGCUGAUUAAGUUUUAUGAGUCUUGUGCAAAGAACCAUGUAGGAAAUGCAAUCUGGCUUUAGGAACAGCAAAUCUCUCAUCAUUUGUUACCUUCCUCCCUUGUAUUUGGGGCUCUGAGGCAUCAAUUGCAGCUUCCCUUGAGAGUCAGAUUGGAAAUUUAACCCAGAGCCAGAAGACCACAGUUAACUACUUGUUUAUUACAUUGACUUAAAGGAACAUAAUUUGCAUAACAUAACAGACGCCAAGCUGCAGGUCAUGAAAAGGUUGGUCGUUUUACAGCAUUUAAACUUUGAAAUUGUUUCCUGCUAGUAAAGAGAAACUCCCAUCAGCCUCCGGAAACUGUGCACAGAGAGAAUUAUAGAAAUGCCAAAAGAUGAAAGGCUUUCCCUCAUGGUUCAUUGUUUCUGAUCUUUCAGCAAUGUUACCAAUGCAUUUUCAAGUUUUUCUUCCUCCCUUCCUAGAUGGUGAGAUUUAAAGCCUUCUUUUUAAAUUAAAGUUGUGGGUUCUUGGGAGACUUGAGGUUUUGUAGACUAGAAACGUAUCAUAAGGACUUGUAUGUUAUAACAAGCAGGAAAUCUGCAGCUGAAAAAUGGUCUUUUCUGUUUCCCUGCUACAUUUUCACCCUAAUUGUGAGGAGAGCUUAAACAUAGCCAUUUGGGGCUUCUCUUCCAAUUAUUCUGAUACUUUCAUAAAUGUUGAUGCCAAAUUCUGCUUUCAAAUUUAGAUGAAAAGCUAAAUUAAGUUUUAAAUAAAUACAUGAAAUCUGAAAAAAUGGCCUGCAGAAGUUUGCUGGAGUAUGUAGCAAAAUAUUUUUGCAGACAGCUGAAGAAUUCAAGUUAGCUGGGUUUUAUUUCAAGUUUGGUUUUACAAAAUUGUUUAUCAAUAUUUUAGAUUAGCAUUCCUUUCUCUAGAUUGUGUCAGAUAGUGUUACAACAGGGUUAUAUUUGGAUAUUGUAUGGAUACAUUUUAUAUUUUCCAUUUAAUAUUGGCAUAAUUUACAAUCCUUCCAGUAUUUACUCUGUCAAUAGUAUGUUCGUCAGGAAAGUAUUCCAGCCACUGGCUCAAAUAAUAUUAAUUAAUUUUAUAAUAAUUAAAAAUUCUAAUUUGACCUUAAUUUUUAAUUAAUUCCUGCAGAAGAGAUUAAACAAUUUUACAAUAACUCUUUUUUAAUAAGAAGAAUAGACGAGCAAAUGGGGGGGGCACAAUUUAAAUUCUGGCAGGGUUUUAAUAAAUAGCAAAUAGUGUUAUAUAAAUGCAAUUGCCGUCUAAGGAUUAAAUAUAUAUUUUUAAUAAUUUGAGUUCUGUUUAUUUGCUGUUUAGGAGUAAGAUUCAAUGUAGAGUCAUUUGUGCAGCAAUGUCCCUUAAACCAUUUUGGGGGGUAGGUUCUGAAUGGGGAGAAGAAAAUCGGAAGUUCCAUUGUUUAAACCAACUUCCAGUUGAAUUUAAAUUCCAUGAACAGGCAGACAUUGUUCAGUGUCGCCCUAUAAAUUCUUCACUAUCUGAUUUCCCAUUGUAAAUGAGUACAUCAUAUCUAGGAACACAAACAGGAGAUAUUUUGUUCUUGUUCCUAUAUUACUGGGAUGGGAAUAAUUCUGACAGGUUCUUCUAAGUGAGAGAGCAGUACAAGAGUGAUCUCUUUGGAUGAGGACGUUAUAGUCUGAUCUGAUGCUGCCUCUGUUACAUGUAUAAAAGCUGAUACGGCUUUAACCAAGACAGCUAAAUUUAGUGCAGAACCUAAAUGUUAGAUUUUCUUUUUUGUCCUCUAGCUUUUAGACUGUGGUGAUAUUAGUUGUCUUAAUACUGGGUAUUUGGAGAUGGGGACAAGAAGAAAAUGUAAUGCACUAUUGUAAGCUCUAAUUAAAAUACAGAGGAGAUGAAGGACAUCAGUGGUGUACUGAUGUUCCAACCGAGGGGGCGAGCAUAACCAUUCUUUAACUUCCUGUUAUAUUUUAUUUUAUUUUAUAGGUUAGCUGAAUCAUCGGUGGAUCUUAACCUUAAAUUGAUGUGUUGGCGGUUAGUGCCUACUCUUGACCUGGAGAAAGUUGUGUCUGUAAAGUGUCUUCUCCUAGGAGCUGGUACGCUGGGUUGUAGUGUAGCCAGAACUUUGAUGGCAAGUACUGAAGCUACUCCACAUAUUCAAACGCUGUCCCAUUAUUUUGUAUCAGUAUGUAUGAAGCAAAAUAGGUGUCCAAUAAGAGUCCUUCUUUCUUCCUCCUGUUCAUGGGAUUCUCUCUUUGACAGCCCCUACCCUGGAGGCUCAAAAGUGUGCUCACACAAGAGCCAGUUUGGUGUAGUGGUUAAGAGCGGUAGUCUCGUAAUCUGGGGAACCGGGUUCGCGUCUCCGCGCCUCCACAUGCAGCUGCUGGGUGACCUUGGGCUAGUCACACUUCUCUGAAGUCUCUCAGCCCCACUCACCUCACAGGGUGUUUGUUGUGGGGGAGGAAGGGAAAGGAGAUUGUUAGCCGCUUUGAGACUCCUUAGGCUAGUGAUUAAGCGGGAUAUCAAAUCCAAACUCUUCUUGUUAACAUGCAGGAAGCGGGCUGGGCCAUCGUAUCCUUCGCAAUGAAAGGUACAAAAUUUGCCAAACUAUACCUUAACAAAUGAACACUAUCUAAUUAAGGUGCAUAUAACCCUUCUUCAGGGGUUUGGAAGGGAAAUGGUUUCUAUCAAUUGGCUGCAUCAUUAUUUUUUUUAGUGGCGUAGUGCAGCUUGUGAAAUAAUCAACCUGAGUCCUGAGUAAAAGCCUGGGAUUAACAGAAAUAAAACAUAAACUGUGAUUAGUGCAUAUAUUCCAUUCUGCUCUUCUAUUUUACUUUUGCUAUUAGUUGAAAUAGCAUAAUUGUUCUCAAAAUGUGAGAUGGAUUUCUCUGAGGAGUUAUCGAAUAUGGAAUGAGCACACUACUGACCACACUUAGUGUGUGUCUGGAGGAUGGCAACACAAGAACGGGCCUUUUCUGUGGUGGCUCCCUGUUUGUGGAACGCUCUCCCCAGGGAGGCUUGCCUGGGGCCUUCAUUACAUAUCUUUAGGCACAAGGCAAAAACGUUUAUAACUAGGCCUUUGGCCAAUUAACAUUCUAUGGCCUUUUAAAUGUGUUUGUGGGAGAAGGGUUAUUGGUUUGUUUUUGUAUAUCAUGUAUUGUGUGUUCUCAUUUUGUAAUUUUUUGUUGUGAAUCACCCUGUGUCUUUGGAUAAAGGGCGGUAUACAAAUUUAACAAAUAAAAUAUAAAAAAAUAGAUUAGUGGUAAUUCUUGCCUUACUCAAAGAACUAUUUCAUUGCUUGUGGUUUUCUACUCAGGGAUGGGGAGUCAGGAAGAUCACAUUUGUGGACAACGCAAAGAUUUCUUAUUCCAACCCUGUGCGGCAACCACUCUAUGAAUUUGAAGACUGCCUCGGGGGUGGGAAGUCCAAAGCACUUGCAGCAGCAGACAGGCUCCAAAAAAUAUUCCCAGGAGUGGUGAGUAAAUGCAUUGAGACGUGAUUUAAUGAUCAAAACACUUUAUUAGUUUCAAUAACGGCCUAGGAUUUCUUCUCAUGCCCAUUCUUCAAAAGUGAACUAACCCACAAGGAAAUAAUUCUGAUGUUACGGUGACUGACUAGCUUUGACAGCUAGUCAUUUACACGGAAAAAAAGAACUGAAAUUAAACCUGCUUGAAGCAAUCAAAAUAAAAACGAGGCACAAAGGAAGAGUUUAGGAAAAGUAAACUGAGCACUAUUUAGCUGUACUUAGUUCUUCAUCAAAAUGAAGUGACAGAGGAAAAGUGUCAUUUAGCACAGAGUGUUAUUCACACAGCCAUAAAAAUAAUCUCUACCACCAUACCAUUUAUAGCAAAUACAGGGUAUAUCUGCCUUAUUAGAGACCCUUACUUGGAAUGCAUGCAAUUGCAGACUGAUAAUUCUAAUUACCGUAUAUUUGCUUGAGAGUAGACAUACCAGCUUAUUAUUUCAGACAGCAAUUGCAGGAAAAAAUAUUACAUGUUGGCGGAAUCCAGUUGAUCUUUCUAGUACAACUGCUGCAACGAAGGCAUCUGCUAAUUGCUUCUUCAAGCACACGCACCCGCCCCCCAAAAAAGAUAAGUUGGGGACUCAGGAACUGUCUAGGACAGAUUUUGGGGUACAGGGCUGCAGCUGAGAGGGGAAUUGGCAAGUAUAGCAUGCCUCCCCGUUAACUGGUGUCUCCCCUUGGACCAAAGGCCUUUUAAACCAAUCAUCAGCUUUCCUCAGAGAAAACCUGGUACUGGAGUGUUAAACCAGGAUGCCAUGCAGCAUGAAGUAGAAAAUUCAGCACCUUCCUAAAUUAUAUUUAUUUGUAUAUUUACAUUUCUAACUCGCCCUUUAUCAGAACAUUAUACAGUGGUGCCUCGCAAGACGAAAUUAAUUGCUCCGCAAGUUUUUUCUUCUUGCGAGUUUUUCGUCUUAGUGAUGCACGGUUUCCCAUAGGAAUGCAUUGAAAAUCAAUUAAUGCGCUCCUAGGGAAACCGACCUCAGACCAGGUCCGGGGACAGUCUGUCCCCCGACCUCUUCUGAAGGCUGGGGGACAAGGGCUUUUCUUCCCACUCCACCCCAGCAUUUUAAAACCCCGGACAGCGGAGGGCUUCUCCGCUGUCCGGGGCGAUCUUAAAAUGCUGGCGGGCGGUAUUUUAAAAUUGCCCCGGACAGCGGAGGACUUCUCCGCUGUCCGGGGCAAUUUAAAGCUCUCUGGGAAGGCAGGCAGGGGGACAAAGACUUUGCCCCCGCCAGCCUUCAGAAGAGGUCCUGGACCUCUUCUGAAGGCUGGCGGGGGGCAAAAGUCUUUGUCCCCCCCCCCACCUGCCUUCAAAAGCUGUCCAGCCAAGGCUUCGCGGACCUCUCCGCAAGCAGCGGCAGCACUGCCGCUGCUUGCGGAGAGUUGCCGGCAUGCCGAAGCCUGCGCGCCCGGAGAACAGCGCGCCCCGGCGGCGCGGCCCGCGACGCGAGCAGCGGCAGCGCUGCCGCUGCUUGCGGAGAGCUGCCGGCAUGCCGAAGCCUGCGCGCGCUGAGAUCAGCGCGCCCAGGCUUCGCGGACCUCUCCGCGAGCAGCGGCAGCGCUGCCGCUGCUUGCGGAGAGCUGCCGGCAUGCCGGGCCUGCGCGCGCUGAGAUCAGCGCGCCCAGGCUUCGCGGACCUCUCCGCGAGCAGCGGCAGCGCUGCCGCUGCUUGCGGAGAGCUGCCGGCAUGCCGAGGCCUGCGCGCGCUGAGAUCAGCGCGCCCAGGCUUCGCGGACCUCUCCUGCCUUCAAAGCCGUCCGGGAUAGCGGGAAGCGCUUCCCUGCUAUCCCGGACUGCUUUUAAAAUGCUGGCGGUGGGGAGCAAAGCCUUCGGCCCCCGCCAGCCUUCCUGGACCUCUUCUGAAGGCCGGAGGGGGGAAGGCUUUGCUCCCCACCGCUAGCAUUUAAAAGAGGUCCUCGGAGAUUUCCCUAUGGGCUUCGCCUUGCGAAGCAAGCCCAUAGGGAAAUUGCUUUAUGAAGCGCUCUCAAAACGGAAAACCCUUUCGUCUAGCGGGUUUUCCGUCUUGCGAGGCGUUCGUCUUGCGGGGCACCACUGUAUUAGGAUGAGGUCCAACCACAUAAGCAGUAGGCAGCCAUGGAAAGAUGGAAGAAAACUAACCCUACAGGUGUUGUCUGAAAGACUGUGCUGUGUAUUUUGGGUUGUAUUCAGUACUGCGUGCACUAAGUUCUGCCCUUCCUCUGCUCUCCCUGUCUGCUGCCAAAAUCUACUCUCAAGGAUCCCCAAUCCUUUGGAGUAGAUUUUGGGGCUGCACACGGGGCUGGAGAGGAGAGGGAAGCUCCAUUAUGCAAGUGGAAACCGGUUGCACAAGCUGAACUGUUGGACACAAGGCUUUAUAUAAACAUUUCUGCCCCAUCAGUUCACUCCUCUGGGCAGCAAGAACAAUAAAAUGAAUAAUAAAACCAGUCAUAAUUAGGCUCUGUCUGCACUAGACAUAUGGAAACUGUUUCGAUUUAACAGUUUCAUUAUUGGUUUUUAUUGCAGUUGGAGCUUUUUAAUUAGUCUCACAACUGUCUCACUUAUACGAAAUAUUUCUCCAUUCGUAAUUAUUGACAGCUUUUACUAAAUGGAACUAAAUUUCUCAGCCUUGUGAAUCCUCCAGCUAACUCCCUGUGCAUAGGUUUUGUUGUGUAAUCAACAGCCUUCAUAUUUGGGCUCUGAUUUUGGAAUCUGACUGCUCCAUUUUUGAGGGACUACAUAUUGUAACUUCCCUAAAUCUCCUAAUCAUGGUUGGAGUAUUAGGAGUAUGCUGUGGGCUUAGGUGUUCCCCUUUCAUGCUCUGAAUUCUGGUAAUGGCCUUUGACUGGCCUUGACUGCCCAGGGGUCCUUUACCUUUUUUUUAAAACCUUACUCAAACAUCUCAGCCACACUAAACGCCCCCCACCCCCCACUUGUGUGGGCAACAAUCCUUAGUAGAUCCACUUUGCCCAUCUUUCAGAAGCACUGUGUUGGAUACAACCACCUGUGGUUUUUUAAAGGUACUAUUUCACGCUACUGAAAGAUUCACUGCGAUUUGAAAUAAUGUUUUUCUUAUGCCAUCUGCUGGUCAAUAAGCUCAGCUACACAACAAAUCUGAGCUUUGUAUUAACAAUACAGUAUCUUAUAUGCAGUCUUAGGCCCCCCUGUGUUUUUAACUGUGUUAUUUUAAAAUUAAACCCAUUUGCCUGUUUGUACACACAAAUAACAAGGUUAUUUUUGAAAUACUAUUUUCUUUUAACUAGCAAAUCAAAGAGUGCUUUGUGUACUGAAAUACUGUUUUGACAUGUACCACAUGUAAUUCACUGGACCUGAGUAUGGAUGCUGCUGGUGUACCUCCCAGCCCAUUCAUUGCUCAGCAGCUUCCCUGGCCAAGCUGACAGAGGAGCUCAUGGAGGUGGUUUUGGAGAAUUUCUUCACCGUGGUGCUAUGGUGGCCUCAAGUGUGCUGUGACAGCAGGGCUGGUCUCUGCCUCCAGAUGAAAUAAUCCAUGUUAUGAUGAUUAAAAUGGUUCUAUCCUCCUCAGUAUUGCAAUUUUGCUGGAGCCUGCUGGUGCCUGCUGGCUUAAUUACAUGAAAUAACCAAACAUAUUAACAAGUAGGUUUACCUAAUUAUGGUUAAAAGUUGUAUUCUGUGUGAAAAUAUGUGUGUUAGUCUUUUCUUUCUGCUUCAUUUUUUAGAAUGCUGAAGGUUUUAAUAUGAGUAUCCCAAUGCCGGGUCACCCAGUAAAUUUUUCUGACGUCACCUUGGAGCAGGCCCGCAAGGAUGUGACACAACUGGAGGAGCUCAUUGAUGCCCAUGAUGUCAUCUUUUUGUUAAUGGACACCAGGGAAAGCCGGUGGCUUCCUGCUGUUAUUGCAGCCAGCAAGAGAAAGGUAUCCUACUUCAUUAGUAUCCCAGAGGCCAUGAUGUAAGUAGCGCAUUGUAGUCUGUGGUGGCCAUUCAAAAGCAUUUGCAGUUGCUGUUUUAACACAAAUCAAACCCUUCAACUGCAAACAUUUCCCAAUGACUUAAUGCUCUUAGCUAUCUUCUGCUUGGAAUCUCCCUCAGACUGAAACAGCUUAGUUGUUAGUGUAACAUGCUCAGUUCCAUUUGCACAUUAUUAUAAUCACAUUUCUGGCUGGCCUUUAUGGCAAGACCCUGUGUAUAUACCCUAAUAUUUUGAAGGGGAGUGGUAUCCAGGAAUAUAUCUCUGCAUACUUGCCUGGCAAAGGAUAAUGUGGAUUGUAUUGUAUUAAAAUAUAUAGCUUAGAGUUUUGAUCUGGUCUUCUGCUGCUUCUGGUUUUUUUUCUCUUUUAAUUUUGUUUUCAUAACUUUAAUUUGGCUUGUAAAAAUUGAAUAAAUAUUCAUAAUUUCUUAAGGUAUUUAAGGUAUUUACUUUUGCUUAUAACCUAAGGGUAACUCUAGUCUGUUGAACACUAAGAAUGCUGGCAACUGUAUUUGAUCUGUCAGGUUGUGGCUAUUAGUUUCUGUCUUCAGCAGUUUUUACCACUUACUUAGAAAAGAAAAGAAGCUUACAUGUGUUUGUGGGAAUAGCUACUGAAGACCUGGAGAAUUAUCUGCUUGUUUUUUCAGUCUGUAGAAGUACUAGAGGUGGAAAUCAUCAAGCUGAAAUAAAAAUAGUUUACAGGCUAUGUAUAUGAUAAUUUUGAAGUGAAACCUGUGUACUGUCAGAUGAAAUGAUGUAAUGAAAUUAUCAGAGUAUAUAACUACUGUACUUUUUGUUCUUGUUCUAAGCUUUGUUGAAAUAGCAAGAUAUGGGCAAGAUCCCAAAGUAGAUAACAGGAUGGGUCUCUAAACCUCUCUCUCUCUCUCUCUCUCUCUCUCUCUCUCUCUUUUGCCUUGGGUUUGUGAACUCAUCUUAAGUCAAGGUAUAGAAGCGAGGUUGGAAAACAGGGAUCUAGCCAUGGACUUGUAUCCAAUUAUCCCACAACAGUUGCAACCAGUGAUGCCAGUCAGUGGAAUGGGGAGAGAAGCAAGCCAUUUUGGUUGCUUUCCCCUGUCUCCCUGCAGUAGUUGCUUUCCUCCCAUCUGAUCUAGCACGUCCCCCAGCCCUCUGUAGUAUAUUUCGGGCAGGCAUGAAGGUUGCAGGGAGGGAAGGGGAGUUGCUGAGAAUGACUUCGCUCCCUUUUCUACUUACGGAAGCCUUCAGUCAGCUGAACGAUACCAUUGGACACAACUCAUAGUUUCCAAUCUGGGUUUGUACAUAGUUUUCUGUUUGGAUUUACACAGAAUAACUAUGGCUUCCAGCAAGCCAGGGAGGGAGGAAAGGAAUCGCAGUGCAUGAAGGUGAUGAGGGAAUAUGUGCAUCCAAGGCUCCUUCAUGUAGCACAGGGGCAACCAAUGUGUUCUCCAGAUGUUGUUGGCCUCCAGCUCCCAUCAUCCCCGAUCACUGGACAUCCUGGCUGCGGCGGAUAAGAGUUAGAGUCAAAAGCACCUGGAUGCCACGUUGGCUACCCAUGAUGUAGUAGCAUUAUCAAUAACUUAUUUCGUCUAUCAGUAACUUAUUUUGUAAACAACAUUUACAAUAUAUUGCCAUAUUUCUGUAAUGUUUACCCCACAAUAAAUAGGUUUUCGCUUGUUCACCUGCAUUUUAUUUGAUUACCACUUUCUAUGCUUUUCAUUGUUUUGUACAGCUGGUAAUCAAUGCUGCCCUGGGAUUUGACACCUUUGUUGUGAUGAGACAUGGACUGAAGAAGCCAAAGCAUCAAGAGGUGGGCGAUUCUCCCUGCAAUAAUCCUUCAGCUUCAGCCGAUCUUCUGGGAUCAUCACUCUUUUCAAAUAUCCCUGGUUACAAACUUGGUUGCUACUUCUGCAAUGACGUCGUGGCACCGGGAGAUGUAAGUAUAAUUGAUGUGAAUUGCAACUUAUUGUGUUAUUGUAUUUUAUAGUUCUUGAUUUUUAAUACAAUCUGUCUCUGCAACCUUUCAGUGUGUUUUUAUUAUUAUCAUUAAGAAUAUCACUUUAAAAUCAUUAUAUAUAUAUAUAUUUUCCCCUGAGAGCACAGUGGUCCAUUUGUUAGUAUUCGUUUUAAAAGAUAGCCUUUAAAACGUUUUGCGCAAUUAUGCAGAUAAAAAGAACUUGAAAGUAUAACAUUGUGAGAGCUGCCUUCCUUUGUAGUCCACCAGGGAUCGGACAUUAGAUCAGCAGUGCACAGUCAGUCGACCAGGAUUAGCCAUGAUAGCAGGAGCCCUUGCUGUGGAAUUAAUGGUAUCCAUUUUGCAGCACCCAGAAGGGUAAGUCAUAAUUGUGUGGGUGGAGUCCUGUUUUCACAAAACAUUAAUAAAAUUAAUUAAUCAAAAUAAUAAUUCUAGAUGGUUAAUAAAUGGAAUUAAUUAACUGAAUACAUCUCCUUCCCCCCACUUUUUUUGUUAGUGGCUAUGCCAUUGCCAGCAGUAGUGAUGACAGAAUGAAUGAACCUCCCACCUCUCUUGGGCUUGUGCCACAUCAGGUUAGUAAACCAAAAAUAAACGCCGUUGGCUUGCUAUGUCCUGAUAUAGAAAUGUGUCAAAUAGACCCACUUGGCAUAUAACACUGAACCCAUGGCUAAGCAUGAGUAUGCGACCAUGACAAUACUCAUAGUAAAAAUUCUGGUUUCUUUGCACCUCCUUUGAACUGGCUUCUGUGCCACCUGGAGCUAGGCCAUGAGUUGCCUUGCCAGUGCGAAUCCAGGUUGGGAUGUGGUAUGUCUCCCCUGGGGGAUGUGGGUGGCGCUGUGGGUUAAACCACAGAGCCUAGGACUUGCUAAUCAGAAGGUUGGCGGUUUGAAUCCCCGCGACGGGGUGAGCUCCUAUUGCUCGGUCCCUUCUCCUGCCAACCUAGUAGUUCGAAAGCACGUCAAAGUGCAAGUAGAAAGUGCAAUAAGUACCGCUCUGGCGGGAAGGUAAACGGCGUUUCUAUGCGCUGCUCUGGUUCGUCAGAAGUGGCUUAGUCAUGCUGACCACAUGACCCGGAAGCUGUACGCCGGCUGCCUCGGCCAAUAAAGCGAGCUGAGCGCCGCAACCCCAGAGUCGGUCACGACUGGACUUAAUGGUCAGGGGUCCCUUUACCUUUACCUUUUUAUGUCUCCCCUGGAAGUAGUGAAAGGAGAGGGGAUGUGGUCUGUGGAGGGUUCUGAGGGCUAGGGCUGCCUUUGAGCCUGAGGUUCACCCCACCCCCUUACAAAAGAUUAUAUCCAGCUAAAUUAUUGCACAAGGAGAAUAAAUGUUGCCUCUGCAAUAUAACGUCUUCCUCCUCCUUUGCCUUAUUUUAGCCCCCUCAGCUGUCCCUAAAUCUGCUUCAGAGGGUUGGAAGACACGCCCCACAAAGCAGAUUUGAAGAGCGUUGAGGUGGAGGGUUAAGUUCUGCUGCAAUUUCAGGAGACGUUCUGGGCUUGCAAUGGUUUAGUUGGAUGUGACCCAAUAUUGUUAACUAGUUAAAUCCACUUGCUAUGACAUCCAGCGACCUGUUUAUGCAAGAGCUUUCCUUUUUAAUUAUUGGUAAUUGAACUGAUUAUUAUACUAAGACUAGUUUUUGGGGUUUUUUAAAGUGCAAUUACUAUUGGGUUUUUUAAGUCACCAGUGGAUGCUGCCUCUUAAGUGACCCCGACAAUUCUCCGGUUACUUGUUAGUGCUGUUAACGUUUUCAAAACUACCCUUUUGCUCUUUUCAGCAAGGAAAUAGAUUGAGAUAAGACUAGCUUGUAAAAGCUAAGUUGUACAAAGUGCUAAGAAAUCAUCAGGGUUUGUGUGUGUGUGCUUUCAAGAGUUGAUUGUACAAUGAUGCAUAGUUGCACUGCAACAUGUUAUCCUGUAUGGUCAGUUUUUUCUUUUUCCCUCAUUGUUUUCACAAAUGCUUUCCUGCUGGCUAAGAAGAUGUAAUACUAUCCCACUUCUGUUUGCUGAUACCGUAUCCAUUUAGAAUUAGGAGGGAGAGAUUUCUUUGGGCCAGAGCUCUCUCUUCUUAUGCUUAUCUGAAUCAGGGCAAAUUUAGGUGGUGGACCAGAAGCUAAUUAAUUUGAUCUUUUCCUCUCAUAGUAGUAUUUUUCUUCUUGUCCUUUAAGGUCUUCUUGCUGUGAAGCAGUCCUCUUCUCUGAAUGUUUCACAAACUGGAUAGAAAUGCACAUAACUAUAUCACAAAAAUUAUUAGUAAAAUUAUUUCCUUUUUAGAAGAGAAUUUCUUAAGGGUUGUAACUCUGAACCGUCUGCGGCAGAGAUUUGAUUUUAUUAUUUGUUUGUUUGUUUGUUUGUUUCAUUUGUUUAUAUUCUUUAUUCAUUUAUUUCAUUUAUAUCCCACUUUUUCCUCCAAAGAGCUCGAGAUGGCAUACAUGGUUCUCCACCUUCCCCCUUCAUUUAAUGCCCAGUACAACCCUGUGGUGUAGGUUAGGUGGAGAAGCAUUGAGCAGCCCAGAGUCACCCAGCUUCAAAGCUUCAUGCCUGAACAAGGAUUUGAACCCUCAUCCCCCAGGUUGUUGUCCCACACUCUAACCAGGACAUCGCAAUGGCCUGGAUGGGUUUUAAUUUAGUAUUUAAUUUUUCUUUUUCUUACUACAUGCCCUCUUCAACAUCUUAAUAUCAGCUCAGUUUGUUCUUUGCCCACAGUUUUUGCUUCAGAAUAAAAUACUCACUGUUGUUUUGAUAAUUAUUAUUUUUUUAAGAUUACAAAGCAAAGUAGAUAAUAGUCUAUUUAAAGAACCAGUUCAAUAAUUUUGUUUCCUUUAAAGACACUUCAAAAUUAAAAGGGGUCAUCCCUCUUGCACUGGUCAUAUUGGUGCAGGGUAAGAUGUAGGUAACAUAAACAGUAGCAAUAUAUCAAAUACUGUGAUUGAAGUAAGAAGGCAUAUGCCAAAUUCAUAUAGGCUGAUUUUCUGAAUAUAUACUUUAACGCAGUCAUGUUCAGUCUGUUACUAUUUAUAUAAGUAUUUAUAUUUAUAUAAGCAUAUUCUUAAAAUAAGCUGGUUUAUAUAAUAGUAGAAGAAUCUGAGCAAGGAUACCAUAAUUUAAACAACAAUGGACAUGUAACUAGUGAGUUUGGGAAGGUACUACGGUUUGCAUCAUGCAGUUAAAAGAUUCAAAGAUCGUUACCCCCCCCCCCAAAAAAAAGACAUUUAGAAUUGAAGUGUUUGAUCCUUUACUCAUAGGAUUGGAAAAGAUUUACAAGGAUUUGAUAGAUCUGUGGAUGCUGUAUUCACAAUCAGAGUAGCAACUGAACUACUGUAAACAAAUACCUGUAAGAACUGGUCCUGUGCUCCAUUCUGGAUUAAUGAUUCUGCUCAAUCAUGGUUUGUUUUUUUUUAAGAAAAUGAAACCAUGCUUUUAAGAACACACAGAUGUCAGCCACAAAACUCUUGCUUCAGUGCGAUUACUGUUUUAGCCACUGAGGAGGAAAGAGAUAAAACUAAGAAAGGUGAUCCCUUUUAUUGGUCUACAGGAUCACAUUACCUUCUUUGUUUCUCCUGAAGGGCUUAUUAAAGCUGGCUGGCUGACUGGAAAUUUCAGUUGCACACAAAACUUCUGUAAUACACAGAAUUGGUUAGUAUCAAGCAGCAGGAAACAGAAGUGUGUGCACCUUUUCCAUUUCAGAAUGGCUGCAGAGCAAGAACCCGAACAAUACAUUCAGUAGCAACAGUCGUCAUGCUUGCUUCUUUUCUCUCAAUUGUUGCUUGCUGCAGUCAAGAAGUUCCAACUCCAGGUGGUGCUGUUUCUGUAUACAGUGAGAUAAAUGUGCAUGCUAGUCCUCCUACGUGCACAACCAAAACAUAUCAUGUGCCAAGUCAGUUUCAGCAGAAAGGCCUGCUGAAGUCUGUGUACUUGUGCCACAAAUAAUGGGCAUCUUGGCUAUACUUUCUUCAAAAGAUGGUGCUUGCAAAACUCAGCCAGCACAAUAUUAAUAUCAUAUUGCUGCCUAUCUCUUUGACUUGCAGAUUCGAGGGUUUUUAUCAAGAUUUGAUAACGUCCUUCCCGUCAGCCUGGCUUUUGACAAAUGCACUGCCUGUUCUCCCAGAGUAAGUUUGGUUUUUAAUGUAAACUGUUUUUUCCUCAAAACAAUGCUUCCGCUUUGUCACUGUUUCGUUUUUUUACAUGCAAGCCUUUCCCUUGUUUAUUUUGAGAUGUGUACUUUAUGUCACUGUUGAGCAUUGUGCUACUAACUAAACCUUUCUUAGCCAAUAUAAUCUUAAAUAAUUUUCUACCCUCCUUUAAAUAUGGAAUUUCCAAGUCAAUUGUCUUAAAUAAAGCACCUCUCUUUUACCUGUACAAGGCGGUGAAUAAUAUCUUCAUUUUUUAGCUCUGCGUUGAAUGAAAAUAACCCUGCUGUAGUUACCAUUGUUACAGGCAGUCAUUUAAUUUUUUUAUAAAAAAAUGUUUUAUUUAUAUAUAUAUAUAUAUAUAUACACACGCACACACACACACAGUGGUACCUUGGGUUAAGUACUUAAUUCGUUCUGGAGGUCCGUUCUUAACCUGAAACUGUUCUUAACCUGAAGUACCACUUUAGCUAAUGGGGCAUCCUGCUGCUGCCGCCACGCCACCAGAGCACAAUUUCUGUUCUCAUCCUGAAGCAAAGUUCUUAACCCGAGGUAAUAUUUCUGGGUUAGCGGAGUCUGUAACCUGAAGCGUAUGUAACCCAAGGUACCACUGUAUAUGUAUCUUUCACAAAGUCUUUCUAAUGGAGGUGAGUCCAGCUGUCAAUGGAGGUGACCUGCCUCAUUACCAUCAUCUCUCCUCCUUCCAAAGCCAGAAUUUGUGGUGGCAAGUGGGAGUGCGGAAGGCAGGAAGACCAAAAGUAGCCAGAGUCAAAGCCAGUGCUAACCAGAACCAACUAAUUCUAUUUUGAAGCCACCUUCCUCCCCGCUGAGGCAAUACUUGUAGGAGAAAGAAGCUGACAGGCCGUGCAACCCCCCUGGAUUGUUUGCAAGCAAGAAGGCAGACAGGUGGGGCCUGGCUGAGAGCAGGAUGAGAUUGUUGGUGCUCCCUUCACCCUAAUACACUCAGAUCCAUGGUGCAUCACUCUUUUUAUUUUAUAGAAGUGUGUGUCUUCACUGGCCCUUCUCCCACUUCCAUGUCUCAGUUGAUGUAACAUGUACCUUCUUCUACUUCUUUCCAGUGAUUGAUAGUGCUUGAAGCUAAGUAAUAAUUGUCAAGUUUGUUGUUAAGGCACUUUGGAUAAGCUUAGGAAUGUGGAAACCUCUGUAGCAUGGAUCCUUUCCUUAUCACUCUGGAAAUGGCAGACAUUGAAUAUUGGUUGGAAAGAGCCCAUCCCAUAGCUUCUUUCCCUGCUCGUUUUGUUCUAGUUCCCAGGAGAGCAAAUGUUAGUGUGGAAGGGAGCUCUAAUGGACUCCCCUUGGUCCUAUUCUUCUGUUGUUUCUGGAAAAACAUGGGGGAGAUCAUGCAGUAUGGCAAUUUCUGCACUUCUAAGAUAUUCUCCAAAGAUGCCCGGAAUCUGUUUGCUGAACUCCGCCACUUUCCCCUGUUGGCCUAGCCUCAAGCUCAGGGUGAAAAUGAAAAUCAGUACUAGCCAAAAUAUUUUUCUGUCUGAGGUGGAACCCAAAAGCACUACUCACUUGCUAGGGCUAAUACAGUGGUACCUCGGGUUAAGUACUUAAUUCGUUCCGGAGGUCUGUUCUUAACCUGAAACUGUUCUUAACCUGAAGCACUACUUUAGCUAAUGCGGCCUCCCACUGCCACCGUGCCACUGCUGGGCAAUUUCUGUUCUCAUCCUGAAACAAACUUCUUAACCUCAGGUACUAUUUCUGGGUUAGCGGAGUCUGUAACCUGAAGUGUAUGUAACCUGAAGCAUAUGUAACCUGAGGUACCACUGUACUUUUAUUAUUUAUACCCUGCCCAUCUGGGUGGGUUUCCUCAGCCACUCUGGGCAGCUUCCAACAAAGAUUAAAAAUACAUUAAAACAUCAGUCAUUAAAAACUUCCCUAAAUAGGGCUGCCUUCAGAUGUUUUCUAAAUGUCAGAAAGUUGUUUAUCUCUUUGACGUCUGAUGGGAGGGCAUUCCAGGGGCGGGCACCACUACCGAGAAGGCCCUCUGCCUGGUUCCCUGUAACCUCACUUCUCUCAGGGAGGGAACCGCCAGAAGGCCCUCAGUGCUGGAUCUCAGUGUCUGGGCAGGACGAUGGGGGUGGAGACACUCCUUCAGGUAUGCUGAGCCGAUGCCGUUUUUUAAAAUCCUAUUGCAACUUUCAGGUAUCAAUUUCUGCCUUUAUCUAUCACUCGCUCCUUCUGAUUGUGCCCCCAAAAGAGGCUGAUUGACCCUUACAGCUGGCUGGCCCCAGAUGAACUCUUUAGCUGCCCCGUAUUCAUUUUCUCCUCUCACGCCCGGAAGCCCAUUCCUUUGCUUCUUCCUUAAUCCUUCUCUAUCAUACUUUGGCAAAAUAAAUGACACAUACAUGCUAACCAGAGUACACUAUGCAAACAUGCACCAGUGUAAUGAAUUAUUCUCAUUAUUUGGCUUCUUCUUACUCAGAAGUUUGACAUUUAGUGUAGACUAAAUCAAACAUACGUUCACAAUCAGCCUUUGAGGCCUUCUCAGUUCUACAGCAGUUUUCUGGGGUAAGUCCAUGUUUAAGCAAUCACCUUGACUGGGAUAUAUUGCUGUGAAUGCUGAGUAGGUCUGACUCAUAAUCUGGCUCGCACAUUAAGUGCUAUUAUUUCAGUCAUGCCAGAUUCAUUGCCGGCAUUUCUCUUUAAUUCCAGAAAACAACAGCACAUCCUUCAUACACCAAUUUUAAAUAUCUAAGGCCUUCCAAGGUAGUUUUGGGGAUUGGAUUGGGUUGGGGUCAGGGACAUAGUAUAAGAAAGGCCUUAUAAAAACAUGGAACCUUUCCUGUUAUAAAUUCGCCUGUUGCAGUGGAAUGCCAGUCAGUCUUGCUAAUAUAACUGCUGUACUUUGUCAAGACUACAGUAACCUUCCUGACAUUUGCUGUUCAAAUUCCUCAUAACGUAUGAGAGCAUGAGCUGUGAGCCAGGAAGCCUCUGGUUCAAAUAUUACUUCAUCUGAGAACAUAUUAAGAGGCCUCAGGCAAGCCGCCAUUGCCUCCGUCCCAGUCCCUCCCCCUUCUGCUAUGUGAGAAUUAGCUUACAUGACUGAUACAACUGAAACGAUAGAAAUGCUUUGAUUUUCUUUUCCACUCCCCUGCCCGAAGUGUGGAAGUAAAAUGCAGAUGGAACCUUUUCCCUGUUUCAGGUUUCUGAAAAAAAAUUGGGAGGGAUGGGGAGAGAUGUGUUAGGAAAUGAUUUCCUCAUUGUGGUCAUUUUAAGAGCCCUGCUUUACAUAAACAGGUUUGAUGAUUUAAUAAAAUCUGACUUGGGUUUUAACAGCUGUGCUAUUCCCAUAGUGAUCACUUUUCAUGUGGUGAGAAUAUUAAAUUACUUUUUCUGCUGAAAAGGUUGCUUCAAGGGUACAUGUAUUUCCUUACAGUAUAAAAGAAACAUUUAUUUACAUGUUCAGCUUGAAUUUUUAGAAUCAAAAUAUGCUUUGUUGCCUCAUAGGAUCAAGAUUUCUGAUGCCAAUGACAAAUAUAACUAUGGCAGUUCAGUUCUGUACACUUUCCCCUCUUCAUAAUGCAUUAAAUUGUCAUAAUUUCAACAUUGACAUUUCCCAUGUUUCUGGCUGAAAGUUUCUUGGUGCUUGAAACUACGAAUAAUUUCUUAAAACUUUUUUUUUUAUGAUGCGAUUUCUUUUAAAAUCUUGCAUCCAUUUUUUCAAUAUAGAUAUACAGCUGAUAAGAUAUGAAAGGACCUGUAUAGGCAUCUUAAGAGAUUCCAUUUCAUACUUAUUCAGUUCCAGAAAUUGCCAUAUUUCUUUUGGUAUUCAUGUUGCAACUUUGUCAGAAAGAGAACUGAACAAUCACGGUCCAAGUUACACUUCUGUCAGAUAGAUCUUCAGCUCCAUAAGGUAGCCAAUGAGGAAUUUUGAUGUCUGCGGUGAAGCCAGUACCUUAAUUUGGGCCUGAAUUUGUCUUCCAUAAUCACCGCCCUUAUUAGCAGUACAACUGUUAUGACUGGAAUGACAAACAGCUGCCUCUAAGAUUAGUGAUCAUGUGCAGCCACUUGGGUGAUUGUUGCAAAACAGCGUAGUAAGUAUACCCAAGCUUCAUUUGUGCUAAUGCUGAAGAGUGUUUCUAGACUGUUCAUCAGGAAUAACUGUAGCUUAAUCUCAGCUGCUUAACCAACCAUAUAUACAUCACCACCAUAGAGUAACUAAAGCUAAUUGAAGGUAUCCUUUCCUCUCUUUUUUAAAAAGGUACAUCCUGAAUUCAGUACUAGUUUCUUUUUAAAAAGAAAAUAUGAUUUAAAAAGCUGUUUAACAGAUGAGGCAAAAGAAUCAACAUGUAUCUAUACUGAUGUCUUGUGAAUCUUUUGAAAAGUCAGUAGGCAGAGAUACAACGCAAAUGGAAUCACUGCAGUGUGGUUUGGUUAUUUAAAGUAGUUAUUAAAAAAAAGUACACCAAAGAGAUACGGAGAUUACAACUGUCAAGCUUAAAAGAAACUCUGAUAUCACAUUUCUGAAAAUGUGAAUAGUAAAAAGUAGAGCACCAUUUCACAGUGCUUCAAAAUUUUUAGUGCUUUGAAAUUUAUUUGGCUCCUUAUGAAAUAUCAGUGAUGGUACAAGGCACUGUAGGGUUUAUUUGAGGGAAUUCUUCAUUCUUAAGCUACGAUUCUAAACAUAGCUGUUGACAUGCAAGUUCAGCUGAAAUUAGGGGUGCAUACUUCCAAGUAAAUGCAUUCAGAACUGAGGUGUGAUGUCUUCUAUAGCAUGCUUGAUUUAUUGUGCAUAAAACAUUGUGAAUUACCAAUUAAUACUACGCUUAUAAGUUGAAGGCUCUAUAGUUCAUUUUUUAGAGUAAAGGUAAAGGGACCCCUGACCGUUAGGUCCAGUCACGGACGACUCUGAGGCGCUCAUCUCUCUUUAUUGGCUGAGGGAGCCAGCGUACAGCUCCCGGUCAUGUGGCCAGCAUGACUAAGCCUCUUCUGACAAACCAGAGCAGUGCACGGAAAUGCCAUUUACCUUCCUGCCGGAGCGGUACCUAUUUAUCUACUUGCACUUUGAUGUGCUUUCAAACUGCUAGGUUGGUAGGAGCAGGGGCCGAGCAAUGGGAGCUCACUCCGUCAGGGGGAUUUGAACCGCUGACCUUCUGAUCAGCAAGCCCUAGGCUCUGUGGUUUAGACCACAGAGCCACCCACAUCCCACACAUUUAUUAUUAUUUUUUUCUGCAAAGGUUGCUUGAAAAUUUUCCACAGCUUAGGACACGGAGGCUGUUUCGGUAAAUGGAACAGUAUUGGUAAUGUUCCCAGUUGCAGGGGACUUAGAAAUAUUGCCAGCCUGUAUGUGAGGCACAAUUUUUGUGGUGCUCAAGAUGCAUUUAUCCAGCAUUUAGUGGGACAAAAGAAGACUUAAUGCUUCUUUGUGCCUACAUGAGUGAAGAUGGAAGAAAAAGUGGCAUGUACGUCAAAACGAUUUUGCCUUCCAAUUUAAGGCCAUCCAAGUUUGUUGAUAGGCAGAAAAGGGCUAGCCAAGUUUAAAAUACUGGAAGGUCACUUUUCACCUUCCACAGACUAAUACUGAUGUUUUUCGUAGCUCUUAUAACCAAAAUAAAGAUCUAGCAAAUACAUGAAGUUACUUCCUCCAUGGAUUUCAAAUGUAACAUAAGAACUGAAUUACUCAUACAAAGCCACUUAAGAGAACAAAGGCUUUGCAGCCUGAAAGAAAAGGAACUGUUAUCCCAUACUCUCAUUCUAGUCAGUUGUGGGGAGGGGGAAUUGCCUGUGCUUUUUUGAAAAGAAACACAGAUGUAUUUUAAAAGCCUUGGUUUAAAAUGAAUUUUCUGUAAAAUGGUCCUUGACAACUCUCGAUCAUGUGUCAUUUUGCACAGCUGAACUAUCUAACAAAUAGAUUUGGUUCUUCACUCUGGGCAUCUAGCCACUUAUCCACACAAUGCAAGCCUAGCUUUGUUUCACAGUGAAGACAUUAAUUUGAGUGCUUUCAUCGUGUUUAAAAAAAUUGGCUGUCCUUUUUAAGACCUUGCAGGAACUACUGGGACCUGGUUGUUGAUAGCCAUCUUAGUCUGCAGUUUAUAUAUAUAUAAAAGGUCUAUUUGCAGUGUAAUCUUAUGUAUGGCACAAUAUGGCCUGGUCCCCAGUCUGGGAACCGAAAGCUGGUCACAUAAUUUUAAAGUGGUAAUCUCAUCCUAAGCAAGAAGAACAUCUUUGCUCGUACGAUUAUGUUCCUUGUAAAUAGGAACAAUAGUCCUGGUUUGGCUGAAUUGCUAAACUGUAGUUUAGCACUACGUGAAAAAAACAUUACCUUUUUCUCCAGUGAGGCCAUGAGGAAAAAAUCGGAAGAAUCUGCUUUCUUGUUUAAGCUUAACCACACUUUGACAUUACAUCUGAACUGGGAUCUUUGGUAAGUUUAAACUGUGCUUUAUUGAAACAAGCCCAGAUCAGUAACCACAUUUGAUUGCGUUCAGACAUAACGACAAACUGCAGCUAAUUUAAACUAGUAAAUAUAUGUUUCUCAUCUCCUUGCAAGUGGGAGGGAGGGGAGCAUGCAAUCCAGGGGCUCACUCAGGUUUGUUCACAGAGUUAAUAAACUAUGGUUUAGCAUUACAACCAAACUAUAUAAAGCAAGGUAUAUAGUAAGGAGCUCCUAUGCUUAAGAAAAUGCCAUAUUAUGAAGGACACUGUAGCCUAUGAAAGGGAAUAGAGAAUUAAUUUAUUGAACUUUGAAGUCUUACAUUAUAGUGUUGUCUUUGUUUCUAUUUAGCCUUUGAGCAGGGGUAGGCAAUCUAAGGCCCGUGUGCCAGAUGCGGCCCAAUCGCCUUCUCAAUCUGGCCCAUGGAUGGUCCAGGAAUCAGUGUGUUUUACAUGAGUAGAAUGUGUGCUUUUAUUUAAAAUACAUCUCUGGGUUAUUUGUGGGGCAUAGGAAUUCGUUCAUUAUUUUUUUAAAAAAAUAUAGUCCAGCCCACCACAUGGUCUGAGGGGUGGUAGACCAGCCCAUGGCUGAAAAAGGUUGCUGACCCCUGCCUUUGAGUGUUCGUGUUGUUGGAAGAUACAUUGAGACCAAUUGAUAGUGAAAGGCAGGGUAAAGGUAAAGGGACCCCUGACCAUUAGGUCCAGUCGUUGCCGACUCUGGGGUUGCAGCGCUCAUCUCGCUUUAUUGGCCAAGGCAGCCGGCGUACGGCUUCCAGGCCAUGUGGCCAGCGUGACUAAGCCGCUUCUGGCGAACCAGAGCAGCGCACAGAAACACCGUUUACCUUCCCGCCGGAGCAGUACCUGUUUAUCUACUUGCACUUUGACGUGCUUUCCAACUGCUAGGUUGGCAGGGUAGAAAUGUUAUAAAUACAUGCUACAUGCAAAAGUGCACAGGAGAAGCACAAUGACCAACAUUGCUUUACUGCAAAGCAGCAUUGGGAGAAGACAGUUUGGCACAGAAAAGAAGUAGGUGGAGGUUUCUUAACCCCGUUCAAUUCAACAUCUGAUUAUUAUUAUUGUUGUUGUCAUCAUCAAAAAAUCUGAAAAAUACGGAAAUUAGGGUGCCUAGAAUUGGAGAACUGGAAAUAUGGCAGCUGUACUAGAAGGACUGAGAUGAUUCUAGAACUGAAACCAAGUGAGCUUUUCUGACCUUGAAUGAACUGAGACUCACAAGGAGGCUCAGAAGGAUCGGGACAUGUAUGUUUGGCAAAAGAGGCCUUACAGUUUAAGGACUAGUGAGAGUUUUGCCAGGGAUGAUUCCUUCAGAAUUUGCUGGGUGCCUGGAAGCCGAAAUGUGAAAUCCCUUUUCAACUGUGCCAAGUUUAAAUAGGAUUUCCAAGCCUAAGAACUCUUUUAUAGCAGAUGGUGGUCUUCCCCGUGGCAGCCCCUAAGCUGUGGAAUUCCCUCUCCUCAGAGGUGUGACUGGCUGGCAACUUCAUUAUGUACAGUAGCUCUUGUCGUAAGCUGAUGGUGCACCUCUUUACCAUGGCCUUGGAAAUCUAAGAGAUUCAGGGACCAUCUUAUUCUCUUGACUGUAUUUUUAAAAAACUGUAAAAUUCUCAAGGGUCUUCCAGCCAAGAAGAACAGCUUUUCAAGGGCUGCAGACAGAACGGCGUUGCGGGGAAGCCCUGUUCCAUUCAUGGAAAGAAAGUUAGGAUCCAAGCCAUUGUUGAGUGUGACACUGCAAGGAGCGGAACAGCUAAACAAAGAAUUCAGUUUUAGCAGAUGAGUAACACACUUCUGCUCCACAGAACUUAAAAGCAAUUUAUUUAUUUAGUUCUGAGACUUUAAAAAGCUUUCAGAUACGUAAAUUAGAUAAGUCAUUUAUGUUGUUGGCAAACGUACAGAGAUAGAGAUUAUGAAAGUUAAACCUGGGAUUGAGAAUUUGGCUGCUUUAGUUUCUUCUAUAUAUAUAUAUAUUUCUACAUUUCUAAUUUGGAAGGUAGUUGUCACUUAGGGCUUUCUUUUAAGAACUUUGAAAGGGAAAGAUCACAGUUCUUUCCUCUCUGUUCUCCUCUUUUUCUUUUUUUUAAAGAGCAAAUCCUUUGAUAAAUCUUUUUCUGGCACAAUAUUACAUUAACAUCCUUACGUUGUUAGGAACGUGUAAUCUAAUUCUCUUUAAUUAAAGCCGGAAAAGGUUUCAUCUCAGGCUUUGGAAAGUGGUGUUAGGGGGGAAAGGAACUGGUAUUGCCUUAGAGGUGUUGGGUAAAAAUCACUACCAUUGUUCUUCCUAUAGAUAAGGGGGGGGGAGCCCUCCAAAGUAUUGCCUAUACUAUUAUGAUACAAUAAAAAGAAAAUAAACCUCUCCUGAGGCAUUUUUGUGAUAACACUUUGGUCAACUUAUAGUAAAGGAAGAGGAACUGUGAUGGGAGUGGAAUACAGUGGUACCUUGGGUUACAGACGCUUCAGGUUACAGACUCCGCUAAUCCAGAAAUAGUACCUCAGGUUAAGAACUUUGCUUCAGGAUGAGAACAGAAAUCGUGCUCUGGCGGCGCAGCAGCAGAAGGAGGCCCCAUUAGCUAAAGUGGUGCUUCAGGUUAAGAACAGUUUCAUGUUAAGAACAGGCCCCCAGAACGAAUUAAGUUCUUAACCCAAGGUACCACUGUAUUUUGGGCUGAAGGAGAGAGGGGUAUCACUUUGUACAGUGGUACCUCUGGUUACGAAUUUAAUUCAUUCCGGAGAUCCAUUCCUAACCUGAAACUGUUCUUAACCUGAGACACCACUUUAGCUAAUGGGGCCUCCCGCUGCUGCCACGCCGCGGUGGUGUGAUUGCUGUUCUCAUCCUGAAGCAAAGUUCUUAACCCGAGGUACUAUUUCUGGGUUAGCGGAGUCCGUAACCUGAAGUGUAUGUAACCCAAGGUACCACUGUACUCAUUUAUAUUUACUUUGUAUACUCUUUGUAACCCGAGGUGUUUGUAACCUGAGGUACCACUGUACUUGUUUACAUUGAAUGACAUCUGCCAUUUUACUGCCCAUUCACUCAGUUUGGAGAGAUCCUUUUGAAGCUCUUCACAUUUGCUUUUUGUUUUAAUCACCAGGAAGAGUGAACAUUAAUAAAAAUUAAAGUUGACCCAUGGCUGUAGAAUCCUGAGGAAAAGUUGAGAGUGUUGCUUGCGAGAACCUCAAACUUCUUGGGGGCUUGUACAGGCAGAGCUGCUAAAGUUAGAUGAGUGCUGCAUGUUUUUAAUCCACCCAGCGUGGAUGGCAUGAAACUCUUUUUCCAUAAGAAUAAUGAACAGAAUAGCCCUGCCAGGAAAUAGGGCCAGCAUAUGGCUCUCUUGAGAGUGUUGCAAGCCAGAAUGACACAAAUGAGUGAUACUUGAAACUUAUAAAGAGCCUUUCAAUCCAAAAGUGGAAACUGAAAUGAAACAAGAUGGAGGAAAGAAGCCUCCGUUCCUUGGCCAGAUACCUUUCUGAGCACGCCAUACAGUAGGCAGAUAUUUCUGCUUGCCAUCAAUCACACUGCAAAAAUAAUCCGCCAUGCACUUCAGUAUUGACAUUUAUGAGCACUUUUACUGUCACUCGGGAAUAGACCAAACACUUUCAUAUCACUGCAGAUCUUCUGAUACCAAAACAACAGUCUUUCAUAUAGAUGGAUUAAUAACAGGAAGCUUUUAUAGUUGCCACAUCCAAGGGUAUUUUCUUCCACACACGGAUUGUUUUUUAUUUAAAAUAGUUACUGCAGGAAAGUGAGGAGACAGUUCUACAUCCACAGGUUUGGGUACUGCAGCCAAAAAUGAUGCCAUAGCUGACUUGUGGUUGGUAACUCUCCAAGUAUUUCAACAUAGACCUCCCCAUCCUCUUUCCCUCCUGCUCCCCUAUUUCCUGUUUGCACCUGCCUUCAGUCUUGUUUCACAAGCUUUAUUUUUAUUAUUGUGGUCAUAAAGCUAUGUAGUACAUUUAUAACUGCAAUAAAUAUAGAUGCAGUUUCAUUUCUGCACUUGCGUAUUCUCGUAAUCAUUAAUGGUGAAUCCAACAAGAUUUAAAUUUUUCAAAUUGUUUCUGAGGCAGAGGGUGUGGUCUGUUGAGAUUUGGCCUAGCCAUCAGGAGACGGAGCUUUUGCUGGCUGUCUCACUCAUUCCGCCUGUGAUGCUUCCUGUACCUUUCACCGCUCCAGUCUCUUCCUAGCGUAUAUACUCUUUUCCCCCAUGUCAUCUGGGUCUGUCAUAAUUCCAAAUGCUUAAUAAUUGCUCAAAAAACAACACUCUUUUGUAUUCGCCCACAUACGUUGGGCGGAAUAAUUGCCUUGUCAACAAAUCCCUUAGUACACCGUGUGGUGUGUGGCAUAAAGAAGUAGAACUGAUCAGAUUUUAACAAGCAGAUCGAGCACAAAUCGAGCACAAAAGUGUACAGGCAUGUGGAAAUUACCACAGCUGGCUUUGAUUCUGAUGCUGACAUAAUAAGAGUAAUUUUUACCUAAGCCUAAGAGAACUAGGUUCUGGAUUACAUACCUUGCAAGCUAGAUCCUAUCAGUAAUAGAACUGCUGAGUUGGAAGGGACCACGAGGGCCAUCUAGACCAGCCCCAUGCAGUGCAUAAAUAUUUUGCCCAAUAUUUUGUGACUCGAACCCAUGACCCUGAGAUUAAGAGUCUCAUGCUUUACCAACUUCGUUUAUCCAAGAAUAGUGAUAAUGUCUGGAUUCUUUAUUGACCUGAAAAAUUGUGGCAGUAUUUUGAAAAAAAUAUAUGUAAACCCUUUAUAUUUGUGUUGAAGUGAUAUUCAGCUAGGAAGAGUUUCAUCUCCUCAUUAGCCUUGAAAUUGUGAAAUAUCACUAUCCCAUAUUUUCCGGCAGGAAGUAUUGACAUGUGUUUUGAUUAAAUACAGUGUUUCGUUUUCAUAACUUCUUCAGUCAGCUGCUAGAUUGAAUCACCUCACUUGUUCUCACACAGUUCUUCAACUACUUUGAUAUACUGGACAUAUAUGGCAAAGCAUUCUGGGUAGUAUUUGGUGCACUCCUUCUGUUAGUGCAAUGUCUUUUGGCUGUGUAACAGAAUUUCUUUUCCCCUUCCCCCUAAUUCUGUUCUGUGGGUUGCCCUAACCCUAUGGAGCAGCUUUGGGGAAGCGGCAUGGUGCACAGGGAGGCAGGGUUGUAUUUGAGGGAAGCAGUUCCAUGUGGUCUGAGAGAUAACCUUCUCUGCUAUCUAAUGAAAAUUUCCCCCCUCUGAAGCAAGUGACCUCUUAACUUCCAUAAUCCCCAGCCGGCAUGACCAGUGCUCAGCGAUGCUGAGAGUUGUAGUGUCCAACAACAUCCAGUAGGCUGUAGUUUUCCCACCCCUGCUUUAGGAGUAAUUCCCAAUUCACAUUAGUAGGUAUUUCCUUCAAAAUUUCAGCAGGGGAGGAAUAGUUUAAAUCGGUUAUCAGCACCACCAUUGCAGCAGAUACAGCUUGAAUGGUCUAAAACAUGCCCAUUAAAAAUGUAAAGAUGCAUUUAACCUCAAUUGUAAUUUGAUCCAGAUACUCAGUAAUGAGGAGCCUCUGAGUCUUGAGACUGCACUCCCAAGAGGAGCUAGACGUUCCAAAGUUGUGUUUUUAUGUUGUGGUUAAACUAAAAAAAAAAUGCCCAGAAGGCAAAAAUUAGCUGAGUUGUCUAAAUAAAUUCUUCCACUUCCAGAUGCAGUAAAUGUCCAAAACGAAUAUACUAUGCUAUGAACAUCAACUCAGGUGCAUGGAUGCCUUUGAGAAAAUGAACCGUAUCAACAUAUAUAAGCAAGGCAUAGCUAAGGUGUCAGAGAGAGAAAGCGAAGGCAGCAGGGUGAGGGGAGAUGUAGAAAUUCAUAUGUGAAAUAAAGGAGGGCUGCUUAUGUGCACAAUUCAGCCAAUGGAGGCUGAAUACUAGGCCCAGAGGGCAAGAAAGAGCUGGAAAGGUUAAAACCAUGUUCAAAACUGCAGUUUGAAACUUAGGGAAUAGAUGUAUGGCUAGAUGCCAGUGUUCCCUGGCUCUGAAAGGAACACCAUCCAAGGAAUGGAAAUUCAGUUCUCCAGGGGUAAACCCAGAAGCAUAGCAGGGCAAGAGUAAAACCAGAGAUCUCCUGAGCAUAAUCAUUUAAGCUUUUAAGGGAUUACUUCAACAUAAGGGGGGAAAUAACAAACUCCAAGUUUGUCAUUAUUCCUCCCUGCCUUUGCUUUUCCUUGGGUUGGAAUAUCUGAAACAUCUUUAUAUCCAAGCUGUUGUUCCCUGCACUUGGCUAAUAUGCUAAAAACCUCUCUGCAAGAAGAAUGUGCUUCCAUAUGCAAGGGGGCGAGGUGAGGUGUUUUCUUACCAGUUUCCACCCACAUGCUAUAGUCCAGUGUCUUGCAUCACAUUCUGUUCUGGAGGGUUCCUUGCCCUAUGGAGCAGCUUUUCAAUGGGUUUGGAGGACUAUAAUGUGGGAGGAACUAGUUAGCCCUCCCGCCUACAAUGCAAUAUGGAAGUCCCUUCUGCUCACACAUUGGAUCUUUGCGUCCGAUCUGUUAAAAAUUGUGUUCCUGUGCUUUGUGCUUUCUUUAUCCGUGUGUAUUUUUGUUUCUGAGUGAUGCUAGUGUUUUGAAAGCAGGCUUGUCUUUUGAUUCUUGCAUAUCGAUAACCAAAAUCUGGCCUGAAUUUUUAUGUGCUCUGUGUUGUUCUUCCAACAAAAUAGAUUAACAUCAACAUCUUUGAGAGGAUGAUAACUGGCAGCUCUGGAGUUUGUAGAUUGACUUCUGUGUAGGGCAUGCUCUAUAUAGAGACAUCUGGUUAGGUUGUUAAAUAACUUCUUAGAAUACUGAAAGAUAGUUUUAGAAACUACCGACCUCUCUAAGAUAGUAGAAUUAGUUUGCUUUGUGCACAUUAUACCAUCAUAACAUUAAGACAAUCCAGUGGGUGGGAGCCGGUUACCUUUUCUCUUCCAGUGUUUGCACCUUUAGGUUCUGCUUUAUCCUCAUCACCAUUCUUUGAAUUCAAACAACAAUUAAGAUGUCUCCAGGCACUGCAGUUGUGUGGAGAGGUUGCAGCUCCUGUAAGCCAUCCAGGAAGGCUGAGCAUUGCUAUUCAUCUCCACAAAACUUUUAUGCAUAUAUAUUUCCUAAUCCUCCUGUAUAUUUCAAAGUCCCUGCUUUAGCAGUGCCUUAGCAUUAUACCUCCUGUGGGCCUUAACUCUCUGUUCCAUUCAUCUGUCUUUUCCUCAUACCUAGCUCUUUCACUCAGUUUAUAGAGCCAAUUUUCCUUCAAGCCUUUUUUCAACACCCAAUGAAGUUUUAUCGACGCCUUUCCUGAGCUUUUCUGGCCUCAUACUAUCCUUCUUUCCACCUGAUAUUGCCCUCAACCCCCCCCCCCCCAAAUCCAGCCUGAGCUUGUUAUUUAUUCCUGUUUUAUCCAUUUCUAACUAAUCAAGACAAGGGCAGUCUUAUUUCUAUGUUUUGAAUAACAUGUAUCGAGCUGUUGGCGCUGCUCUGGGUGACUACAAAGGAUAGGGCCUUUUCUGUGGUGGCACUGCAUUUACGGAAUUUGCUCCCGGAUCAAAUCCCCUAGUGCCCAUCUGAUUACUUUUGUAAGUCACCUUGGAGGCCCUGGACCAGAUUUAACUAACCCUGUGCGCUAGCAAAAGCCAGCACAAUGGGGCUUUCCCCACCCACACCCCCAAAACUGCUCUGGAGGUUCAAGAGAAACUUCACAGCAGUGCAGAGGGGAAACAAGGGAGAUAAUUCCAUAUGGCAAUCAGAAACGCUUGUACUGAUUGAAUGAUCAAAUCAACUCCACCUUCUAUGGUUCCCAAGCGUGCCCCCCCCCCCCGGCACCUUAGAAAGGCAGACCUGCUUAGCUUCAGCGCUGGACAGGAUAACAGCAACACUUCCUUAAGUCAAUACUGAUUUGCCUCCCCACUCCCUUUCAAAGAAAACCUCUGAUAAUAGUGUCUGCUUUUAUAUGCAGCACAAAAACUUGCUGCUAUUUCUUUGGAAAUUAUACUGCAUUUUUCUGCCUCCCAAUUCUUACCAUGCACGUUACCUGGAAUACCAAUUUGACUAGGCAGCUGUGCUACAAGAUGGAAACCUGGCAUUCAGUUUGAUUCAGGAUCCUGGACUCCUUGUGUAAUUAGCUGUAGAAUGCUGUCAGCUAAAAACAAUCAACACUGGCUGCAGAUUUGCAAAUGAAUGGUUGCAGCUGAGAGAGAUUCCUCUGAGUUUCCUCCUUUAGCAAUGUAAGGCCUAGCUGGAUACUUCUGAAGAGAUGAGCAGGCAACAGGAGGUAUAUGACUGUUUGAAGACUCAUACUUAAAUUGGAUUGAAUUUCAUGUAUUGAAGCCUAAAUUUCGUUGUUUUUUUAAGUAAAAUAUCCUGUAUGUGAGCUGUUCUCUGGGCUUCCUUCAUUCAGAAAUUAACUGAGAUAAUGUUUGCAUUGCAGCAGUAUAUAAAUUGCACUGGUUGCAAGGUAGACUGCUGAGUUUCACAAGUGGCUGUGAAUAUCAUCAUUAUUCAUUUGCAAGGUGUCUAUCCUUGAAAAGCCGAGUAUUACAACAUGUAUUUAGGUAGUGUUAAAUUAAUUUUAUUGUUCAUUUUUGGCAUAGGCAAAAGUAAAUCUAUAUUGUACAAUAUAGAAGAUUAAACUAGGAGGCUGUGAUUUAUAUGAUUGUUUAUUAUUUUGUCCAUCUUCUAUUAACAGCCACGUGUUUUGUUUUGUUUUGGUCUGUUCUGUUUAAGUUUGUUUUGGGAUUUGAUUCUGAAACAACAACAAAAAGGAGUAACAUCCUUCCCUCUUGUCUUUUGUUUUGCAGGUCCUUGAGCAGUAUGAAAGAGAAGGCUUUAAUUUCUUAGCAAAGGUUUUUAAUUCCUCACAUUCCUUCUUGGAAGAUCUCACAGGUCUGACUCUGUUGCAUCAGGAGACCCAAGCUGCUGAGGUAAGGUUCUUCAAAGUGGAUCGGUUGUUAUAGGAGCAGCUUUUGUGAAUAAAAUGCAUGCAUAUGUAUACACACACACACACACACACACACACACACACACACACUUAUAUAUAUAUAUAUGCUCACAUACAUACACCUAUUACUCAAAAACUCUUAUGCUGAUCUGUGUGUGUGCGUACACCAACCGUGAGAAUUAAGUAGCAGUUGCUGUUCCAUAACAAGAGUUCCUUUACAAUCAUAAGGAAAAUACAAUGGAGGAAGGUUGUUUCUUUCAUCACCUGGAUGCAAGCUUCUCAGAAACAUGUCGCUGGCCCAGUAUUGGAAAAGGGAUGGUGAAGCUGACAGAUCCUUAGUCUGGCAUUGCUUGGAAUAUCAAGCCAGGUAAAAAAUGAAGAAGGGAAUCAGGGCAAGUAUCAGCACUGAGUCCUACCUGGGUGCUACGCCCAUGGCAGCUGCUUAAGAAUGCCAGGUGGCAACACUGGCCUGGUGUAGUUGCUGCAGUUUUAUUAUUAGAUGUCACAUUUGACUUUGCUGUUGACCUUUAUAAACUUCAAUUUUUCGGUAUAUUUUAUAAAGCUCUUUUCAACUGUGGAUUAAUGUUGAAGUCUGACAUUUUUUGUAACAGGAAAUUGGUUUGAAGUUAUGACCAGAGAACAGUUAUUAGAGUGCAAUUUAUCUCCUCAAAAUAUGGAUAACCACAACUUUUUCCACUGUUGCAUGACUCAAGAACUACUUUGUCUAUUUAGCUUCAAAAUGUGCUGUGGAAGAAGUAUUAUUUCCCCUGAGAAAAGAGAUGGGUCAAGUAUCAGCCAGUUAGUUUCUCUAGAUGUGUCUGGAGGCAUUGCUACUACAAUCAGCCAGUGUGAUGUAGUGGUUAGAGCGUUGGACUAGGGCCUGGGAGACCUAGGUUUAUACCCCACUUGACCACAGAGCUCACUGGUUGACCUGGGGCUGAGAGAAUGUGACAGGAGAAACAUACCCCACAGGGUUGUUGUGAGGAUUAAAUGGGGAGGGGGGAACCAUGUACCCCACGUUUCUGAAAGCUGGCUUGGAAAUUUAAGAAUAAUUAAAAUUGAUAAACAGUAAAAGGACAAGGGUAGCAGUCUCCUAGAAACAGCUGUUCUCUCAGCAGAGCCAAUGAAAUAGCCCCGCUUCCAUCUCUCUCUAUUCUAGCCUGAUGGAAUGGCUGCUGUUAGGUGAAAAAUCAGUGGAGGGACCAGCCUGAUGGAGCUGGUCUUCCUAGCAGAGCCAGUGAAAUGGCCCUCCAGCCCUCCUUCUUUGGAAAUGGCUAGUAAAAAAGGGAGGGAAAGGAAACGACAAAGGAAACAGACAAAGAAUUAUCUGAAUCACAGAUGUAGAAUUCACUGUGUAGAUUCAACAUUACAGAUACACCAUGAUCAAGCAACUUAUUGUAAACUAAGCAUGCCUCUGAUUUACAAGGUUGCUGCCUGCUCAAAUUUUUUAGCCCACUCUGCAAGGCAUUCCCCUUAUUCAUGCUGAGCUACAAUUAAAGUGAAAAACAAUAGCCUGCCUACUUACAGAGGAGCUCUGGGUCACCAUUACAUAUUUGCAUAACUUUUGAUUAGGCUGCAUGCAAAAACUUGAAAUGGCAGUUUAUUCAUCAAGUGAAACAAGCAAGGGUUGUUGCUAACAUAGCCAUUCAUGCAAGGACUUCUGCUCGUUCAAUGGAAGCUCUCCACCUGCUCCCCCCUGCCCCCCACAUCAUCUUUCAGAGGAUUGAGGGGACAGAUUUGGAGAGCGUGUAAAGAAAGAAGAGGGAGGGGAAGUUCUGCUGUGCAAGCAGAACUUGUACAAAUGGAAGGCCACAACCCCCAAAGUUUAUAUUAGGGGUUUAGAAAUGACAAGGUAUCCUAAAAAUGCCAGUAAAUAUGUCUUACUCUCACAUCUGGUUUUAAUCCGGCAGGAAGUCAUUACCAAAAAACAGCUAGAGAAUUUCAUUGUAUCUUCCUCAUGGCUUUAUAAUGCAAUAGCUGUUGAGGUCAACUCCCACUUCAUCCCAAGUGGACUUGUUUGCAUUGAAGGCUGUUCACUUGGGGAAUUUCUUCUGCUUGCUCCCAAUCCUUAGUUGAUGUGGCUGGUUUGUCUCCAUAUAUACCUAGAGUUUAUAGCUAGUUCAGAGAGAAAGCAUAUUAAUAGUCUUUAGUCAGGAUGCUGAGAUGGGUUAAAACAAUCUAGAUUCACAUUGUGCAGAUCAUACUGUCUGACUUUAGAAACAGACUCUUAAAAUUCUUUACAUAUUAAAAGUGUUGGAGGGAGUGUGUGUGUGUGUAAUAAUAAAUAUAUAUAAAUCAGUAUAAGCCUUUUGCUUUAUUCUGUCCUCCUUUCUACUUCUGCAUCCCGCCAUUUCUUCCUCCAAAAUGACUGUAUUUCCUCUGUGCUAAAACCCUCAUCUUUCUUCUAAAGGUAUCUUAUUUAGAUUAUUAUAGUAUCCUCUUCCUUGGCCUUCCCUCCAAACGCCUGUUCUUAGUAAACUAAAGAACAAAACAAGAAAACUUGCAAACUCUCUGAAAUGAAUUAAUUAAUUUAAACUGUUGGAAACAGUAAUUGAGAGUAAGCUGCUUGGAAUCUGUUUCUGGAAAAGUGAUUAGAAAGUUUCUUGUAUUUUCCUUCUAGUAAAACGUCUAUUUUGCAAGGUGUGGUGUGUGCAGCAGAGAAUGUGUUUCAGUGCCCAUAUAAUCUAUAUGUGGUAUAUUGCAUCUCUUUGCCAUUGAGUUUCAUUUUGAAUUUUCAUUGCACUUUCCUAUAAGAUAAUCCUGCUAAUGUAGUCACCUACCACCCUCACCUGAAUUCUUUUGAAAUUCGAUCAUGAUACAUUCAGUAGAGCUGCAGUUCAUUUUCAUCGAAUUUAAUAGGAUUGUAGUUUCCUCAGAAGUGAUAAUCAGAUCAGAAUGUCUGUGGCAAAGAUGCCAUAUAUAAUUUUAAUAGCAAGAGGGGGCAAUUGCCCUCAUCUCCUGCCUGUGGGCAUUCUGUAGACAUCUGGUUGGCCUUUGGGGACACAGAAUGCUGGGCUGGAUAGGCCUUUGGUCUGAUUCUUCAAGGUUGUUCUUAACAUCUUUAUGCUUGUCUUACAAUUGGUAUGAUAAAUCUUCUGGUACCAGCAUUUGUAUUUCUUAUCAAAUUACAUGAAAGCAAGUGAAAUUCUGAGUUUUGGGGGGUGGGAAUUGGUUGACUACACAGACAGAAGGUCUGUAAUGCUCUGAAAUCAGCUGCACAUGGCAUUAACUUGGUGAAUUUACUUAACUACUCUGCUCUUCUAGAGUGUUUGGUUCACUUUAGAGCAGCAUCCUGUCUCCUUGUUCCUUGUCCACUGUUCACAUAGAAUAUUGUUUUCAUUUUGGAUCAAGCACGAAGCUCUUGCCAUCACGAAUAAUAAUAAUAAUAAUAAUAAUAAUAAUAGUAAUAAUAAUAUUUUAUUUAUACCCCGCCCUCCCCAGCCAAGGCUUACAAGCAAUAAUAAAAACAAGCUGAAUGAUUACAACUUAAAAACAAAAUUAAAAUACAACAUUAAAAUAUUGAAAUAUUAAAAUAUUAAAAUGAAUAAUGAUGUUUGUAGCUUCUACCCUGUUCAUUUAACAGGGUAACAAUUGUGCCAGUUUCUUGACUGUGAUUAUUUUGCCCAAGAGAUUUUUAGUCACCAGUAAGAGAUGGUUCUAGACACUGGAAAUAAUUGGCAGUAAUAGCAAAGAUAGAUAAGCUUACUUGAUCAGCUGAAGCUUUUAACAGAUCAGUUUUUGUAGCAGAGCUAUUACUGAAGGAUGGAGAGAAAAGACAACACCAAUAGCUAAUGUGUUCUGAGUCUCAGCUUUUUGUCACAGGGAAAAAUGAAGGCAGAUUCUUCCCCUUCCCUCAAUUACGUCUUCAUGUAAUUUUGGAACUUUAGUAGUUUAUUUAAUCUUUAGAACAUACACAGCACCCAAAGAUUAAGGGUCAUAACCAAUUCCUAGUCAUACUGACCCAUUGUAAUCAAUUGAUUAAGUCUACUCUGAGCAUGACUUAAUUGGAUACCACUGUAUCCAAUUCCUUGCACUGGGUUUUGAACAUAAAUAUAUUUGAGAGGUCUUUGCAUCCCACACUCUGUUCCUGGUUUUCAUAUCUUUUCACCUCUUCAUUCAGAACUUUUAAUUUGUUUUCAGUGGCAGAGGGUGUUGAAAAUAUUAAUUGACUCACUGCCUUCUGAAAUAUUACAAUAAAUGCCGCUGGCCUUUUUGCCAAGGUAAAGCUUAGAAACACUUUCUUUCCCUCCAGUAUACUUGUAAUAGUUCUGAGUUGUCUCUGCCUCCAGCAUUGUUUCACUUGUCAGUAAAUUAAACGAUCUGUUGCAGGCUAUGGAAUGGAUUCAAAGUACAUGAGUGGAAGGCAUUUUUGUGCUCAGAUUUUCUUCCCAAGUUGCUGUCCUGUUGUGUACUGUUAUACAGAGUCUCCCAAUCAUCUGAAAUGCUUUUGGGGUGGGCAGGUAGCAUAGGAGGAAACUGGCACCUCCUUUCCCCAUGCAUGGUGUAUGUCAUUUUAUGCUUGAAAAUAUUUUGUAUUCAAUCUGUAGUAGAGAGCUUCAUUUAUUAUACAAUAUUAAGAGAGAAAACUCAGAAGUGUCUUGGAAGGAAUUAUAUUGUUUGUAGGCUUCAACUUGGCAGAAAGGCCAGCAGCAUUUACUGCACUAUUUCAGAACACAGUGAAUUAAUUAACAUUUUCAACAAUGUCCAUAUCUCUCCACUUACCCAGAGGAAUCUUUGGACCCAACCCUUUGUGAUCAAAUUCUUACUAAAAACUUGACUAGAACUAUAUAGAAAGGUAAAGUAUUCUAGUACUUAGGCUGUAGAGUCAGAGUCAAAAUGCCAUACAUCUGUUUAGUAGUAAUACCUCAAAGCCAAUGUUGUAUGUACUAUAAUACUAGUUAUACUGUAACAUUUUAUGUAACAGUAAUAUUAUAUAACAGUGUAAUAGUAUAACAACUAGUACAGUGGUACCUCGGGUUACAUACGCUUCAGGUUACAUACGCUUCAGGUUACAGACUCCGCUAACCCAGAAAUAGUACCUCAAGUUAAGAACUUUGCUUCAGGAUGAGAACAGAAAUUGUGCUCCAGUGGCGCAGUGGCGGCUGGAGGCCCCAUUAGCUAAAGUGGUGCUUCAGGUUAAGAACAGUUUCAGGUUAAGAACGGACCUCCGGAACAAAUUAAGUACUUAACCUGAGGUACCACUGUAUAACAAAUACUAUAACAAAUGUAAUAGUAAUACUAUAACAUUGUACUACUACUACUACUACUACUACUACUACUACUACUCAUUAAAUUUAUAUACUACCCUUCAUCUGAAGAUUGCGGGGCAAUUUACAGUAUAAAAACACAAAAUACAUAAUACCUAACAUAACAAAAAAUAUAUGCCCCCAUUUCAUUGGUGAGAUUCUGGUCUACCAUCUUGCUGUCUCAUCAUUGCAUUGAUCAUAUAUGGAGCAAAGUGCAUUUUUCUAUUUUUGCACUUACACCAUAUGUUGCAUUUGUAACAGAGUGGCUGGGGAAACCCAGCCAGAUGGGCAGGGUAUAAAUAAUAAAUUAUUAUUGUUAUUAUUGUAUUUCUAAUAAAUCACAGAGACAACUUGCUCUAGGAGCCGAAAUUAUUGAGAGAUGCUUUUUUGUGCCCUUCCUUAUUUCUGUCACUUUGGUAUGUUGUUUAUUCUUUUGAAUAAUAUUUCUUCCUUCUACAACACUGUUAUUUAAACAGUUGGCUUUGCCUGCCCCCCCCCCCCCCCGUCCUUUAUUGCCUCGUCAGUGUGUGAUUAAAAUGUAUUUGGUCCGCAUGUUCAGGUGUCUCUACUUUUUUAAGAGACCUAUGUAUACAUGGAAAAUUAGCAUGUUAGUGGGGGGAAAGUGUUCUAGCUCAGUCUGUCUUCUUAUGUGUAUUUUGAGUGCAGAGAAACCUCUAAUGUGCAAUCUGCGCUAAGACUUUUUAAAGCAAGUGAGGAAUGUUAAUUGAAAAUAUGUGAAAAAUAAAUAUCACAUCUGCAAUUUGUCAAUCAUGGCUAUUUUUAAAAGAACCACAACAAAUCCCUACCCGCCUGUCUUUCAACUAUAUCAGACAUGGCGGCCUCCUCUCUGAAAUUUAUGUUUGCAUUUUUAAAGGUUACGUUGUUUUUGCAGUAGUAGCAAUAGCUUAGGUUAGUUUAGUUAAUUUGGUCUAGAGACCAUAAACGUCAGAUAUAGAGCUGGGUUAUCAAGACAACCACAACAUGCCUGCACACAGAUUGUGCAUUUUAAAAUAAAUAAAUAACAAAAUAACAAAAAAAAAUUACAAAAUCCACUAUCAACAAUAAUUUAAAUACUGACAGUUUUGAUUCAGAACUCUGAUGUUCCCUUUAACAAUUGUGUUCUAGGUUUGAUUGCUACCGGAAGUAAUGUGGCUGGGUUUUUUUGGAAUCUUAGGGUUGGAAUCAGCCAUUAAAACUGAAACAUAAAAUUCAGCUGAGUUCCCAAAAUGUAAAGAAAGUACUGGGGAGAGAAAUUGUGAUAUACUCUUAUAAAAAGUACAGUAUAGGAGAACAUACACUAGCAUUUCAACUGAGCCAUUUUUCCAGGACAAACUCUCAAAUACCAAUACAGUCUCGACCUUUCAUAACUGUAACAACAGCAGCAAGAAUAAAAUAUUUAUAUGCCGCCCAUCUGAUUGGGUUCCCCCAGCAAGUUCUUUAUUAUUUUCAACGAAAAAGAUUUGGUCACUUGAUGACAUGUAAUUUGCUUUGGGUGAUGCUUGAGGGUUGGUAAUAAUAAAUAAUAAAUAUAAUAUAGGCUUUAAAAAUUAAACAUGUUAAGAGAAGGAAUCAUAGGAAAUCUGCAUUUAAAAAUGCCCUUGAAGAAUUCAGGCUCUUCAUACUAGCAAAGUUCUGAGUUUUCAUGCACCUUUCAGAACACAAAACUAUUACGUCUGUGGACAGCUCACCUCAUAUAUAUUGUGUAAUUAUUAUACCUGCUAUAUGUUGCGAGCAGUUGCCAGUUGUGGCAUACUGCUUUCCAGUCUUGCAUAUAAAAAGUGAAGGAGUAAUAAAUGGCGCUUUUAAAGAGCUGUAAAUUCCUUCCAAUUUUGUUCCUUUGUUGUGAAGCACCCUACAGGGAUAUGGUUUUAACCUCUUUCUGUGUCUUGGCUCUAUGAAAGUGGAAUGCAGUUAUGAAAAAGUGACUAAUCUGUAUGCGAGGGCCUGCCCACAUUUCUAAACCCCAGAGCUGCGUACCCAAAUCCCGGUUCAACAGUUUCAAAAUGUGUAGCCCCUUAGCCUGCCAUUCUUUCCUUCGGGACAGACCUCUACAUAAUGCCCCCCUACUACACUUUUCUCUGCAACAGAAGCCAGACUUUUGCCUCGCUGAGCCCAGUAUCUUGUCCCUCGGGGCUCACAUUUUGCACUGUUGAUUCUUUCCUCUGGAAAAUCUCUGUUUGAAAUGGAGGCAGCCAGUAGUUUUUAUGAAAGUUGAAAUAAUCUAGAGGGAGGCAUCCGUUCUCAUGGGGCCCAUUCUCUUUUUGUCCCACUGUCACCUCUCUCCAGAUAAGAGUUGCAGGUUUUUGAAUCUAUUUUGAAACCAGCAAAACAGAGAUGUGAACAGACUACGAGUACUGAUUUAUCAUCCAAACCACCUUCAACUCUCCAACCAUACUUUCCUAUCCUACAAAGCGCUUGUUUAAUGCUGUUUCUAUUUACUUUGUUGACCAGCUCAACCCACUCAUGGUUUUAAAAGCAGAGUGACUCAAUCAUAGCUUUGCCAGGCUGGGCUACAUACUGUGAGUGCUGUCAUUUUGAGACAUGGGUAUCCGUAUUUAUCUCGUUCUUAAGUUUUACCCGUAUACUAAAUAUUUGUACCAACCACUGCCACCUCUUAUUGACUCUGAAUAAAGACUGCUUUAGUCUCUUAUUAUCUUACAUUUUCUUGACUCUGCAAUCAAUUCAGAAAACACACUAAACAAUUCCUUAUCAAGCAAGGUACAAAAGUUUCCUAUUGUCCUCCUAUUGUACUUGAAACAAAGAUAAUUCUGGGGCCUUGGCUUUAAUUUUUAUACACAAGAAGCCUGUAAGUCCAAAGAAUGCUAGUUUCAUAUGGUGUGUAGUUCAAAAGUUAUUUUAAAACCCCUGCAGGCAUUAUGUAUGUUGUGGGUUCAUUCCCAGGAAAUUAGCCCUUCUGGAAUAAACAAACAAUGGAUAUGGAGAAUCUAAAACCCUUUGUACAGUCUCAAACCACCAUGCAGUGCUGUUAAUUGUAUUUCCUCCCUUUCUCCUAGGUCACUUGUAUCCUAGACAUAUAACCCCACGUCUAAGAUAUAAAACAGCUAACUAAUCACAAGGGGGUAAUUGGUCAGAAAAAAAUUCUCUUGCAAGCGUAAUGAAACAUAAGCUUUAACAAUCACAUUUCGGAUAAUGUAACUAUGGCUUGUGAUGGUAGAACUGAAUUGGAAAAUUAUAGAGAUGAUGCUGCAAGAAGCAUGAAGCAAUAGCGUUCUUAUCCCUUCACGUUUUAUAAUGGUAAAAAUAAAACGUCUUUUAAAGAUGGAAUGUAGUUUUACUGGGAGUAUUUUAUUAUGUUGCAGGAAACAGUACCUGCUUCUUACAUUAUGAUUCUAUGAAAGCUUCCACGUACAUUGAGAAAGUAAUAAAGUACUAUAAAAUUAUAAAAGCUGAUCAAUAAUGGGUGGUUUCUAGCUUUUGCAAAUGGUUUGAGUGCCUGUUUGAACUGAACUUUUACACUGCCAGCUCCAUGUUCUACUGUCCUGGCCCACCCCAGCUAAGGCAGACACACAUCUGAGAGUCGUGUCUAUUGACAAAAGAAGCACUUACAGCAAAUCCCAAGGUGCUUCAGAUGCUCAUGAACACACACUUCUAGCCACUAGGCAGCUGUCCCUCAGAUCUGCACCCUGUGGAGCAGUUGCAGCAACAAUGAGCCCCUGCCCUCUGCCAGCUUAUAUGUCCUCUUGGGACAGGUUGUUGCUGAUCUUCCUGCUUCAAGCUCCUCCUGGUUCUAGGAGACAGCGGGGCAGAGGAAGGUGGGGAGUCUAGUGACCUAUCUGUUGCCAGAACAUCCCCUUCUUCUUCCUCCCCAUCCUGUGCACCCUCCUCUUUCUCGGACUCAUAGAAUCAUAGAGUUGGAAGAGACCACAAGGGCCAUCGAGUCCAACCCCCUGCCAAGCAGGAAACACCAUCAGAGCACUCCUGACAUAUGGUUGUCAAGCCUCUGCUUAAAGACCUCCAAAGAAGGAGACUCCACCACACUCUUCUUCCUGCCUCUGCCCCAUACUCUUCAGAGCCCUGCCAGUCCCUGACAGGCACCUUACAUGAGCUCGUUGAGCCAGUGUCAGCUUGUCUAUAAGAAUCAACAUGACGGAGCCCAGCUUCAUACUCCAUCCCCAUAACUUCUCACUCUCAUGGGAGACAACUGCUAGCUGCAGGUACUUCUCUGUCCUGUUUUAAAGAAGACAGAGAGAGACUCGUUCUAGAUUAAAAUGUGAAGCACUAUAUGCAUGUGCCUAGCGGUUCCUGGCAUUCAAGCAUAUGCCCAGUAUUUUCAGAACUAGUUUUACUCCUGUUGGCAUAGCCUGACACGACUUGAAGAAUCCCUACCUCCUUGGUCACCUACUUGUUUGCCUGAAAAACUGUGUCGAAGGUACAUUCGCCAAAAGGAGUCAUUUGGUCUGGAUAGCGUUGGGCAUGCAGACGUUGCAUGAAAUGGAGAGCAUUCUUACUGUUGGUCUCUAAAGAUAGGCUGCUAGUGGAGAAGGGAGGCAGGCUUGGUGUUAGUAUAAGCCACCCAGAAAGAGGUCUAAGAGUGCUAGAGAAAAAGGCAGGUGACCUUGGGUGCCCUGUGUAAGUUGUGAGUACUGAGAUGACUAGACAGGUGCUGUAGUCUAAAAGCUUUUGGAAGCACCAGCCAUUGGGGAUCAGAAAUGUGGGACGAAGGAGAAUACAGGCGUACCUUGGAAGUUGAACGGAAUCUGUUCCGGAAGUCCGUUUGAUUUCCAAAAUGUUCGAAAACCAAAGCGCGGCUUCUGAUUGGCUGCAGGAAGCCAUGGAAGCCCCAUCAGAUGUUCGGCUUCCCAAAAAAGAGUUCACAAACUGGAACAGUCACUUCCGGGUUUGUGGCGUUUGGGAGCCAAAACGUUCAAGAACUAGGCUGUUCGAAAACUAGACUUUAUAGUUCUCUAGUUGCUGUAAAAUGUUCUGAAAAAUUUAGAUUACUUUCUUUAUGCUUUUCUGGUCAUAAUAAUAUUUGCAUCAACCAUAUUGUGGCUCAUACAUUUUUAACUGUUUGAAGUGUUUUGGGGAUCACUGAUUUUAAAGCUAUGUAAAUUAGGCAUUUUUAUUUGCCUGCAGGCAAAAUUUAUAAAUCUUUUGAGUAGUUUUGUGUUUCAGAAUAUCCACCAAUUUUUAGCCUUUGGGAUAGACUACAGCUAUUGCUUAGGUAGCAAGAUUUUAUUCUUCUUUAAAUUUUUAUUAAAUUUUUAUUAAACACACAUUAUUACAGCUGGACUUUUAAAAUUCCUUUCGGAUUGGUUGCCAAAUACCGUAUUUUUCGUCCUAUAGGGCGCACCGGCCCAUAGGACGCACCUAGUUUUUUGGGGGGGAAAUUAAAAAAAAAUCAUUUCCCCCCACCAGCCACGGGGCUGGGGCUGGGGCUGCCCGAGCUUCCCCCGACCCCAGCCCCCAGAACAGGCUGCUGCCCGCAAGCCUUGGGAGCCCGCGGGACCUCCCGCCGGGCGCGCAGGGCUUGCGGACAUCUGCCCGAAGCACGGGGCGUGCUCCAGAGCGCGCCCCGUGCUUCAGGCAGCAGGCUGCUGCCCCAGCCUUCCGAGCCUCGCCGGGACUCCCGCCGGGCGCGCGGCUGGGGCAUCUGCCCAAGCCCGGGCGACGUGCCCGCAAGCGCCCCGUGCUCGGGCUGCAGUCUGCCCGCCCAAGCCUGUGAGCCCGGCGGACGUCCUGCCGGGCGCGCAAGUGCGCAUCUGCCCGAGCACGGGGCGUGCUCCGGAGCGUGCCCCGUGCUCGGGCGGCAGGCUGCCCACAGCCUUGGGAGCCCGGCGGGCACUCCCGCGGGCUCCCAAGGCUUGCGGAAAGCUUCCUGAAGCCUGGAGAGCGAGAGGGGUCGGUGCGCACAGACGCCUCUCGCUCUCCAGGCUUCAGCGAAAGCCUGCAUUCGCCCCAUAGGACGCACACACAUUUCCCCUUCAUUUUUGGAGGGGAAAAAGUGCAUCCUAUAGGGCGAAAAAUACGGUAGAUAGUUCACUUAAAAUAUUUUUCCUGUUGAAGAGUUUGAGCUUUUCCAUGCAAAUUGUAUUCUCCUUCUUUCAGUAUGUUCCAGGGCAAUGAAGAAUAAAUAGACCGUUUGAGACACUUUCUGCCAUUCUUAGCGUUCGAAACUCCCAUUGUUCUAGGCACUUUUUGCGACAGGGAAUUUCAUUAAUGCAAACAGUUUCUGAGCUCUGGAAGCAGCACUGCGCCUAAGAUUUCAGAUUAAAAUUGCCACUGUUUGAAUGAAAGGAGGACCUUUUUCUGCCUUUCCCACUUCUAGCCACUCUCUGAGGACUGCAGAAGGGACCCUCAUAAGAAUAUUAGUUGGGCAGGCAGGGGAAGCAUGGCUUUGUUUUUUGCAGUCUUCACAUGAGGACUAGACCAUGUGAAAAAUGAAUAGAAGAUUUUAGCUGCAGUUCAUUCAUUUUCUGCUUUUGUAUUUUUAUAAAAAAGUGUGCCUAGAUAUUCCAUUGCAGCACCCAUAACCUAGGUUUAAUGUGCCAUUUAGCUCCUCGCUUUCAUAUCUCAGUUUCUAAUACUGGUCAUUCUCAUGUGAUGAAUAAGACAAAGCGACAUGCAGAUAAACCUUUUGCUAUCUUUAAGAACAUAAAUAAUAGCAUGCUGUGUCCACAUACAGACAAACACUUGCCUGGUAUAUAGGCCCCUGUAGGUCUUUGGAGUUGGAAGAGAAAAAUUUGGUUGCAGUUGUACAAAUUACUUCCAGAUGUAGAUUUCAAUAAACACAUAGUGUUGUUGCUUUACCCGAAGGUGCUAUAAAUUUCCUGAGACAAGUCUGCAUCUAGUAAACUGUUGAGUAUUUGAAUACUAAUGAAGUCACUGUAUUCUGUGUGAAUGCAAUCUCUUAAUGCUGCAUGGUUCAGGACUUUUCCACUAAGAUGACUUUUUAAGAGUAUUGUAUUUUAAUAGUCAGGGCCGUCUUUAGCACAUGCGGCGCUGGGGUGCAAAUUUAGUUUAGCUGCCCCCAAAUUAACUUUAACUGAGCUUUUUUAUGAGGGGGGAUCGCUCACCUGUAACAAUGAUGCGCACAGCCGUGUGGUCACGGACCCUUCCCCACAGAAGGGACACAAAGUGAGGGAGAGUGGAGGGAGAGGCCACCGCGUCCUUUUUUGCCACGGGUACCUGCUGGGUGCUGAAGUCCCAUCCCAAGUAGUUGGGCUCGGCAGGCGCAGCCAUGGCAGCCUGAGGCGAAUGGGCCUCACCCCCGCCAUCCUCGCACGGAGGGAACAGGGCAGGGAGUAGGCAGCCCGGGCAACAACUUUUGCCUCAGUACCACCUCACAGAAACGGCUUGGCUGGUCCCUCUCCUGUGCCCAAGCUCCACCGGGUCCUGGUAGUUAUUAACCCACCCGCCCUGCGGCCCCUUUGGGGGCGGUUAAAUAGGACCUGUCUCUCACUUGCCCAGGGAUCGAAACGGCGUUGAUGGCCUCGUUACCCAGUGUGAGUGGUCCUCCUCUCAGUGGCUCUUUUCCUCAGGUUUUUGGGCACUUCAAUCCCCCCACUUUUUAAUACAGUACAGUGGUACCUUGGGUUACAAACGCUUCGGGUUACAAACGCUUCAGGUUACAGACUCCACUAACCCAGAAGUAGUACCUCAGGUUAAGAACUUUAUUUCUGGAUGAGAACAGAAAUUGUGUGUAUACAAAUCACACAACACAAAGCCGCCUGCAAAUAAAUGGUGUCAGUCAUGACACUUAAGAGGAAAUGAGAUUAAACUACAGUCUUGUUCAGAUUAGCAAUGAGGAAAGGAAAAAAUGCAUGGUUAAAAACCUGCAACAAUGACAAAGCGGAAAAAACUGCUUUUGUUUCCUGACUCGUCAGGAAUAUUUGACGCUACGGAGUAACAAAGCGACGGAGUAGGGGAACGGGGACUUUCACUCCAUUGUUUUUCACUGCCGCCGAUAGAGAUGGAACGGUGUACAGUACAUAUACAUUUGGCGCCCCCCAGAAUUCAGCGCCCAGAUGCCCUGCACCCCUUGCACCCCCAGUUUAAGACGGCCUUGUUCAUAGUUGACAUCUAUGUUUGGAUAUUUACGACCCCAAUCUGUACAGAAGUUCCUUUAGGAGUUCAUGUUAGAGUAAACAAUGGGAGGGUGGUUACAUUUUGAUGGUGAUGUAGAUGCACUUUGGGCCAUACCUCACAAUUGCCAUCUGCAAAUUUUGUACACAUGGGACUGGGUCUAAACAUGUCCUUCCAUUAAUUCAAAGGCUCCUUCCAUUCAUUUGCGCAAGAGAGUUUGAUCCAGGAGACAUUCUUGCUGGAGGAAAGGGAGAGAGGUAAUUUUCACACAUUUCUGCACACAGAUACCCGGUGCCAUGAGGUUCAGAAGGUUCCCCAGUCCUCCAGAGCAACUUCAUCCUUUGUCAAAGUCCUUCAUCCAAGUUGUUUAUAAAGAUGUUGAACAACAACGGGCCCUAUGACAGAACCCUGAGGCACCCCCCUUGUCCCUUUUUACCAGGAUAGUAAGGAACCAUUAGUGAACAUCGUUUGGUUUCGGUCAGUCAACCAGUUAUAAAUCCACCUAACAGUUAGCUCGUCAAGCCCACAUUUUACUAGCCUCUCUGCAAGAAGCUCAUGGGGUACCUUUUCAAAAGCCUUACUGUAAUCAAGAUUCACUGCAUCCACAGCAUUCCCCUGAUCCACCAAACUUAUAAAAAACCCAAUGAAAAUAAUAAAAAUGCAAAGAUGAUUGUAAAUUGUAUAAUGUGGAGGAAAUCGAGUGGGGGCAGAGGGAAGUGGGAGGAAGGACAAAAGAAUAAUAUGAUGGAUUGAGGAAAUAUAAAUGUAAAUGUAUGGGGGGAUGGGGAGGAAAUGGUGUUGGUUUUGGUACAUCUGUAUUGUAAUGUAAUAUAUGAAAACCAAAAAAAAAAAAAAAAGAGAAAGAAAGUAAAAUAAUAAAAAUCCCUGUUUGGCCACUAUGAAACAAAUUCUCAAAGUGAUGGUAUAAGACCCAGACUACAGGUUAUACAAGGAACAUGUGCCUGCCUUUAAUAAAAUAAAAUGCACCACACAGCACCAUCGGGCUUAGAGUUUCCCUGCCCCUUGCAAGCUAUAACCAAUAAAGUGGGCAGAAGCAAGGAAACUCUGAGCUGCUGAUAGAAGCCACAGGUUUCUCAUAAUAUGCAGUUUGGUCUGAAGCUGCAUUGGGCAUCCAAAGUAGAAUAUAUAAAUAUUCUCAUUUCGGUUUCAGCAGGAAAAACCUGUCCUGAGAGCUAAACAGCUUUCAAUAGGUUCCAGUAUUUCAGAGAGGCGACACUUUUAUUCCUGGUUCUAAAAUUAUUGGGUUGGGAGAAGUUAGCCUAUUCAGUCUAUGCUGAGCCUUUGGGGACAGCCCAUGUAGUUUGUUUGUGGUUAGCAAAGCUAAGUUGAGCAAUUCUUCUGGAAGACUAUUGAACUUGAAAUAAAAUGAGACUGUAGAAACCACUGUUGGGAACUAAAAAGACAGGGAGAGAGUGCCAGCCCAGAACCAUGGCAGACAGUGUUUAGUUUGGAAGCCAAAUGGAGCAGAGCCAAGCAGCAGUGCAAAACGCACAAGUCACAUGAGAAAUUAAAUGAGUCUCAGUCGGUGGAGAAUGUAUAAAUGUGGCCUGUGUUUUAAUAGAGAGACAUGAAGGGACAGAAGCAUGAUAACAGCAUGGAAUGAUUUUCCUGCAGUGAGUUAUCUCUCCUGGCUUGUAAUACUUGUAAAGGGUCGCUGCUGUUUUGCUCAUUUCAUGCCUCGGCUCAGUAUACCUGAAGGAGCGUCUCCACCCCCAUCAUUCAGCCCAGACACUGAGGUCCUCCUCUGAGGGCCUUAUGGAAGUUCCCUCACUGCGAGAAGUGAGGUUAUGGGGAAUGAGGCAGAGGACCUUCUCGGCAGUGGCGACCUCCCUGUGGAACGCCCUCCCAUCAGAUGUCAAGGAGAUAAAGAACUACACAUCUUCUAGAAGACACCUGAAGGCAGUCCUGUAUCAGGAAGUUUUUAAAUGUUUGACAUUUUACUAUGUUUUUAUAUGUACAGUGGUACCUCGGGUUAAGAACUUAAUUCGUUCUGGAAGUCCAUUCUUAACCAGAAACUGUUCUUAACCUGAGGUACCACUUUAGCUAAUGCCACCACGCAAUUUCUGUUCUCAUCCUGAAGCAAAGUUCUUAACCCCCAAGGUACUAUUUCUGGGUUAGCGGAGUCUGUAACCUGAAGCGUCUGUAACCUGAAGCAUCUGUAACCCGAGGCGUCUGUAACCCGAGGUACCACUGUACUGUAAGCCGCCCACAGUGUCUGGGGAAACCCAGCCAGAUGGGUGGGGUAUAAAUAAUACAAUUAUCAUUAUUGGUAUUGGUGUCCAUGCGCACCUCUGUUUAUCUCCCAAUAGCAGCCACUCUGUUUAACCCCCAAUAGCAGCCACUGUAGUAUAGCUCUCACAUUUAUGCAGUAUCUUAUUGGACAGAGCUGUGAUGCAUGUUAGGUUUCUGUUUUGGGGGAGGGGCGGAUUGCCUUGCCUUGCCUUGCCUUGCCUUGCCUUAUGGAAAGACUCAAACACGGCAAUACAAGUGCAGCUACUGAAUCUGAGGGAAACCAAGUCACUCCUGCCUUCUCUUGGCAGGGAAUUCAGACAUCCAGUGACAGCUGUGUGUGUGGGACUGCAUUGUUGCCACAACAACCUGUUGCUGUUGCAAAGGGAGAAAAGCCCUUGCAUUUACUUUCUGCACAGCCAGUGAAGAGAACUCAGUUUCAUCUCCUCUCUAGUGUGGGCCAAUGCUCUGAAUAGUUUCAAAUUGUUAGCACUGGGAGCAGAUGAAAGGGGACCCCUUGGCUAUAGGUGGUACCAAGGGGCCAAGAGUGAGCAAAUGCCCACCCUAAAAAUAGCCUGACAGUCUGUUAGCCCAGCAUGUCUGAAUGUGGAUAUAAACUUGUUUCUGUUUGUAUCAUAUCAUACACCAUAUUAAAGAUUAAAUGUGAGAUGGAGCUUCCCUUCCUCUCCCCUCCACCCCGCCCCCCCCAGCAGUCUACUUCACUUUUUCUGGAGCCUCUGCUGCUCCUGGCCAUUCAGGCUUCUGUAGCUGUCCUUACAAGUUUUUUGAUUGGGACCAUAGUUUAGACGGCACUCUAAAAUUUUUUUUUUGCAUUAAAUUCUUUCAUCAACACUCACCGAAGUUUACUAUGGAAAGGUUGUUUUAGAUCUGCCAUCCAUCUGCCUCUCUCCUUCCUGCAAAAAGAGAAGCGCGAAAACUUGUGAGAGCAUGCAUAAGAAGACUAUUUUGAAAUGUCAUUGUGUAAGACUUAGAGCAAGCCUAUAAAGAUUUUUAUUUGCAUUGACUUAUUCCGUAACUAACUGGCAGCUUUAUGGAUUCAAAAGAAGCUGUAGAAAUCCUAUUAUUACGUCUUCCGGAGUUCCUUAUAUAAUUGCCUUCUUUUUUUUUGCCUAUGGCUUUAAAACAGGGGUGGGAAACCACUUCCAGCCUGAGGAAUUAAACCUUGCCAACUUUCCAGGGGCAUGGCAAGAGGCAAUUUUUUUUGGGGGGGGGAGGGUAAUUGUACAUAUUUUACAUUAACAUUAAACACUUACAGAUGUAAAUAUUAUGCAUUAUAUUUACAAAAUCAAUAUAUUUUAUAUUUCUAUUUUAUUUUUAGUUUUAGGGGAAAUUGUGUAUAAAAUAUAUCUUUUCCUAGGGAAAGUGUGGAAAGUGGCGAGGCAGAACAAAAUGCUUAACAAAUGAUUCAGAAGAUGUCAUGUGGCUGGUGGCUGGAUGAAGUUUGCUAGAAAUGGCUUCAUGGAGGGGCUUGGUGGGUUGAAUUAGACCCACAUAUCACAGAUUUCCCACCACUGCUUUCUAGUGACUGGAGAUGCCAAAGUUGUAUUUCAGCUCCUUUUUUUUAAAAAAGGCUUCUUUUUCUUAUUUUGAUGAUGUUUGAUUUUAGGUCUCAAUAUUUUGCUUCGAAAAUUGAUAAAGCAUUGCAAUAGUUCAUUUACUGUGCGCUUUUUUUUUUAAACGAAUACCUCAGCUGUUCUGAUUUUACCGAUUUCGCUGAACCUUAUUUGUGUAUCGUUAACAACUCACUGGAUGCUUCCUAACACUGAGCCAGGAGAUGGAAGAAAAUCAUCUUUAAGAUACUGUUUUUACUUCUAAAAUAAAUCUGGUGCCCUCUAUAGAGGGGAGGGAGAAGUGGAGAGAGCACCCUUUAGGCACCUGGGAUACAUUUAUGUCAACUUCACUUUUUACUUUCUGACCCACCUCUCUCCUGGCCCCUAUCUCUUGACAGUUGGAAAGAGAACUGCAUUGCAAUGACAGCUACCUUUCCAAGGUUUUAGGAGCCGAAAUAGUCCUGUGGAGCUAUUUCUGGCUGUGGAAAGCCGGAAAGAAAGGCGAGGUAUAAAAUUAUGCAAAGGGUGUGGAGAAAGAUCUGCCUCUCUCAUACAUAGCACUUGAACUUUUGGCCAUCCCCUGAAGCUGGAUGCUGGAGGAUUCACAACAGAUAAAAUAAAGUACCAUACUUUUCCGUGUAUAAGACUAGGUUUAUUUCUUUAAAAAUCAUGCUAAACAAUGGGGGUUGUUUUAUACAUGGGUAGUGCAUUUGAUUGGUUGCUGCCGUGGCUGUUUGCAGCUAUUGUGCGUGUUACUGGUUGCUGCGUCAAUGGGUGGUGUUGAUUUGCUGACGCUGCGGCAAUUGGGCGGGUGAUUGGCAGCUUCUGCUGGUGAGGGGACAAGACGCCAAUUUUGCGACGUGUGCGGGUGAGUGAUUAUUGGCAACCCCCCAAAAAAAGCUCAACAACCCUGGGUAAUCCCCCCCCAAAAAGCUCUACAGCUCUGGGCAAUCCUCCGCCAUAAAAGCUCAACAACUCUGUGCCACCUCCCCCCAGUUCCUGAAAUUUGAGUCCUCAAAAAUAGGGGGUGUCUCUUGCACAGAAAAGUAUGGUAUUCCCCUCACAAAGUGCAUAGCUAAACCAUGGAAUUCACUCCCAAAAGAUAAAGGGAUGGCCACUUUAAAAAGGGAUUAGACAGAUUCAUGGGAAAUUGGGCUAUGUUCUCCUUCCUCUCAGAGGUAGCAUGCACAGGUGGGGAGUGUUGUUACACUCCAGUCCUGCUUUCAGGCUCUCAUAGACAGCUGGCUGGCCACUGUGAGAACAGGAUGAUGAACUAGAUGGGCCAGAGGCCUGAUCCAGCAGCCUUUUCUUACAUUCCAGUUCCUUGAUCAUUUUUGUUGUCGUUUUCUACACAUUUGGUGGCUAAAAAAACAUUGAAAGGCACUCAUCGUGUUUCCUGAUCCUAUGAAAUGCAAUAAUUUGUCAGCUAUUCUUUUCCAAGGUAAGCCCAAAGGCUUACCGGCUUUGCAUCAUGCUGUAUACUAAUGUUAAUAUCCCUGACCUUUUAGAAAACAUGCUAAUUGCAGCAAUUUACUGUGUUGCAGUAAUCCUGCCCCAUCUCCCUUCCCUCAUUCACUGUGAUGAUCUGAUGUCAUGUUCAUGAAAGCUCUUGCUUCUGGGUGAAGGAAUGUUGGCAAUUCAGAUUGUGAAAGAAACAAAAAAGCCUCUUACCAAAAAAAUGCUUUAAUAUGUCAAAAGUGUUACUACACUAUUCGUCUUCAAGAUAACCCAGUGAAUUCUGCUCUAAUUAUCUUGUUCGACAUCUUCAGUCUCAAAUUAGCUGCUCUAAUUAUUAUUAAACUUGUAUAUGACCAGAGGGGAAUUUUAAGUUUUGGUCAGUAUAAGUUCUUUUGAACACUUACUUAAACAGAAGGUUGAAUCCAUAUUAAUGUAUUACAUAGCAAGUAUAUUUCUGUAUAUUCCUGCCAACCUAGCAGUUCGAAAGCAUGUCAAAGUGCAAGUAGAUAAAUAGGUACCACUCUGGCGGGAAGGUAAAUGGUGUUUCUGUGCACUGCUCUGGUUUUGCCAGAAGCGGCUUAGUCAUGCUGCCCACAUGACCCAGAAAAACUAUCUGCAGACAAAUGCCGGCUCCCUUGGCCAGUAAAGUGAGAUGAGUGCCGCAACCCCAGAGUCGUCCGCAACUGGACUUAACCGUCAGGGGUCCCUUUACCUUUAUAUUUCUGCUCAUAGAAAAAUACAAAAAAGUGGAAAUUUAAGGGUAUUAACUUGUUGGCAAAACUUUAUUUGGCCGAAUAGUAACAGUAGCUGCCAGUUCAUCUGUUCUUUUACAUGGUGUUUCUCUCAGGAAUUAUUUCAUUCUCUAAGCUGUGAUCAUCAAAAUCUUCUCAAUUACAGUCUAUGAUUUGACUUUAUUUGGUAUUUCCGGAGAGACGUCACAGGUUUAUGACUUUAAAUCAUGGUAAAUGAAAUGGAAAGAUGGUCCUAGCAAAAUUUCUUUUUAUUGUUAGAGAAGAGGGAGUGUAAGAUUAACAACUUGCUUUACAGUGAAGAUGAGAUCUUACUGCACUAGAUUAAUUAUUGUGUCAAACAAUUCUAGUUUCUAAUGAAAAUCAGAUGCUGUACAAAUUCUGGGUUGUUGUUUUCAAACAUGCCAGAGAGUCAGUGGUGGUCAUCUGCAUGUUAAUAUACACCAAAGUGCUUUACACAGAAGUAGUGCGUCUGACACCAAAUGUCAGUGUCAUCCCUUUGCAUUCCAGGUCAUUGUGCACUUGCGUGAAAUCAGAAACCCAUUGAAAACACCUGCAGACACCCUAUUCCGCUCCUACCCCCAUUCCACCCUUUUAGUGAUGUUUCAGUUACGUCUUUGAUGUUUCUAGGUCACUUCCAUGUUCGAGGCUGUGUGUGUGUGUACGAUUGUGCACAUAUUGGUCACUCCUAAAACAAGAGUUGCCUGUAGUUCAACCUUUGGGUAUUUUAUUUGUUGGAAAUACAUGUAUAAAACAGUGUUCUAAAAUUCUUCUAGAAGUGAGGUGCAAUACAGCUUUUCUGAAAUCCUAAUAUGGGGAGAGCUUUGGAACUGCUAUGGAAUAAGGUUAGUAACUGGCAUCGUUUUCACUUUAUGGGGAUGUGAUAAGGACCUUUCUUUGUAUCAAGCUGAAGUAAAUUUAGAGAGUGCAAUUCAGGGAUUUAUUUAAGUGGGAACUUCAUACAGUGCUGCUUUAGCUUUUAAUGGACGAAGAGAGACUGGGAAGCAAACAGUGUAACAUCAAAUUUUUUUUUUUUUUUUUUUUUUAAAUAUUUUAUUAAGGAUUUUCUUGUUUUACAGAAGUGUAGUGCCUCGUAUUUUUUUUCCCAUGUAACAUUUUUACAAAUCCGUUUCAUUUGUUGAGGCAUUAGGGGGAGAAGAAAAAAAAAAGAAAAAAGAAAAAGGGGGGGUGGAGAGAGGGAAGAUGGAUGGGGGUGGGGUCGGGUGGCGGUGUUUCUAUUAUGUUUAAUGUAUGUAGAGUUUGGUGUCAGCGUUGCUUGUGUUGUUCACUUGUGUUCCUUUGGUGGUGAGAGAGGUUGGGGUUGGCCUAGGGUGUGAUUGUUUGCUUGUGAUUGGCUGUGGUGAUCUUUGUUUUCGUGUGUGAGUGAGGUGGGUGGGUGUUUUGGAUCAGGUUAGCCAUAUUGAUUUGUAUGCUGUUGGUGGAUUAUUGUCAUUGUCCUGUUGGGCUGUGUAUGUGAUAAAUGGGAGCCAUACCGGGGUGAAGGCGUCUUCUUCUGUUUGUCCCCGUGUCAGUUUCAGUUUAUUAGUUAAUUUUUCUAGUAGGGCUGUUUCCCAUACUAUUUGGUACCAUUGGUCCAUGCUUACUCCUGACAGGUCUCUCCAGUGUCUGGUUAUGGUGUUUCUGGCUGCUGAGAGCAGGUGGGUUAUGAGUUCUUUGUGGUGUAAAUGGGCAUUGUUGUCUUGGAAGAUGUUUUAAAAAGUGGAUUGGUGGGGAGAAGAAUCCAGGAGAUUACAGUCUAUUCUGUGGUAAAUUGGUGGAAAGCAUUAUUAUUUAUCACGCAUAUAGAAGGUCACACAAUUGGUCAUCUUAAUAUGCCAAUAGAGUAAAAAAUAAAAAAUUAACAGAGUUGUUGCUCCACUGAGAGAUCCAAUAAUUGGUGUUGACAGAAUUUACACAAACAUCAACACCAAGCUUUUCAAUUAGCAAAAGAAGUAAAGUCAGCUACCUCUGGGAAGAUUACAAUACUGCUGUGUUAGAUCACAGGUAGUAGGAGUGGAGCACUGAUUUGCAUCAUUAAAAAAAUCAGAAGAAUAGACAUCAACAUCCUCUCCCAAGGGUUCGAAAUUAGCAAGGCACCAGGCACAUUUUGCACCUAAAGAUUCUCCAUUUUCGAGCACCUCAAAAAGCCUGGGUGCUAUUUUUUGUGCGUGGCUGACAUGCAAGGAUUACUGAAAUGCAUGUGCUUUGAAGCCUCAAAGUAUAUGUUAAGGAUAGGCAAUAUGUUAAGGAGUUUAACAGUAAAGAGUAGUGUUUUGAAAACUGAAGUUUAGUACCAGUAUUUUUAUUGUAAACACCAAAUUAAACAUGUAUUAUCAAUUUCUGCUAAAAAUGUGAUAUUAACAAUGUGUCACUUACGUGAAUUGCGUAUUAAUUCAUGCUUAUCAAAAUAAUAAAAAGUGUUGCUGACACCCCCCCACAUGGCAACUAGACAUUCUGUUUGGCACCCACAACCCAGGUCCAGAAGCCAUUUGGUUCCCAGCUUUUCUAUCCCAGUUUGUAACGCUGCCUCCCCCCACUCCCAAAAACCCCAAAACUAGUUCUUGUUGUGAGAAAAAACCUGCCUUGCCUACCUUUCAGGCAUCUUGCUGCUGCUUCAAACUUCAAUGGAGUUUAGGUAAUUCAAGCAAAAUAGCAAAGGCACUAGACAAAGUGCAGUUCGGCAUUGCUCACUUAUCUUCCAGUCCAAAUAGUCCCUCCGUCAUGCCUGCCUCUCUCCUAUCCAAAUCUGCAGCUGCUCAGGUGAGGAGGAGCAGAUUCUGUUUUGCUCUUGACUUGGGAAAUUAGUGAGGGAGCAUGAGGAGACCCCGCUGUGGUGCUGCCCCUCCCUCUGCCCCAGAAAUCUUCCUGAGCUGUGAGCAGGCCUGUAAAGCAAUUAGAGACAGACAGACAAGACUACCUCCCACUGGCCCCUUUCAAUACUAGCAAAAGAGAACACCAGGACAGGACAUACUGUAGCAGGCUUUCUGGUGUAAUAGGGGGACACCUGACCACCCUAAUCAAUGACUACUAAUUCUGAUGGCUGUCUGCUACCUCCAGGUUCAGGGAGUUGCUGGAGAGCAACAGUAGGAAAGGGCUUUUGCUUUCAUGUCCUGCUCCUGAGAUGUUCAGAGGCAUCUGGUUGGCCACUGUAAAAGGCAGACUGCUGGACAGGUUUGGUCUGAUUCAGUAAAGCUCUUAGGUUCUUAAGUUUUGGAAGCUCUAUUCUCCCUUGUUGGCUUCCCCUUCCGCUGCAGUCUCCCAUGCAGGAUUAGGAGACCUUUCUGGGCAGAUUUAGUGGGAGGACAUGCAUUUCACCCUAUGCCUUGGUAUUUUCCACUGAAGACUGCCACCAUGUAUUUUAUGUUGUGUAUCAACCCAUGAAAGGAAUUUAUAAGCUACCUCUAGGUAAGAAUGUGACAACCAAAUUCUGAUGUGUAUUGUUGGAAGACACUCAUACACAAUUCAAAGUGCUGGUUUUGUCGUAUACAUGACCUUGUUACGCGAAGAACAGUCUUCUCAAUGUGUAGGCAAGUAUAUAUGGGAUCAGCAACAAAAUCUUUAUUCAAGAAACCCCAACUUCAGAAGUUAAGGGGAUAGUUACUAGGCUUCAGUGUGGUACCUUGAGUUUGGAAUGCCUCCUUAAAUAUUUUCUUGUCACUGACCAAGUUUUCUGUUUCUUGAUGGAAUUUAACUCUUGACAUCUUCUGGUUAAAUUCUAUAUACAAUGGUACCUUGGGUUAAGAACUUAAUUCGUUCUGGAGGUCUGUUCUUAACCUGAAGCACCACUUUAGCUAAUGGGGCCUCCUGCUACCGCUGUUCUGCCGCUGCACGAUUUCUGUUCUCAUCCUGAAGCAAAGUUCUUAACCCAAGGUACUAUUUCUGGGUUAGCGAAGUCUGUAACCUGAAGCAUCUGUAACCUGAAGUGUAUGUAACCCAAGGUACCACUGUAGUUUCUUAUCAUUGUAGUAAGUGUGUUGUAAAUGGGUUUAUGUUUAGUUUAGCUUUUGUACUGUGCAAGUUUUUUCCUCUUUCUCUGUAACAUACUUUUGAACAUAAUUUUCAGAUGGCAAGUUUUUUUUAAAAAAAAGAAGAAGUAAAAUUAGCACCCAUGUUCAAUAAAUACUUCACCUAAAACAUUUUUGUUUCACCCUCAUAAAACAGGAGAGGAGAGUCAAUAGGCCUUGAGUUGUUGUUGGACUCCAAUUCCCAUCAGUGCCAGCCAGCAUCACUAGUUCUGAGGGGGGUUGGAAAUUGUGGCCCUCCAGAUGUUGUUGGAUUACAAGUUGGCCAUCCUUGCAUUAAAUACAGCAUCUAAUCGAAGGGGUGUCUCAACUUGGGGUGGCUAAUUUGGACAUCCCCCAGUAGGGUGUGUCAUUUUAGGGGGUGAAAGUUAAUUUUUGCAAAUUUCUUCUUCACUCCUUAUUUUUGGAAUUUGAAAGUUGAAAAAUUCUACAUGCCCUAAUUCCCGCAGCCUCCUCUCUCUCUCUCUCUCCUCUCUCUCUCUCUCUCUCUCUCUCCAUACACACACACACAGAGAGAGAGAGAGACGAUUUCCCCCCUUUUGCUUGUGGCAUAGUCCUUUUUUGUUCCAUUGGCACACACUUGUUGAUGUAAAAAGAUGCUGGCACAAUCUGCUACUUCUCUUCAGAUUGCCAGGGUCACUCUUAAGGCAUUGGAAUUACUAUGAACAUUUCAGCAGUGUAUAUUUCAGUGUAUAUAUGUAGCAACAACUGCUAGUUCACACAUCAAAUUUCACUAUUGGAAAUGGUCAGGAGGGAUUUUGUGCAGAGGAGCAAAAGGAUUCAGGGUUUCUCCUGGCAUUCUGCCACUUGAACGCUUUGCUGGAAAGUGAGCAAUAAGGGAUGCAGUUCUUCUUUUUAAGCUUUUACAAGCAUGCUUUGUUUUUAAUGUGUGUUGCAACUGAAAAGCAAGUUGCAGUAAAAGUCAAUGAAUGCAAAUCAGAAUGAACGUUUAGUAGACAAUUCCUAUAAUUCAACUAGCCAUCGUUAGCUGUUGUCAUGCCCUUGUUCUUACCUGCCCUAAACAAUUUACCUUGGAAGAUGCAGAAAAUCAAAUGCAAGGUAGUUUUCAUAAAAAUUGUAGUCAAACUGUUCUGGAUUGCGUGAUUGGUGCUGAAAUAGCAAUGCAAAGUGAAAACAUCUGCCUGACAAUCUGCCAGGACCUUUAAAAGUUAAUGAAAACAGCAAGGAAAAGGAAAAGUGAGAUAUACAGGUUUAUACACACACUUUUGCUUUGGCUCUAGGUUACCAUGGCAAAAGGUAACUGCUGAACUGCUUGCCUCUAAAGAUGCACAGUUAUAUACUCUCCCUCUGUUACGUGCGCUGUUAGAGCUUUUCUUCUACUUUUAGUUUACUCCUGACUGAGAUUGGCCGAUUGUCAGAAGUUGUUGGAAAAAAGAACCAUUUGCUGUUUUGAGUAAUUUUUUAAAAGGUACUUUCUUCUCCUGGUAUAUACUCCUAAUAUAUACUCACAUGAACUCCUUACAAAGGAAACAAAACCCAGACAAAGGAACCCCUUAAACUCCCCACUGCUUGGAAUUGGGGGAGGCAUGACAAUAUAAUCGGCUGUUGGGAUGUUGUGAAUCAUUGUUUUUACUGACAAAUAGGAAGGGCAACCCUCAAUUUGCAAAUGCUCCAUCAAUGAAAGCAAUGUUUCAUGAUUUCCUCUCUUUGUAUUUAAGCUGGCAUAGAAUCUUCACAGUAAGCUGAUGAUUGGAGUAAAGUUAAGGCCUUCAGGAUGAUACAACUUUGCUACAGGGCAUUACCUGAAAAGUCACUUCCGUUUUCCUUCUGCUAAGUUUCCUGAUUUGAGAAAAAAUAAAAGGCAUUUCUCCUGAAUCCAAUCUUCUAAAUGGCAAGCAGUUGUACUUUGCCUGCCAAGAGUUUAUUUCACAUGUGGUUGAUGCCAAUUUUCUUCUCACAUAUGCGAAAUUCAUUUGGCCCAUAGUAAAUAAAAUACAUAUAGUAGAUUUUUAAAAAUAUAUUUUUGGAAAAGUGUUGGCAUUUAAAGGAAAACAGCUUAUUUAAUAAUCUCUCUCCUUCAGUAAACAAUUAAGAUUUUAAAUCUCAUUAGAGACUGCCAAAUAACUAACUUUUAAGACGCAAAAGUUCAUGGUUAUGAAGUAUUUUCAUUUUAUUAGGUUAUUCUUGGAAAAGUAAAGUAUCAUGUGAUAAUGCAUCACAGUACAUGCAUGUGUGUGUAAUUCAAGCAUUGCGCAGUGAUUUCCAAUGACUAGAGGUUUAUCAGUUCCCUCUCAUAGAAGAGAACAGAAAAGUCUUUAUUCAGAGUUUGUUUAGUGGAACUCCUUUAGUGCCCCUUCACAGUAGGGUAUCUUACAGAAUGACUCUCAUGGUAAUGCUCUGUAACAAAUAACUGGCUUGCUGUAUGUAAUUUUUUUUAAAAAAAAACUUGCCACUUGCAUAACCUCUUCAAAACGUUUAGCCACAUCAAACAAAUAUACAGAGAAGAUGCAAUCUACAGCAAAGUUUUCAGUUAAAUUUAGUAGUUUAGGUUAGUAAGGUUUCUGCUUAAACAUCGUUUAUCAAAAUUAUUCCCUUAAUAACAGAAAAGAAAACAACACUAAAAAGAAUAAGAUUGCACUGAAGAUCCCUAAAGCUCUUAUGACCUCUUCUGCUGCCCACCCAAGGAUUUAUUUGCAGCCAGUUCCAAACAGCUGUGCUGUUUUUAUUGCUUCAGUAUAUUUACAAGAUUUUGAAUUGUAACUAGUGGUGUCCGUGUGCAAGCAGAACCGACUUCAGCCUGCUCAGCAUAACUUCCCCCUCCCCCUCCUCCCCCUGCACCCAUUCAGAUAUGCUGCAGAGCGUUGAGGGUCCCUCCAGAGCAAAUUAGGGAGCAAGAAGGGGAAGUUCUGUUCCACAGGUGGAAGCCUUGUGCGAUGUUGAAUGCUAUCCUUUUAUUCUGGUCUUACACAGCUCUGCAACAGGGGUUGAAGAGGGGACACAAAUUUUAAAAUAUCCAUUCAAUUUUGGCUUCUUUGUCUGGAGAAAUGAAUGGUGGCAAACAACUUGGAUGACCAUGGCCCUGGCCAUCAAGCGAUACCUUGGGAAUGUUCUGAUAACUGCCUCAUCCUUAGUUACAAAUACAGUGGUACCUCGGGUUAAGAACUUAAUUCGUUCUGGAGGUCCGUUCUUAACCUGAAACUGUUCUUAACCUGAGGUACCACUUUAGCUAAUGGGGCCUCCAGCGCCGCCAGACCACAAUUUCUGUUCUCAUCCUGCAGCACCUUAACCCAAGGUACUAUUUCUGGGUUAGUAGAGUCUGUAACCAGAAGCAUCUGUAACCUGAAGCUUCUGUAACCUGAAGCAUCUGUAACCUGAAGUACCACUGUAGGGAAUAGUUCUAUAGUUGGUGGGGAAACCACUGAAAGUGCCUUUCUACAUGCCUUUGCUAUUUUAACUUGGAUCAUGGAAAUAAUAUUCCAGGGUGUAUUUUUAGUUCACGUUUCAAACUGGAAUGGGAUAUAAGAAAGAAAGUCGCCCCUCUUAAAGGCUACCAUUUAGUGCGUACUGUAGUACCUUCAGAUGGGAUUCUACUAUUAUUUUCUCUAAUGCUUUUAAUUUUUAUUUUCUUUAUAAAAUCCUUUUGGUACAAUCUGACUAUGCUUUAGAAUCCUACCGUCCAACCCACUUUCAAAUAUUUGAAUAUGGCAAUCUUAUUGGAUGUUCGCUAGACUGAAGGCACCCAACUCCUUCAACCUUUCUCCCAUAGGACUUGGUCUCCAGGUUCCUCACCAUCUUCACUGUCCUUCUCUCAACACAUUCUAGUUUUAACAAUACCCUUUUUCUGAAACUGGUGCUCAGAACUGGCCAUAGGUUUGUGAAUUCUAUGAAGGCACUUUAUUGUUUCAUUCUUGGAUAAGCCGUCUCCUUUUCUCUUUUGUGUAUAAGAUGAUCCUUUAAAGCAAACUACCGUGAACUCAGUACCCCUAGAAAAUGGGACUUAGGAAAUACUUCUCUUCAUAAGUAUCAGUGUGCAGGCAUUGUCUUAACAAGUGGAAGCAGGAGUACAUGUUUCUCAAAUCAACAUGCAGUCCAUGGCCAUUCAGACCUAGCACCAAGGUAACACUGGAGUGAUACUACUAUGUAUUGUCUCUUGUAUGGUACCUAGAACAAAGUACCCAAGCAAAAUCAACCCACAAGCAUGAUGGGUUCUAGUUUAUCGUUGAGUAACUUCCUACCGCUAUAGUAGCUAUAGACUGCUUUCAAUGGAAGAAUCUAUAAGAGCAUAGAGAAGGAAAAUCUGUUUUUUAAAAAGUUUAUCAUAGUAAUCCUUCUUAGAUUGGAUGGGAGGUAUGCAUUUAUGACUCCAGAUAGUCUAUAUUGCUAGAAGGACUAAUAGAUUGAAAACCUUUUUAUACAGCAAAUUGUUCAUACAUUUUCUCCAUUACGUCUAGCCAGAAUAUCUAUCCCUUACUGCAUACACACGUCUAUUUGCAAGCUAGAAGUUUUACUGGAUUCCUCUACUCUAGUUUAAGCUUCACUUACGUACCUUUCCAUUCAGGCUCUUUGCCGUUAUUGUUUGUUGAUGAGUUUUUCAGCUGUACUGUCAGGUCAGAAGAAAUGGAAAUAUAUAGCGGGAUGUUUUCCAUAUGCUGAAGAUGUAGUAACUGAUAUUACUUCAAAAUUACAGUACAGUUAACUGUACUGAACCAUUGCCUACUUCUACUCAUAUAUAAUAUUUUCAUUAUUUUAGUGUUCACGUUUAAUUUUAGUUAUGGAGUAAUUGCUAUGAUUGUUUUUUAUCCCCCAGUUUCUAUUAAUUGUGACACAUAUUUAUCAUGAACCCCAAGUUCCAAACAAAUCAGUGGGGAGUAGCAUAACUAGGCACAGAAUCACAAUUUCUACCAUUUGUGAUAUUUGCCAUUCCUUUAAAUUGUUCUGCAUAAACAAUUUAUUAAUACUUGUGAUGGUACAAUAAUGAUGGUUUACUUCAACAUGCUUCUUUAGGAGUUGUUCCUCCCCACGUGUCAAAAUUCCAAAUGUGCUCACUAGCCCAGAAAAUUUUGCAACCACUACAAGUAAUAUUUCUUCUGUGUGGGACAGCCUUCAUUGCAAGUUGCGACCCAUCUUCUGAGGCCAAGUGAGAUCUAACCUGAAACUACUGCAAGUGCUAGUCUUAACCUUCAAGUCCUGUGUUAAGUACAAUGCAGAUACUUCCACAAGGAAGUCAGUAAAUAUCAUCUUCAAAAGGUUUAGGAAUGAGUCAUUUUUAUUUAGGCCAGUGCUUGCAGAAUCUAUUGUAGUUUAAGCUAUAUUUCUAAUGUUUUUAGGCUUUUGUAUUGUGAUACAUUUAUUGAAUAUAGCCAUUUGUUUCACUGUGGUAUAAGCAUCCUUUCCUCCCAAAAGAAAUGGAAGAUAAACACAUUUAAAGUACAUAAAUAAUACUGAAAGCUGGAGAGACUGCUGUUGACAGUGGGUGCAGGAAACAUAGCAGUCUGCCAAGAGCUUGGUCUACUCAGUCUUAUUUUGUGCUGCUUAAGAUAUGGGCAUUUAUUAAGCCUUAAUGUUAUGAUUUUCCUUCACUUAAUUUUUUUUCCCUUUGGAAAAUUUGAAUCAUAUCAAAUGGCUGGGGAAAAUAAUAUACACCAAAUGAGCAGAUACAAGAAAUCAUAAUGCAAGGCUGCUUUUGAUUUGAAACUACAAAGUAGACAGCAAUGUGAAGAAAACUGAGGUCACUGUGGAAGCAUGAACCCAAACUUUCAGAAAGACUUUGAAGCAAAUAUAGUGGUAGGAUGUCAUCAAAAACUAAAUAAAUAGCCAGUGAUCCAAGAAGAAUGAAAUCUCAUAUCCCAGACAUUACUUAUUAUUUAUGCCUGCUUUCAAAGACAACUAUGGGCUAAUUGAGGGCUGCUUCCACCCAGCGGGUGCUACAGUUUUUCUGUGAUAUACAGACAUUUAUAUAUAUUUACAUGUCCCCAACAUGGUAUUUGUUCAGUUCCAUGGUUUUCCAGUUUGAACAACUAGAUUAGACAAAUCUUAUGUUGACGUUGAUCUAGGUCAGGGGUCAGCAAACUUUUUCAGCAGGGGGUCCACUGUCCCUCAGACCUUGGGGGGGACUGGACUAAAUUAAAAAAAAUAAUGAACGAAUUCCUAUGCCCCACAAAUAACCCAGAGAUGCAUUUUAAAUAAAAGGACACAUUCUACUCAUGUAAAAGACGCUGAUUCCCGGACCAUCUGCAGGCCGGAUUGAGAAGGCAACUGGGCCACAUCCGGCCCCCGGGCCUUAGGUUGCCUACCCCUGAUCUGGGUGUUGCAAGCCCUGAACAGAAAAGAAUAGAAGAACCUGCUUGAUCAGACCAAAAGCCCAUUGAGUUGAGCAGUCUCACAGUGGCCAACCAGAUGCUGAAACAAGACAUGAGGGGAAUAGCACUCUCCUGCUUGUGAACCCAAGCAACUAUUAUUCAGAGGCAUACAGUUGUAAGUCUUUGCUUUGGAAAAGCAUAAAUGAAAAAGCAGAGCAACUGGCAACGUUGCUGACUUCUUUUGUAAAUUACAAAUCAAGUAGUAAACUGGAUCUUAUUUCCUUCCUAAAACAGUGCAGGAAGGGGGGGGUAUAGCCUAAGAGAAAGAAAUAGACAAAGGAGGUUAUGGAAGCUGUGUACAACAUAUCUUUGCAAUUUAAAACCCGUAACUACAUAGAUUGAAGUGUUGCAGCAUUCUGGCACAGCUUCUAUCACUUUGGUUGGUAUGAUACUCCUCCACUUCCUUGGAGUGUAGGACUCUUCUUGUCCCUUGUGAGAUGGGACACUGUUUCCUGCAAAGCUUCCAGUGUAGGGAGGUCUAGUAAAAUAUGGGAUGUCUGCCAUCCCUCAUUAAGAUGCAGUUUGGAUAAUGUAACUUCGUGAGGAUAUUUAUUGUUCACAAAUGUCCCCCCCCCCCCAAAAAAAAAAUAAACCAUCAAGAAAGAGCCCAUAUCCAAACUUGAAGAGAGAUGGUAGAAGAAUAUAGAAUUUCUGCAUGUUUAUAAUAUUUCUGAAGUGCAUUGGGUUUCAGCCUUUUGCAUUAACAGAGUCUGUAAUGAUAUUUUAUGACAGGAGAACUAAACAUGUGUUCAAAACCAAUCUCCUUUUCAGGCUCUGAGCAAGGCACGUACUAGACUGAAUUUCGAAGACUUUUAUUCCAGUUGCCUUAAGUAGAAGGAAAGCUAAGAAUCUGCGGGUAGUUGUUUUUCUAGCUUGCAACCUUCCUUUAUAUAGAAUUUCCUAAUUAAAUAUCUUGGAUGUCAUUGACAUUUGGAUCAGAAAAUUCCCAUUUCCUUUGGCUUUGAAACAGUUUUAUUUUUCCCUGCUUAAAGGAAAAAUUUAAUGUUGCAUUUUAUGAGUUUAUAUUAAGAAUGUUUGGCCUUCAGUUUAAUUAAAUUAAAUAACCUUCCUGGCAGUGGUCUUGAUUUCAUUUUGCAGUGCAAACAGAAACAAUUUAUUUAUACCUGCUCAUUAUUCUUCUCUUUAUUACCGUCUAUUGUUGUUUCUUCCAAUUUGUAGAUUAAUCAAAUCUUGGAACAGCUGCACUGCAGUUCAAGUUCUAAUUAGAAUCAAGAUUUAAAAAGAAUAAUACUUUAAAGGCAAACUCUUUAAAGGACUCUUAUUGAGGAAGGUUUAAUCUGUUUGCAAUCAAUACCCAAUUCAUAAUUCUGCACUUAAAUUCUAGAAAUUGGUAUAUCAUGAAAACAAUGGUAUAAUUGUUACAGAAGAAUGGAGGUCUGCCAGAAGAAUGGAAGUCUGCCACUAAAUAAGUGUAUGAGAGGACAACUUGGAAAUCUAAUGCAGAGCCAUCUCCUUGUAAAAAUAGUCUUGGCCAAGGAUACCAAUCAAAUCUACCCCAGUGGAGCAGGAUGUCUGUGUCUUUCAGAUUCAAAGGGCAAGAUAAAAUUUUCAAGAUGACAGAAGUCUCUUAGGGAUGGCAAAGUGGUGACCUCCAUAGGUUGCUGGACUGUACCUCGCAGCUGACAGGAUCAGUAGUCGGGGAAGAUGGGAGUUUCAGCCCAACAACAUCUGAAGCCACACUGGCUAGGUCUGCUCUAAGGUCCUCUAUGAUGGACAGCCUCUCAGAUCCUGGUCAGCAAUUAAUAUUAAUAAGGAACCAUAUUUUCCUUUGAAAGUAAAUUCCAGGGAUGCAGGGUCUCAACGUCUUCAAUCUCAUGUUGAUUUAAGAAAUGUGAUUGAGGCCUACCAGAUAUUGUGGAAACCACUCCCAUGAGGAAUUGCAGCCCCAUUCCCCACAGGCACUAGUGACCUUCAGUCUUCCAAGAUAUUUGCAGAGCUUCCACUUGUCAUUUCAGAACACUAAAAGACUGGCAAACCUUCCUCUUCCUCAGCAGCCUUUGGUAGGAAGGAGUGUUUGCAGAAAGUAGUGUCCUUGUAGGAUGCAGAUCUAUGAAAGCCCACCCUUCGGAUAGCACUGCACUGAUAAAUCCCUAGGUGGAAAUUUCCUUAUAAUAUGUUUCUGGUCUGUGUGGAUUAGCUUAGGCCAUUUCUCUGCUGAGAUAUAAUAUUGUCUAUGUUAGUAUAGCAUUUGAGCAGGAGGUGUCUGCCUUUUCUAGGGAAGUCCCUAAAGGGUGGAGGCAGUGACUUCUCUGGAACUGGAAAUAAGAGAAAACUAAUUGCUGAAGAUGAGGGAGGGAGUUGCUGUAAAACGGUUAAGAGCAAGAGCUAAUAUUACUUAAGCGCACCACAGGAAGUCUAUGCUCCUUUCCAGAACACACAAUCUUGUGAACAUCAUUUGUAAGGCGAUGCUUGAUAUGGCAAGCUUUGUAUUAAUAUAUUACUUGUAGCUUUGAAGUGAAAUUGGAAAUUGGCAAGACAAAAAAAGUUAAAUAGUGUAACAGUGCUGUGUUAUUAUCUGCCAGUCCUCCUUUCUGAAAACUUCUUGAGGACACAAUUAAAAACAAUUAAAAAUUAAAGACUUAUGCCAAAGGACGGCUAUAAGGUGCCCAGGGCACCUCUUUCCCCGCCCCCCAAUGUCCAACUCUCAUCCCAUGAUCAAUUGAUAUCAGAAGUCAUGAGCCAACAGAAAUUGCACCACCUGUUCAGUUCUUAGCAUAGGGUUGCUGACAGAGCUGCCUCCAUUCUAUUGCUAGAUCUGGAUUGAAAUUGGACUAACAUGAUAUUUCUCAUCUGAGAAAACCUGGGGAGUGACUCGGGAUACAGAGUGUGAAAACUGUCUCUCCCGCUUUUGUCAGCAGGGGCUUCAAAGGAUCCCUUUUUGUCUUCAGAAGAACAACUCAGGAUCUAAUACAUUUAUAAAUACAACACAUAAAAAGGUUUAUGUCUUCAUUUGUCAAGAUAUUGGCUUGUAUUCAUAUGGCAUUCUGAAAAACAUCAGCAACUCUUAAUUAUGUAACCAUCUGAACAAUUCUGUAGCUAAUUUAGUGUAGUUUAACAUACUAAAGUUUGAAACAAUUGAAAUUGGCUAUAUUAAACUAUAUUAUUUGGGCUCCAAAAUGAACUUUCCAUUCUAUAUGACCCAGUUCUAGCAAUAACAUAAUUGUGUCUGCUCCUGGUUCUUCUCUGAAGGCUGAGCUGUGUGAUUUAACACUGCAAUGAGGGGGAGAGUGUACAUGGGCUUGGUGCUUCCAACUGUGUCAUGCAACACCCUAUUCCAGGAAACGCCACCCUCUAUUGUUUCCAAGCCCUUGUGCACAUUACCUAAUUUAAUUGAAAAAUUGUGGUGUCGACCGGAAUAACGUCUUCACAAAGGAAGGGAGCAAUUUAAAUUUGUAGAUUCAAAAAUGUGUACUUGGGGAAAAUAUACAUAUAUUUGUAAUAUGGGAUGGGAUUUACAAAAUGGGGAUUACCGUUAUUAACCACAAUAUGAUGAUGACAUCAAGCUCUGUAUUUCAUAUCUGAUUAGCCCGGAGCAGCUGUCUUGGCCCUGAAUCAGUGCCUGGAGGCUGUGGUCAGAUGGAUGAGCCCUGUUCAGCUGUGUACGUUUGCCACUUUUGGAACAGGUACAUAGUGACUCAGAACUCCCACCAAGUCCAUUCCUUUUUGUAGGAUAAGCAGGUAGCAGUGCUAACCUGCAGUGCUUUCCUUCAAUUGAACUGGCAUGCCUUUGUUCCAAGUCAAUACACAAUCCUUGCAUAGUUCCCUGUGUCUCUGCAACCUGAAGGGAUGGCUACUCCAAUUCGCUCUACAUGGGAUUGCCUUGGAAGACUUUCAGAAGCUGCAGUUAAUACAGCCUGACAUAGACAGGCACAAGUCCUGUGCCAACUUCCCCAUGAGGGGAACUCAAUUCAAGGCACAGGUAUUGAUCCUUACAGCUCUUCAUGACUCAGAUGUGAACAUAGCUCAGAAUGACAUUUCUCCCACCAUGUGACUAACUGCCGGCUGAGAUUAUCACCAUCAAGGGCUCUGCUCCACGUUCCUUUCCUUGAGCAGAUUUGGAAAAAUGUGGUACAAAUGUUUUUUUAAAAAAAACUAAAUAGGUUUGAAAACUCAAGCUUGCAAAAAUCUAUCAUUUGCCCGAUAAUAAAUGCUGGAAAUGUAAAGAAACUGAAGGUACAUUCUUUCACCUUUGGUGGAUGUGCCCAAGGAUCAAGGAUUUCUGGGAGAUGAUUUAUAAUGAAAUGAAAAAGGUAUUUAAAUAUACCUUCCUGAAGAAACCAGAGGCCUUUCUCCUGGGCAUGGUUGGCCAAUUGGUGUUAAAGAAGGAUAGAACUUUCUUUAUGUAUGCUACAACAGCAGCAAGAAUACUUAUUGCAAAGUAUUGGAAGACACAAGAUUUACCCACUCUGGAAGAAUGGCAGAUGAAGGUGAUGGACUAUAUGGAACUGGUGGAAAUGACUGGCAGAAUCCAAGACCAGGGAGAAGAGUCGGUGGAAGAAGAUUGGAAGAAAUUUAAAGACUAUAUACAGAAAUACUGUAAAAUUAAUGAAUGUUAGAAUGAUGUUGGAUUGAAGUUAAGUGGUUUUUAGCAGCAAUGUUAUAAAGGAAUAUGUAAAAAUGGAUUGUUAACAGGUGAUAAUCUAAAGUUAUAAUAUAUUAAGAUAAAAGGUUAAGAUAAAAUCAAAGAGGGAAAGGAUUUGCUGAAUUAACUAAUUGAACUGGAAUACAAAAAAGGGAGGUGUGAGGAGGUCAGGGAAGCAAGCAAAUGAAGGAUAAAAUAUGGAAAGACUGAUCUGUUUUUAACUGUUUUUAUCUUGUAUUUUCAUUUUCUAUUUUUUCUAUUUUUUCUUUUUCUUUUCUUUUUUCUCUUAUUUUUGUAAUAUGUUGAAACUUUAAUAAAUAUCUUUUUUUAAAAACUCAUGUAGCUAAGAAAAUGACAUGUGAGCCUGGAGGUUCCUAGCUCAAAUCUCACCUCAGCCAUAAGCUUGCCAGGUAACCUUAUAACAAGUCACUAUGUAUCCCUCUCGUCCAUUUUGCCAUACACUAUGGAAGGUAACACAAUACCUGACCUACUUUACAGAGCUUUUAUAAGGAUUAGUCAUGUAACUAAGCCAGUUUUGAGCCUUUGAGAUGCAGUCUAGAAUGCUAAAUACUGUGUAUAAGACAAGGUUUUUUGCUUUAAAAAAAUUGAGGGGUCUUGUACACAGAACAUGGGCAUCUGGGGGAAUUUUUAAAAUAUUUAAACAUAUGUCCAGGAUUUUGGCUUGGAUGGUCUGAGGCAGUCCCUCCUGCUGCCGUCCCCCUUUCUCUCCCCCCACCCCCCGGCUGCAUGUUGGUGACUGGCUCGCCUCCUGAAGCCCCCGCUGGCUCAACCACCGAAUCGAGAGCAGCUGCCUCAGCUACCUCUCCUUUGCCCUUCUUUCCUUUCUCCCCUCUUCCCCUCUUCCCCUCUGCCACCGAGGAGGAGCGUGUGGUGCCCCAGUCACUGCCUUUGCUUCUGCACCACUGUGCACUGCAUGCACCUCACUCUGGAAAUUUUGAGGGUGCAUAAGACGCCCAAAAAAAGAUCAACAACUUGCCGCCGCCAAUCACCCAGAUUUUCACUUCUAUUUUAGGAUUUCAUUUUCUUAAUUUUGGGUUCAAAAAAACAGGGGGCGUCUUAUACAUGAAAAAAUACGGUAGUUUGUUUUUUUAAAAAAGCAUACAGGCACCUCCUGAUUUGCGUGGGGGCUGUAUUCUGGGUCAUUGCAUAAAUAAACCCGUUACUUUGUCUUCCAGGUCUGAAAACAACCUGUGCAUGCAUGGUCGCACGGCCUUUGAGUGCACGCAAAACGGUGGUUGCCUGUAAUCUGAUUCCCAUGCACCAUUUUAAUUGCUUGUACUGGAAUUCAAUGAUAUUGAACAGGAAGUAGGCAUUGCAAUCACUGGUACUCAAAAUGGGUGCAGCUUUUUUCAGUCCAGAAAAUAUUGCAGGGGGUUGACCUUCCAAUUGUACAAUUCUGAGUCUAUGAGAUGCCAUAAGUAACUUGCAUUAUCAAAUCCUAUUCACAUUGUUUCCUUUUUUGACAUGCUGCCUUCUAGACUGUUCAGUGUUGUAGCCAUCUAGUGUAGUUUUAUAGAAAGCUGGAGCAUAAAAUCAUCAUCUUCAUAACUUUUUACUUUUUAAAAAAGUCCAUAAUGAAGUUGUAGAACUAACUGCAUUUUAGGGGAUAUAUCAGUAUGUGAUUUGAGGUGAAACAAUUUGUAAAGGAAAAUGAAUUUCAAAAGGUAGGAUUUUAUCACAUGUGAGAAUAUUUCAAUACUGGCUGGUAGUUUUUUCACCUGUAAACUUGGAAAUAAGUGUUAUGAUCAGAAAGGUAUGAUCUCAUCCAAGAUGAUGGAAAUCAAAAGCUUGGCAAAUUAAGUCACACAUCAUUCAUUCAUUGAGAUCACAGAGAGAGAGAGAUUAUAAGGAAAGUACAGCUUUAAUUCUCCAUAAACAUGUUGAAACAAGACUUUAAAGAAUAUUAAAAACUGCAGGGUGACCCACACCCAACAAAACAUCUGCCAGAGCAAAGGAAUAUAUGAAAACUAGAAUAAAUGGCAUGGUCUUGUCACUAACAAACCUCCUUUAUGAGGUCUGUUUUUAUAAAUCAGUUGCUGUUAAGUAGUGUUGUUGGGAUAAAAUUGUACAUAUGGUGGUGGUAUUCAACUAUGUAAAAUAGAAUUAUUUAAAUUGAAGAUUGUAAUAAUGGUAGUUUGUGGUUUUGUUUUUUUCAUCCUUUUCAUUACAUUGAUGGGCUAGAUUUUAAAAUGUUUAGUUUGAAAUGAAACUUCUCAACUCUGAAUUUCCUAACAAAGGAUCCCCCCUUUUUUUGUAUGAAAAAAUUCUCAUAUGGGGGUGGAAAUUGGAUUGACAGAGCAGAGUUAAUCCUUCCCCAUCCUUCCCCCCUCAAAAAAAAAAGCUUCUAUUUUUAUAUAACAUGCAUGUAGUACACCAGGCUGACUUCCAUCAAUUGAAAUCACAAUGUAAAAUUCUACUGGUGAGAUAAACAUCACACAAUAACAACCCCAAAUUAAAACUUUAACAACAGUAUUAUCAAACCUAAAAGAGCAGGCACAUCAGAUAAAACACCGUUCUCCACAAACUCAGCCUGAUAAAUUAAAAGCCUUGAGGAAUUGAAAAAGUCUGAGAGUUGAAGAUGGAGCUCUCUGAAUCUCACGGGGCAAGAUGUUCCAUAAAACUGGUGCAGCUGCUAAGAAAGGCCUUACUUCUUGUCCCAAUCAACCUUACUGGGCAAGCAGGCUGGUGUGGGAGGGGGAAGUAGUUCAGCAAAUUGACUACCCCGAUUUACAAAAAGGUUUAUUGAAAUAACCCAGGAUUACACCAUGGCUGGGGAAUUUGCGUGGGAUCACUUCCAAUCUGUUACCUCCUAGGAUGUGGACAGGCUGCUUGGACGAGUGAAAUCGACCACCUGUCUCCGUGAUCCUUGCCCAUCCUGCCUAAUAAAAGCGAGCCGGGAAGGGCUGAGCGAUGGGCUUCGCGGGGUGGUGAAUGCUUCUCUCUGUGAGGGAGCCUUCCCAGACCCGCUGAAAGAGGUUGUUAUUAAACCGCUUCUUAAAAUAAAAUAAUCUUUAGACCCAGCCAAUAUGGCCAACUAUCGCUCAGUUUCAAAUCUUCCAUUCUUGGGCAAGGUGAUUGAGCAGGUGGUUGCUGAACAACUCCAAGCAUGCCUGGAGGAUGCAAACCAUUUGGAUCCAUUUGGAACCAUUUGGACUGAAACUGCCUUGCUCACGCUGGUUGAUGCUCUCCGGUGAAUUAGGGACAAAGGUGAAAGCUGGUUCCUAGUUUUGCUGGAUCUCUCAGUGGCCUGUGAUACCAUGGACCAUAAGAUCCUUCUGGACCUUCUAGAGGAGCUGGGAGCUGACGGCACUGUUAUAAAGUGGUUCUGCUCCUUCCUCCUGGGUAGUGUUCAGAAAGUGGUGUUGGGGGAUGAGUGACCCCUGGGCUCUCACUUGUGGGGUGCCUCAGGGUUCUGUCCUCUCCCCCAUGCUUUUCAACAUCUACAUGCAGCCACUGGGAGAGGAGAUCAGGGGGUUUGGGCUGGGUGUUCAUCAGUAUGCAGAUGAUACCCAGCUCUACCUCUCUUUUAAAUCAGAACCAGUGAAGGCGGUGAAUGUCCUGUGUGCCUGGAGGCGGUUGGAGGAUGGAUGGCAGCUAACAGAUUCAGGUUGAUUCCUGACAAGACAAAAGUCAAUUAUGUGUCCAGGGCAGCUGUCUACCAGCUCCAUCUGGUACGCAGGCUAAGACCCUACCUGCCCACAGACUGUCUUGCCAGAGUGGUGAAUGUCUGGUUAUCUUCCACUUGGACUACUGCAAUGCGCUCUAGGUGGGGCUACCUUUGAAGGUGACCCGGAAACCAGAGCUAAUCCAGAAUGCGGCAGCUAGACUGGUGACUGGGAGUGGCUGCCGAGACCACAUAACACUGGUCCUGAAAGACCUACAUUGGCUCCCAGUACGUUUCUGAGCACAAUUCAAAGUAUUGGUGUUGACCUUUAAAGCCCUAAAUGGCCUCGGCCCAGUAUACUCGAAACAGCAUCUCCACCCCCAUCGUUCUGCCUAGACACUGAGGUCCAGCACCGAGGGCCUUCUGGCGGUUCCCUCACUGCGAGAAGCAAAGUUACAGGGAACCAGGCAUAAGGCAUUCUCUGUAGUGGCGCCCUGUGGAACACCCUCCCACCAGAUGUCAAAGAAAUAAAUAACUAUCAGACUUCUAGAAGACAUCUGAAGGCAGCCCUGUUUAGGGAAGCUUUUAAUACUGGAUGAAUCAUUGUAUUUUAAUAUUCUGCUGGAAGCCGCCUAGAGUGGCUGGGGAAACCCAGCCAGAUGGGCGGGGUAUAAAUAAGAAAUUAUUAUUAUUAUUAUUAUUAUUAUUAUUAUUAUUAUUUGAUUUUAAUGGCAAUGGGGCAGAGAGGGGUUGAUUAACCUGAAUAAGUGCAGGUAUAAAAUUUGAAAACUAAGCAUUAAAAAUUUGCCGAAGGGUGGGAAAUAGUGAGACUAAUAAUGUCUGUGUGUGUGUGUGUGUGUGUGUAAUUCUUCAGAAUUAUAAUGAUUCUGAUUCAGUUGUGUGCACUAAUUUCAUAAUAAGAAUAUUGUGCAAUAAAUGCAGUAUGCCUACCAGUUGUAGGCUGCAAUCUUCAUAAAAGUAGCAGAGCUGCAACUAAUCUUUGCAAAUACUGUAUUUGGAUUUACUGCUUGAACAACUUGCUCACCCUGAUCCUAUCCAACCUCUUUUACCUGAGAAAGCAAAUAGUGCAGCCAGAAUGUUCAGAGAGGUCCCAGUAUAGCCCAUGCAGCUCAUUGUCUACCUUUUUGUUACAGCAAAAAAUUGUUACCCCUAAUACUCAGCCCUUAUUUUCAAGUUUCAACAGGAAAAUAGAGAACAAUGUUUUUUAUCCACAGUAUAGCAAAAAGUUACCUUUUCCCAUCUGAAGGAAACAUUAUUUACGGAGUUCCCUUGCUGCGUAGCUUCCUUCCGUAGACUACGCAGCAAGUGCCCUGGUUACAUUGGCACAGAACUGACCAAAGGAAAGGCCCUGAAAACAAAACUCCCAUCUUCUGACGAUAGAAUAAUUGUGCUGAACUUGUUCUGUAAUUACUGCCAAAGCAACAGUUACUAAAUCCGUCUGAAAUAUAAAAAGGUAGAAAACCGUGAGAGAUGAGAUAAGGCUUGUGCUUUGAUUGGCUAGGAAAGUUUCUGUUCACACUUGUCUGGUACUACUUACAGAGCUUUCUCUCUUUGUAGCCAAAAGCAUUUUGUCAUGUUGAUACUGGCAGUGCAACCACUCUGAUUUUAAAACUGUAUGAAAGAACUUCUUUUAUCAUUUCUAAUAUGUAGCUUCAGGCCAAAACAGACACAGCAAUAUUAAAGCACUAUGUUCAGAAGAAGUAAAUUCCCCCCUACACAGCCUUUGGGAAUAUGACUUCAAUAACGAACUCUGAAGCCGUCCUUUAUCAUAAUGACAACUGUUGAUUUUCCUGUAAUUGUUCAGCUGAGCUCCCACUGCUUGUCACCUAAUUAGCCAUCUGGCCAUCCGUCCUUCCAGGAUUUUUGUUUAAAAUUGUUCUCUGGUUAACACCCAAAAUAUCAGGAAGAUGUUCCCUAAUAUCGCUUGAUGUUCUUGGACAAGCCAAGGACAAGCCUUUAUAACUGCACCUGCAAGCUGUUAGGAAGUCUUAGUGGGGGAAAAUUAGAAUAAACCAAACAACAGCCUCAAAUUAUUGAGGUUUUAAAACCAUGCACCUAACAUUGACUUUGGAAUAAAUGCAGUCAUGGUAAACAGAUCUUACAGAUGCAGAUGUUAGUGCAUAGGGAUUCUCGUUGCAAAACUGAUUAUUUUGCUUUUCUUCCAAAGGCUUAAUUUAAAAAAAAAUACUUUAUUGUUGUGUUUUGUGAAGAUAGAUGCCUCUUGCAAGAAUAUUUAUAUUUGUAUCAACAUAUUCUUGAGAUUUGCUAAUUUGGAACAAUCAUUAAUUUCUGUGAGAUGAAUUCAAAAUCCAUGUUAAAAUAAAUGGAGGUUGUACAGCUUCAGCAGUUGAUGACUGUGUCCUAAAAAUAUAUUUCAACUAGUUACGAUGCCAAAGACAAAAUUAAAUGUCUCUUUAAAUCUCUGGUUAAAAGUAAAAUGUUGCCACUGUGGAAUCUCAGGAGACCAGUUUGUGUACUCUGUAAUGGCUGGCAAGUACAGCUAAACUUUCUUCUUCCUCAUGCUAUUAAUACUAUGUAUUCUUUUUUUACCUCUAAACUUCAAUUGCUCGCACCAAAUACAGCUUCCGUUUCUUAGCACUUUCAGUAGUUUGUAGGAGUCUCUAAUUGUUAGAGGUUUCCUUCUGAGGAAGGCAGCCCAUGGGAUUGUAGGAUGGAUGUAUUUUAGGGAGGUGCCUCUCGUAUUUCGGUUGUGGGACGCGGGUGGUGCUGUGGUCUAAACCACUGAGCCUCUUGGGCUUGCCGAUCAGAAGGUUGGUAGUUCGGAUCCCUGCGAUGGGGUGAGCUCCCGUUGUUCAGUCCCAGCUCCUGCCCACCUAGCAGUUCAAAAGCACAUCAAGUGCAAGUAGAUACCGUAUUUUUCGCUCUAUAAGACGCACCAGACCACAAGACUCACCCAGUUUUUGGAGGGGGAAAACAAGAAAAAAAUAUUCUGAAUCUCAGAAGCCAGAACAGCAAGAGGGAUCGCUGUGCAGUGAAAGCAGCAAUCCCUCUUGCUGUUCUGGCUUCUGGGAUAGCUGCGCAGCCUGCAUUCGCUCCAUAAGACGCACACACAUUCCCCCUUACUACUUAGGAGGGGAAAAGUGAGUCUUAUAGAGCAAAAAAUACGCUAUAUAUCGCGAAAACCAAGGCUGUGUGACACACAGAACCAGCGCAAAAAGUUGAAAGGAUUUGUUUUUAACUCACAGUUUUGUACACUUCCCUGGAAUCUUUUCAUGAUGUUAAGUAAUAUUUUAAAUAAAAUAAAUAAAUAUAAGUGCUGCAUACUAUUGCCCUCUAGUUCCUCCUAUACUGUGCAAUAUAUGAGUACCGUAUUUUUCGCUCUAUAAGAUGCACCAGACCACAAGACGCACCUAGUUUUUGGAGGAGGAAAACAAGAAAAAAAAAUUCUGAAUCUCAGAAGCCAGAACAGCAAGAGGGAUCGCUGCGCAGUGAAAGCAGCAAUCCCUCUUGCUGUUCUGGCUUCUGUGAUAGCUGCGCAGCCUGCAUUCGCUCCAUAAGACGCACACACAUUUCCCCUUAUUUUUAGGAGGGAAAAAGUGAGUCUUAUACAGCAAAAAAUACGGUAAAUAGGUACCGCUCCAGUGGGAAGGUAAACGGCUUUUCCGUGCGCUGCUCUGGUUUGCCAGAAGCAGCUUAGUCAUGCUGCCACAUGACCCGGAAGCUGUCUGCGGACAAAUGCCGGCUCCCUCGGCCUAUAGAGCGAGAUGAGCACGCAACCCGAGAGUCGUCCGCGACUGGACCUAAUGGUCAGGGGUACUUUUACCUUUACCUUUAACCUCUUAGGAUUGCUUUCCUUUCAGAGAAGGAGAGGAAUUUGUUAAAUGUUUUUUUGGAUGAACUCUAAUUGUUUUGUGUUUGGGGCAUAUAUGGAGCCAAUUGUCAGUUUAGUUUGGCCAUCUAGUACCCCUUUAGGAAAAAAUGAAUCUGCCUUUUUUGUCUUUUAGCACUGUUGUGGCUUCAAAAUUUAGGUCUCUACUGAGAAGGUCCACCUUUGUAAAAAGAUUACAACACCAGGUUUCCAAGCCCAUACCAGUUAAAAUGGGACUAAUCAUAUACAACAACAUACUCCAGAGUAGAGUAACUUCAUCUGUGCCCAAUAACAAAGCAAAUUAACAUUUAAACAGGGAAUCCCAAGAGGGCAGGUAUCCCAGACAGAGUGGCCCAGACAGGUUUCAGAAUCAGGAAACUGAAAAUAAGCAAUCUCAGUUAAAGCUGCCUGCUUUGCAAGCUUGGCUGUUUCUAAACAGUUUAGGUGAUGUAAAAUUGAAGCCAGAAAUGUCAACUAGCCAAAAUGGUAGUGAAUGAUUAUGUUGACAUUUGAAAAAAAAAUGGAAAGGAGGGUUAUUGGGUAGAAGUGAAGACCAGAUCUUAAUUUGAACAAGGCAGAACUUGCUAUAAAAACCUUUACAAAGCAAGGGCAACAAAAUUGUUUAUGGAUCUCACAGCACAAUAUCUGGGUUUACUCAGUGGGAUUUAAUACCAAGAGAAACACUGCAAGUACAUUCUGUACAGGUUUGCCUGUCACAAAAUCUGAUGUUUUCUUGUCCCCAGGCAAAAAUAUUUUGAUUUGUCUAGCAUAGCCAAUGGUCAAGGAUGAUGGAAGUUGUAGUUUAAAAAUUAACGGGAGGUGGGGCACUGUGUUGGCUACCCCUGGUCUAAGUCUUUACAGCAGGCCUUUGCCUAAGCUGGAGUUGACUGAUGACUUAGAUUAAUUCUGUUGGUAAACUAAAACAGAAUAUACACAUUUUGAAUUUAUUUCUGUGUUUCUUGUUAUUAUAGUUGUGUGUGUGUGUUUAAAUCCACUUUUUAAAGUGGUGUUUUACAUUUCCUAAAAUUCCUAAAAAGAGUGUCUUUCUUUAAAAAUUGGUUAAUUUUGAAACUGUUUCCUUGGCUUGUUUUGUAAAUGAUUAGCUGGCCUGGAUAAAUGAAUUCUGCACUUUUAGUUCUUCCUAAGCAAGAGAUGAAAAUGAUAAAAAACCAUUUAACUAAAUAGUUGUGUGUAGCUGAGAUGGGGUUAGAAUCAGAUGCGCAUAUAUGGAGUUGAACAGCAGAGUAUAUCUUUUUAAUGGACAGUGUAGCAAGAACUGGCCAAUUUACACAAAACAAGAUCUAUAUUUAGGGAAGUGAGUUAAAUGGUGCCAAAGUAAAGAAAGAGAUGAUCAGAGCUGUUCUUGUAGCCUGUUUACUUUGGACUGAGGAAUUUGCCAGCCCAAGGCCUUGCAUUAUAGCUGUACAGUACAAUCUUGUCUCCCUGUAUUUAAAUCCAACACAUUCACAAUUUCUUCCUGAAAAAGCUCAUGACAUGGAGCAAAACAAAACAAAAUAAUAAUAAUGAUAAUUUACAGUUCUCCUACAGACAUGCAUUAGAGGGGGAAACAGAAGAUAAGCACCUUCUCCCCCCCCCCAACAUACACCCCUAUCUUCCCCUUCCCCCCAGCUGGGCAUCUUUGGACCACUUCACUGCCUCAUUCACUUCUUAGUUGUUGGGCUUAGAAAUCCCCCUCUAGCAACCCCAGUUAGGGUAAAGGGCUUAGGAGUUAUUGGCCCUGGUAGCCUUCAUGAGGAGCAGGAAUUUAUUCCUUAUUAACCCAGUCCAGAACAUUUUCAACUCCUAAUUCGGCUGACACUAGUAAUGCAAGCUUGCCCAUUCUACUGGGCAGUUAUAGAGGUUUUUCCAGUUUAGAAGGAACAGCUAAUAAAUCCUGCCCUUGAGAUCUAUGUAUCAAAGAAUAUUGCACAAAUGCUUUACGGUGCUGAAAUUUGGGGAAGUGGUGUCAAAUCUGAACUAGAAGUUCUACAGAAUUAAUUUAUGGGGGGGGGGCUUCCUCCUGGGACUCAGUCAGCUCAUCUUAGUGCUCAGUUGGAUAUCCCCUCAAUAGCAUCCAGAAUUGAUCUAGCUUAUCUUGGAUACUGGCAUAGACUAAAUGCCUUUGAGGGACCAUAUUCUCACCUAGCUCUGCUAUUUGGAGCAACUAAGGAUAGGAGAUUGGGCACAAAAGUGUCAACAUAAACCUAGGGCUUAUAUUUCCAAAUAUCAAUAUUUAUCCUUUAAAAGGUAUGAAUUUAGAAAUUGGGUCUUGAAUCAUGGUGCCAUCCAAGACAGAGCAUCCAUUAUCGCUGCCUGUUAUUCUAUUUGGUACCCUCAAAUUAAGGACAACCACUCAAGGCCUCACUACUUUGAAGUGAGCAAUUAUUCAUCAUCAUCAUCAAUAAUAAUUCACAGGUUUCUGCACACUGGGUUGAUAUUUGCAUUGAGCCACCCACCACUACCAAGAUCUUUCCUGCUCAGUUACUUUUACUUCGGACCCCAUUAGUGGAUUGAAUUGGUUGGUAGAAGCAACAGCUACCAUGUGGCUUCAGAGGACGGCAGGAGGUUUUUCUUCCAGGUGGCACAGCUCUUUAGACAGCAGCUUCAAAUUGCAGCACAACAGACAGGUUUCCCUUGUCCGUCUUCUUUCCUUGGAGCUGAAGAGUGGGCUGGAGAUGAUCCCUGACUGCUUUAGAGUGCUGGUAUUCAGCAGUGGCUCAAACCCUGAUCAAAGGUGGGUUGCAAAAGGAGCGCUACCACCAUGCAAAUACUGUAUAUGGUAAAUAUAUGAUCUCCAAACACAUGUUUGGAUGAAAAGAGGGUUCUGGGUCUGAAGAGGCUGAUGAUAUCUGCAGUGAGGAGGAACCUGUGGGCCUCCAGCCAUUGUUGGGCUUCAGAGUUGUGCAACGGGGUGCCAUGUCCUUAAGCAUUAAAUGGUGGUUGUAGUACAUAAAAAUAUAUAUAGAAAGUUGUUUAAAAAACCUUAGUUAUUCAAAAUGGCAAUUAUGCAGCAUUAUUAAAAGGUGAAUGUUGUGCUGUUAGCCUUCCAAUGAGUAGCACUAUGAGUACCACAGCUAUGCCUUCUAAUGUGCACUCAUAUAAAUCACAUUGUCUUCAUUAUCUUCUGUUGCCUGACUUUUGGGGGGUUGUGUUCAGAUAAAUAAACUAACAAUUUCAACUCUUAGUCAAGAGAUAUAUUUAACAGUCAUAAGAGCACAUUUUUCUGAACAUUAGGUUCCUUAUUUUUGUAACAGUUUGGAGUAAAUUUAAGAAAGAAUUGAGGGCAUUUAUGAAUGAAGGGGCCAGGAAUCUUACUUGUACUAUAUAUCUGCUGGCUGUAUUAAGAUGCUUUAUGGAGAGAAUUCAUUUUGCAGCUUUGCGGCACAGUCUCAUUUUGGGAAUGCGCUAAAGAUAUUUGCAGCCCUCGAUUCAUAUUACAAAAAGUAGCUUCUCACACCAUCACUCACACUGGGAUUAGUGUGCUCUUUCUCUAGUCCCUGUUGAUCCCAUAAAAUGAAUGUAAUUGCAUUUGUAUAAUAGCUUAAAAAGAUCAAAGUAGGUCCCAUAAGGGGAGACAGUGUUGAGAGCCAAAACAAGCUGUUUGGCUUGUAAGCAAUUGGAAGCCUUUAAGGUACUGACUCACAUCUGCAGCAUACUCUGCAAUUCUGACUGCUCUAUAGCAUAUGUUAUAGCACAUGUUGCUGAAGAAGUCAUUUCUGCUUCAGUGAGUUGAAGAGAGGAAACGUCAAAUUCUUUAGAUAUCAACGCCUUUAUCUCCUCCUCUCAGGUCUAUAGAAUUGUACUGUGCAUGAGUUCCUCUUGAAAUCACAAUAACCAGCACUGGACACCUCCCUUGUUUUAGGAUGAGUUUUCUUUUGUGGGAAAAUAGUUUGCAACAUUUACAGUUUUCUCAUAAAUACAUCUAAAUAUUACUUGACACUCAAGGAAAUCUUUAAGCUUUGUUCACUUCUCUCUAAAGGAAAACAUUUCAGAUUUAAUUCAAUUUUAAAAUGUUGGCUAGAUUAGAAUUAUACAGAUAUUGCUUAUGGAGAGCACAAUAUUGGCUACCCUAAGUUUAGUUCAUCAUCAACAGACAUGUAGCAUUUCAUAUACGAAAGGAAGGUAUGAAACCUUUAAUAUGUCAUUCAUUCUUUUCUUUUUUAAAAAAAAAUUAUAAUGUUCAGGAGUGGACUUCUAUCUAGCAGGAAUGUUUUCUGCUUGAAUAAGCAUCAGUUGAAUAAUCUUGCUAGCAAAUGUUUCUUGAACAUAGAAUUAGCAUUGAUACUGUUAAGUGAACAGUGGAGAGCCGUAAAGGAAGCCUUUAUUAUAUAAAUAAGAGUGUCAUGACUGAGUAUACAGUGGUACCUCAGGUUAAGAACUUAAUUCGUUCCAGAGGUCCGUUCUUAACCUGAAACUGUUCUUAACCUGAAGUACCACUUUAGCUAAUGGGGCCUCCUGCUGCUGCCGUGCCACCGGAGCACGAUUUCUGUUCUCAUCCUGAAGCAAAGUUCUUAACCCGAGGUACUAGUUCUGGGUUAGCAGAGUCUGUAACCUGAAGCGUGUGUAACCCGAGGUACCACUGUAGUGUUAUCCUUAUCUUGCAGACAGUGGCCUGAGGCCAGGUAGCAAAGUUUGUCUGUGGCUCAGGUGAGUCUCAAUGUGGGACUUCCUAGCAUAUGCAUUUAGCUGCUGCUUUGCAUCCCUGCUAACAUGAAUGUACAGUGGUACCUUGGGUUAAGAACAGUUUCAGGUUAAGAAUGGAGUACUUAACCUGAGGUACCACUAUAUAUUAUAUACACUGACUAUGACUACUCCCUCAGACUACUCCCUCAUCCUGAAGCAAAGUUCUUAACCUGAGGUACUAUUUCUGGGUUAGCGGAGUCUGUAACCUGCAGCGUAUGUAACCUGAAGCAUAUGUAACCCGAGGUACCAGUGUAUAUGUAUAAAUGAGACAAAUCAUUUACACUCCUGAGGGAUAGCUCAGUUGGUAGAGCAUGAGACUCUUAAUUUCAGGGUUGUGGGUUCCUGCUCGACAUUGAGUGAAAGAUUCCUGUAUUGCAAGUGGUUGAACUAGAUGAUCCUCAUGGUCCCUUCCGUUCUAUGAUUUUAUGUGCAAAGUGCACAUAGCAACAUGCUGUAAGUGACAGAUGCACUUCAAUAAAAGAAAAGUUGAUUUUAUGUUGUAGUUAAAUUAAAAAGAUUGUAAUCAAGAGAGAAAGUGGUGGGAGAAUAAAGAUACAAUUGGAUAUAUGUAAUUGGCAUCCAGGUAAUAAUUAAAACCCAGCAGAUGAUGGCCUGGUUUGCACAUAACGCUAAGCCAAACCAAGGCUAAAUAUGAAUGUGCAAGCAAUCACAGUAAAAUGGGAUUAACACUAAGCCACACCACGACUUCACUCAGAGUAGCAUAGCAGCAGCAGGAGGACUGGUGAGCAGAGAAGAACCUGCUGCUUUUACUGUGAGCAUAGGUGCCAACUCCUAGGGGCUGAGGCACUUUGGGAUCCCCAAUGUUUUUUGAGGUGGCUGCCCCCCGUUGUUCCCAGGGCAGAAGAGGGCAUGGUCCUGCUUUGGUGACUGACGUCUCACCACCACUGGCUGGGGCAACUUCCUCGUCCUUUCCUUGCAUGGCAGUGGGAGGGGGGACGAUGGGGGCCACCACGUUCGAUUCCUCCCCCUGGCUCCUUGUGAUGUUGUGCACGUGGUGUCAAGAUGUCAUGUUGGGGCCCCACAAUCUUUUUCAGGAGUUAGCGCCUCUGACUGUGAGUAUUCACAUACUUAUGCGUUCACACUUUCCCAUGGUUUGGCUUAACAUUCCAUAUUCACCAAAGUAUUGCCUUGAGAGGCAGUGGAGUAUGGCUCAGUCAGGAAGGUGAAGUCAAACUGCUCCGCCAGCUCCCCACAGGGCAUUUUUUUUUAAUUAUAAAUAAUUUUUAUUAUUUUCCGACACAAAUAUACAAUUCUAUCAAAUUUUCACAAAUUUGUUUCUUUUUAGACUUCCUUCGGCUUCUCUGACAAUCAUCCAUAUUUACCUCUCAGUUUACGCAUUCCUCUGUUUAUAUUGCCAUUAAACUUCCCUCCCACUCCUAUUUCUUUUUAACAAUAUAUCUCAACUUUCACAGUGCUUCUUGAAAUCCCACCAGUGUUGUUUGCACAUCACAUGUUCUUUUCAGAUACUCAACAAAUUUCCCCCAGUCCUCGAUAAACUUUUGGUCUCGAAGAUAUCUAAUUUUCCCGGUUAAUCUGUCCAAUUCUGCAUAGUCAGUCAGUUUCAGUCUCCAUUCUUCUAUUGUCGGUGUUUCUUCUUGUUUCCAUUUCUGGGCCAGUAGAAUUCUUGCUGCUGUGGCUGCAUAUUGAAAAAGUUUACAGUCUUUUCUUCUGAUUUCAUUCCCUAUAAUUCCUAAAAGAAAGGUCUCUGGUUUCUUUACAAAUGUAUAUUUUAACAUCUUUUUCAUUUCGUUAUAGAUCAUCUCCCAGAAGCCCUUCACUUUCUUACAUUCCCACCACAUAUGAUAAAACGUACCUUCUUUUUCUUUACAUUUCCAACAUUUGUUACACAUCUUAUACAUUUUUGAUAAUUUUACCGGUGUAAUAUACCAUCUGUAAAACAUUUUCUUUAAGUACUGUACAUGCAGUAAAUCUUAAAUUCUCUUUCCACAGUUUUUUCCAGUCCUCAAACUGAAUAUUAUAACCAAAAUCUUUAGCCCAUUGUAUCAUUACCGAUUUAACUUCUUCAUCUUUAGUGUUCCAUUCCAACAAUAUUUUAUACAUUUUUGACAAAAUUUUACAAUUAUUGUUUAUCACGUCUGUCUGGAACUUUGAAUCUUUUUCUACAUAACCACUUUCUUUAAUGUCUUUUUUAAACAUUUCAUUAACCUGGAAAUAGUGCAACCAAUCAUAUACAUAUUCUUUGACUUGUUCAUAUGGUUUUAAUUUCCAUUUUCCUCCUUCUUUGAUUAUCAAUUCACCAUAUGUAAUCCAAUUACCUCUCAUAUUUAUUUUCUUUACACUCAUAACCUCUAAUGGAGACAACCAGUGUGGAACUUUCAGUUCUAAUAGGUUUUUAUAUCUAUCCCAUAUUUCAAUUAAUGACCUCCGAAGUAUGUGGUUCCCAAAGCCUUUAUGGAUUUUCUUCUUUUCACACCAUAAAUACGCGUGCCAUCCAAAUCUGUUAUCAAAUCCUUCUAAGUCUAAUAGUUCUUUAUUCUCUAAUUUUAUCCACUCUCUCAACCAGCAAAGACAUGCUGCUUCAUAAUAUAGUUUCAAGUCUGGCAGGGUGAAGCCUCCUCUUUCCUUUGCAUCCGUUAAUAAUUUAAAUUUAAUUCUCGGCUUCUUGCCCUGCCAGAUAUACCUUGAAAGCACUCUUUGCCACUCUCUAAAGAUUGCUACCCCCUUUAAUAUGGGGAUAGUUUGAAAUAGAAAUAACAUCUUUGGAAGGACACUCAUCUUUAUCGUAGAUAUUCUACCCCAAAAAGAUAAUUUCAUUCUUCCCCACACCUCUAAGUCUCUCUUUAUUCCGUUCCAAACCGGUAUAUAGUUAUUCUGAAACAAGUCGAUAUUCUUAGGAGUUAACCAAAUUCCUAAGUAUUUAACCUUUUUCACCACCUCUAUCUCUGUCCUUUGUUGCAUUAUUUCUAUUAUACUUUGAUCCAUAUUUUUUGUAAUUAUUUUGGUUUUCUUCUUGUUUAAUCUGAACCCUGCCACACUUCCAAAUUUCUCAAUCUCAUCCAAAACUUCUUUUACACUUUCUAAAGGUUCUUCAAUCGUAAUUACCAGAUCAUCAGCAAAGGCUUUUACUUUAUAUUCAUUCUGGCCAACUGUUACCCCUUUUAUUAGUUCAUUUUGUCUCAUUGACCUCAGGAAAACCUCUAGGACCAUUAUAAAUAGUAAUGGCGAAAGUGGACACCCCUGUCUAGUUCCUUUUGUUAUUUUUAUAUCUUCUGUGGUUACAUUAUUUACAAUUAACUUUGCUUUCUGCUCUGUAUAAAUUGCCUUUAUCCCAUUAAAGAACUCAGUUCCCACAUCCAUAAACUCCAGGUUCUUCAACAUAAAGUCCCAAGCAAUAUUAUCAAAUGCCUUUUCUGCAUCAACAAACAUUAAUAUAGCUUGCUUCUCAUUCCUUGCAGUCAGAUAUUCCAAAAUAUUAAUUACAUUUCUUAUAUUAUCCUUCAUCUGCCUGCCUGGAAGGAAACCUGCUUGAUCUUCAUGAAUAGUUUCUUUCAGUAUUUUUUUCAAUCUAUUCACUAAAAUCCCUGCAAAUAUUUUGUAAUCUAUAUUGAGCAGUGAAAUAGGCCUAUAAUUUUUCACUUGUGUUAGAUCUGAGUCUUGUUUAGGGAUCAAUGUAAUGAAAGCUUCUUUCCAUGUUUCUGGGAUGUCUCUUUCCUUUAAGAUGUUGUUCAUUACUUCUUUCAAUGGUUGCAUUAAAACCUCUCUCAUUUCUUUAUAAUAUCUUGCUGUAAAUCCAUCUGGUCCUGGGGCUUUCCCUCUUUUCAGUUCCUUUAUAACUUCUUUUAUCUCCUCAUUUCCUAUUGGGGCAUUCAGUUGGUCUUUCUUUUCUGUCGGGAUCUUUUGCACCUUUUUUUCUUUCAAAAAUCGUUCUAUUUUCCUCAUGUUGUUUCUUUCUCUGUUUCUAUAUAAAUGUCUAUAAAAAUCCAAGAAUCCUUUUCUGAUUCCCUUCGGGUUGUCUAUCUCUUCUCCGUUUACCAUGAUUUUGUUGAUCGUAUUUUGCUCCUUUCUCUUUUUAAUUUGCCACGCAAGCCAUUUGCCAGAUUUGUUCGCAAAUUCAAAAUUUUUUUGUCUUAGUCUUUUGAUGUUCAACUCUAUUUCUUUAUUUAUAAUCAUUGCGAAUUGUGCUUGCAAAGUCUUAAUCUCUUGUUUUAUUUUUAGGUUGUUUGGUUUUUUAAUAAGUUUUUGUUCAUUGUCCAUUAUCUGCUUUAAAAUUUCUUUUCUCCCUUUUUCUCUGUAUUUGUUCUUCAAUGAAUUCUGUUGAAUGAAAAAACCUCUCAACACUGCCUUCCUUGCUUGCGUCCCAUACUACACUCAUCUUCGUACCUUUGUUGCUGUUCUCCACAAAAUACUCAAUUAAUUUCUUUCUUGCUUUUUCUAUAAUUUUUUGAUCAUCUAAGAGACAAUCAUUAAUUCUCCAUCUGAAAGUUCUUUCUUCAAAUCCUUUCAGUUCCAUUUUUAUUGGAUUGUGGUCCGAGAUUGUUCUAGGUUGAAUCUCAAUUUGCCCCACAGGGCAUUUUGAAUGUGGAGAAACAAGGUCUGCAUAUUUAGCUGCAAAAAUUCCAAAUGAAGGAAUCUUUAAAAAUAAGGGGAAAGAAGGAAGAUACAAAAUAAAGGGAACAAAUGUUGAAUUUGGAGUGAGGAAAUUUGUAAACUUGGGAGUAAACUGAUGCAGUGGAAGAUGUACAGAAGCUUACCAAGUUGAGGAAAGGCACAAUCAUCUUGUUAUCUGCUGUGCUGUUAAAAACCUGCAGACUUUUCACAAAGUCUGUUCUGACAUUGCCUUAAUAUGAAUGCUACUCUAGGCAAUUAGUUCACCUGGUAACAACCUAACACACCCUUUCUCUUUAUCAUUUCAUUCCUUAUUUAUAUAUUCAGUGUAGUCAUUUUUACCCCUACAGCCUGGACAGUGAGCGGCCUUGAGCUGGCUGUGGUUGGAGAUGCAGAAUUCUGUGGACCUUCACCAGACCCUGCAAUGCACUCCUUAUCCUCUUACUUCAGAAGUUCCUAUACACAACAUGUAAUGCAUGAAGAGAAGAAAAUGCUUAUUAUAGAUUUAUUCUAUAUUAAUAAAUAAUUUUGUAAUAUACACAUGCCCUCAACCUUACAUUUAAUUCUUUGUACUGAAUUGCUAAAGUUUUCUUACUCUUGAUAUAUGUUUUUCCACUUCUGCUUUAGUUAGUAAUUGUUUUCAGGCAGCUUUGUUGCAGGAAGCAGGUGAAAAGCCAUCAUUGUUCCACAUAAAAACAUUUGCUUCACCUAGAAUUGUUUUUAGCUGUGAAUGAAAAGGAAAAGAAAGGGUAAAGCCCUGUUUUUAUUUCCUUCCUGUUGUACAAGAUAAUUUCACACAAAGGGGGUUAGUAGAUACAUAGUCCUGCAUGGGCUUAACAUGAACCUGAAAUUUAAACUCCCAAGUUAAUAUUUAAAAGCCAAUACAUAACUGGAACAUUCAUGUAUUCUGCUUAGGUGUGUACUUUUCUUACAGACUAGCCUUAAUUUGACAUUGAGCUUAUGAUUUCCCUGUUCAUGAUCUCUCCUGAAAUUAUGUCUAGCUUUGCCUCAGUUCUUUCUCUGAUCAGGUUUUCUUCGCUACCUUACAAGCUUUACUGAAGUCUUUACCAGAGGUCAGCUGCCAACCACUGAAGACUUCUGGUCUUCAAAAUGACAGCUGCUGGACUCUUUUUUCCCCACUUGGAAUCCUUCUUAGCUUCUGCCUUCUGUUAUUUCAGCUUUAAGGUGUUUGCUGCAUCAUCUGUUGCCUAUAGCAACAGUGAUUUCUCAGUUCCUAUCCCCUCUCUGGAAUCUUGCUGCUGCUUAAGUUGUUUGGGAGACGGUGAAGAGAUAUAUCAAAGACUAACCCUUUUACAGCGCUUAGCCUGCCCUUUUAUUCUCUCCAACCAGUUGCCACAUUCUCACUAAUAUGAUGAACGCCAUUGGCCUAGAACUAUGGACCAGUAAAUUUGAAUGGAAUGUCCCACAAAAUGAUUUGCUAUAUUUUGACCUUUUCGUAUUCUACUGAAUCAUAUAAAAGCCAAAUGUGACAGCAAAUUGUUAUAACUGAAACCUCGCAAGUUACAUAGUCUUGAGCAACAGCGUCAGUUUAACUGCCUCUUGCAAACUGCCAACUGAACCCCAAUAUGGCAGCUGUAAUCCAGCAAAAUCUGGGGAGCACCAUGUUGGCUAUGUCCACAUUAGAGAACGGCAGAGUUGGCAGAUUACAAGGUCAGCCUUGAGUAUUUGUUCUAUUUGCAAAGUCUCUUCAUACCUAGUUUAAAUUCUUUGGUUACUGUAGGGCAAGCCUUCCCCAACCUAGUGCCUUCCAAAUAGUCAUUCUGGCUGGAGCUGAUGGGAGUUCCAGUUCAAAACAUUUUGAAGGCACUAGAUUGAGGGAGGCUGCUGCAGAAUCUUGUAACUGAAAAGGCAACAGUCUAUUAAAUCGAGAGGUUUGUCUAGGUUCAACCUCUCAAAAUACAGCUUUUUAAAACCAAUUCUUCAAAACUGAAUAACAUUCCCAUCCAGGGAAUUUCAUUCAAAUUCCAAGAGAGCCCAGUUUUGGCACCAAAUCUGAAGCACACGUAAUCCUGAGUACUCCCUCUACAAAAGAUAUAUGCAUGUAGUUUAAUAGUAAAGUAGCACUGUGGUUUAGUAAGCACAAGCUCCCUUUUGAGCACAUCUUUUGCUCUUGAAGAAUGGUUUGUAUGCGUUACGUUGAUUUCUUUGUACUUCCUUACUUAACCGUAUUUUUUUUUAAAAAAAAUAUUAUCAUAUUUAUACUGUAUAAAGCGUAGCUUGGGGGUGUACAGCUAACAAAAUCCCCGCCUGCAAAUGAUCAAAGCAUGGAACUAAAAUAUUAAGCACAAGAAAAAUGCAAUCUUUCUUUUCCAUUCCUUUUUGGCUUCCACACAGUAUUUCCAGCUGGGUAUGUGUUGCCAUGAGAUGAAGUGGAAUCAAGUAUAUUGUAAGAGAGUGCAUUGUUCAUCCGGAUCAGUUCCAUUCUAGAAAGGAAAGUUAGCAACUCGUACUUUCAACAAGACUGGAGGGAGGAUUCCUUAUGGAUUAUGAGCCUCGCUGCCUCCCACCCCCAUAAGUUCCACAGCGGCAGGCAUAACUGGCAAAUAAAUGUGCAGGCAAAGUGAGCGUGAAAUAUCUACUUGCAUUUCAUCAGUAUUAAUUCAUACAGUAUGAACAGUUUGGGAAGCUCUGCCUUUUUUGGAUAUCUAUGUGCUGUAGAUAAAAAAACUAAUUUGAAGGAUUUUCAAUAUAACACCUUUAAUUACCAAGCUACUUGUUUGAAAUAACAUUACAGAUCUAAUAAGUUUCCAUAUGAAGAGAAGAAUACAUGUUUCAGAUUCUGUCAAGUUUUUAAAAGUGGAUUACGCUAACUUCUUUCUUAUUGUUUGUGAUAAUUGGCAUAUUUAUCUUAAAUGUUGGACAGGAUGAUUCUCCACCUGCCUCUUUUCUAAUAAAUCUUCAGACUGGUUUACCUUGAAUUUAGAAAAAUAGUGUUUUGUGUUUCAGCUUGGUUUAUGUAUCAUUCUCAUAGCAUGCCCAAGCAUGGUAUAUUGAAUAGCCUGCAAGUAGCUUCCCCAGUCUUUUUUUAUAAUAGUGCCUCUUGGUUGUUUCGCUUCCCUCAGAAGUUUAGGGGCAAAUGUUCUCUGUGGCAGUCCUAAAAUUGUGGAAUUCUCCCACCUCAGAGGUACUUCUGGCUUCUUCCCUAUAUAAUCUCCAACAAAUGCUGAAGAGACACCUCUUUACCCUGGCCUUUGACACCUGAGAUGUGUGUUUUCAGGGCCUGCCCUAUUCCUGUGACUGUACUGUAUUUUAAUUCCUGUUUAAAGUUUUAAUUGUAAAUUGUUGUAACUCCCUGGUGAUGGUUGGGUAAAAAAGUUAAUAGUAGUAAUAAUAAUGAUAAUAAUAAUAACGUAAAAGUUCUGGUGUUUGUUGCCUCAUAAUUUAAUGUAAGAAAGAGGCUGUCUAUAUUAUGCCACACCUGAAAUUACCAAUCGUAUAAAUGAUAUGAAAGAGCACUGAAGAUACUGAAUAGCAUUUUUCUUCCUUUUUCCAUUUCAGAUCUGGGACAUGAGCGAUGAUGAAACACUCUGAAAGCUCAGUGAAUGAAGAGAAAGAUGACCCACUUCAGGGUGUGUUGGUCAGUCAUAUGACAAAUUAAUGAUUGCUUACUUAACUGUGGCUGUUGUAAAUAGAAACACUUACGGUGCACAACUUUUACUGGGAUGGGACAGUAUUGCAAUUCAAGGCACUUGUACUAUGAGUGUAAUUUCUCUUUCUAUUGUGUGUGAAAUAUAUAUAUAAGAGAGUUACAAUUAAAAUCUCUCUAUUUUUUUCAGCUUCUAAAUAUAGCUUAUAUUUAAAAUACCUCUGAAGAAAACUUCUUUGUUUAUUUUUCUCCCAGUUUGACUUUUUCUUUUAAGUAAACAUUCUGAACAAAUUAUGCCUUUUGAAACACUUCAGGGAUUUAUAGCCAAUGUAUCCUUGUCUCUGAGGUAGACAAUAAGAAAUUAGUCACAUUGAGAAUAAAUAGAAUGAGAGGGUCCACAUGUUUAGUCUCUCAAAAAGACAUUUCCUCUGGUUGUUUCUGUAUAUGGCAACACUCUAUAUAUUCUCAACUUUUAGUGCCUUUUAAAAAAAUGGUAGUUGAUAACUAAUGAUUUUCUUCCUUCCAAUACUAAUAGUUCAUCUUCUGCCUCCAUAGCGAGGUGAUUGUCCACCAACACCAAAACUAUGCCAUGAGCCUCUAAAGUAUAAUGAAUUUAAAUAAUAAUAAGGAAAUCUAUGUUAUUUACUGUUUUUAAUACAAGUAUUAUUUUAUCUUCUUUGUCAGCACAUAAACAAUGAAACAGCUAUGCAGAAUCUUCAUGCUAGCAUUUUGUGCCCUUUGCCAUUGGACUACUUUCUCAAAUCGUAUCUGGUUGCAGUCACAAAUCUGGAGAGGCUCAGAGUAGCCAGAUUAUGGCAUAUCAUGUUAACAGCAUACUUUUAAUCUGUAUAUUGCUCACUGAAUCUUGUCUCUACUUGAUUUCUUAUUUCUACUAAUUACAAAACCCCUGUUUAUUUCGUCUUACGUUUUCUAUCUAGUAAGUUAAUCUAGCUCUUGGGAAGGGGUGUGCAUUUAAAAAAAAUCUCAACACUUAGAAGCUGUACGUUAGCAAUAGCAGAAAUAGGAAGCACAGUUCUCAUGUGUAUGCAAGUGCAAUCUUUUAAUUUAAAAUAAUAAAAUUGCAUAAUGGCCUUCAGGCACUGCUUUCUGAGGAAAUUCAACAUCUCUGAUGACAGACUAGAACUCUACACUGGGAAAAUUUAGUACUCCGCAGCUUGCACUGAGUCACCAGCACAGACGUCAUUUGUAGAUAGUGAAACAGGAAACUCUGUUUUGAAAUUCUACAGUCUUGAUUAGCUGAGAGUCCAAAACAGCUCGGGGUCCCAGGAAUACUCUCCAAUGAAUGUCUGUCUUGACGCUUGGAUUAUCAAGAUUGAAUUUGUCAACUCUUUUUCCCCUCCGAGAGUUUUAGCUAUAUAUGACAUUUUAAGCACAGGGUAAUAUGAUGUUUCCUUGCUUAGUAAUUCCAGUAACUUAGAGUUGUAUAAGACUGAGCUUGCUUCCUGUACAUAUGCUUCCCAGAUGUCUGUGCUGUGCAGAAGUACUCCACUGUGACUUAGAAAACCUUCUGUUGUUUAACUUUAUUGUGUUUUCCUCUCCCCUUACAAACCAGAAUGGCGCUCUUGCUUGCUUGCUUGUACGCUUGCUUCUAGGUGUUUUUCCCCCCUUUGUAAAAUGUUUUAAGCACUUAAUUGAGGAAAACAUAAUGAAAGAUUUUAUUCUAAUGAAUGAAAUGUACAUUAAAAGAACUUCCAAGUACUUUUACUCACUGCCUUGUUUGCAUAGAUAGACGUCUGGCACCACCAUCUACUGUUGUCGUUUGAUAAUGGAGGAAGUUGAAAUUUGAGCUCUGGGGAAUGAAUGGGUGUGUUUUUGCUGGCAUGACUGUCCAAAAGUAAAAGUCUUGAUUAUUAU